Messenger RNA from Osmerus eperlanus (European smelt), 91333 nucleotides. Its product is annotated as titin-like. Gene Ontology annotation, molecular function: protein kinase activity; protein binding; ATP binding. NCBI's taxonomy places the organism in Eukaryota, Metazoa, Chordata, Actinopteri, Osmeriformes, Osmeridae. The coding region runs from base 188 to 90265 and encodes 30025 amino acids. The transcript has 221 exons. The record is from RefSeq and is a predicted model, not a curated record. Gene Ontology annotation, biological process: protein phosphorylation.
AUUGCAAGGAAAAAGCAAAACUACACGCUACACUGUGUAGUUUUGUUUUGAGGGGAUAUUUCGAGGCUCAACCGUUCUCACCUUGGAUAUUUUGGAAACAUUCUGGAUAAGGAGAUUGUUGCAUUAGUCACCUGGGCACAGUCCCAUCUGUUCAAGGCACCCUGGUGCAUACAAGGUGUCUAUCAAAAUGUCGACACAGGCGCCAACAUUUACACAGCCGUUACAAAGCGUUGUGGCACUUGAGGGUAGUGCUGCAACGUUUGAGGCUCAAGUUAGUGGUUCUCCAGUUCCUGAGGUGAGCUGGUUCCGUGAUGGCCAGGUUCUUACUGCUGCGGCUCUGCCCGGCGUUCAGAUCUCGUUCAGCGAUGGCCGCGCUGUUCUGACGAUCCCUGCUGUGACAGCCGCACACAGUGGAAGAUUUUCUGUGAGAGCUACCAAUGGAGCUGGACAAGCCACUAGCACCGCUGAACUCCUUGUUACAGCGGAGACUGCGCCACCCAACUUUAUUCAGAGACUUCAGAGUAUGACCGUGAGACAAGGAAGCCAAGUGAGAUUGGAUGUUCGUGUGGCAGGAAUCCCUACACCUGUGAUUAAGUUCUACAGAGAAGGAGCUGAGAUACAAAGCUCCGCUGACUUUCAGAUUGUUCAAGAAGGAGACCUUUACAGUUUGUUGAUUGCUGAAGCUUUCCCAGAGGAUUCUGGAACCUACUCCGUAAAUGCUUCAAACAGCAGUGGGCGGGCUACCUCCACUUGUGAACUACUAGUUCAGGGUGAAGAGGUAGCAGUGCCUGCUAAGAAGACCAAAACAGUUGUGUCUACUUCUCAGAUCUCUCAGACUCGCCAGACUAGAGUUGAGAAGAGAAUGGAGUCUCAUUUUGCGUCCUCGUCCAUGAUGUCGAUGCAGGUCGAGGGGGGUGUUAUGACCCAGCAGUUGGCACACAAGACCCCCCCCCGUGUGCCACCAAAGCCAACUUCAAAGUCACCAACUCCACCAUCUCUGGUGUCCAAGGUUGCAGGUGCUCGUCACCAGUCUCCAUCACCUGUGAGACAUGUGAAGGCACCCACUCCAACCCCUGUCAGGUCUGCCUCCCCCACAUCCAGACUGUCUGUCUCCCCCAUCAGACCUGUGAAGUCACCAUUGACCACACGUAAGCAGAUGGCCCUGGGAGCAGAUGUCCCGCCCCCCUGGAAGCAGGGAGGCUUCGAGUCCAGCUACACCAUGACUGCUGGAGCCACCCGCGUCCAGACCUCUGCCUCCUCUGUUCACAUGGAGCAGCACUGGGAGGGCUCAUAUGGAGUUCAGCAGCAGCAGCAGCAGCAGCAGCAGGUGACAGCCGUAUUUGUCAAAGAGGGUGAGGGGGGGAAAAAGGCUGAGGCGGUGGCUACAGUACUGGCUGCUGUCGACCAAGCACGUGUUCGGAAGCCUGUGCAUGCAGAGGGUGGUCAUGCUGAAGAGGAAACUAUAGAAACAGAUUUGAAACAGCAGCAAAUGCUGGCCACAGAGCAACAUGUAACAACCCGGACAGUGACAACCCAAAUGCCAACUGCUAUCCACACCUAUACCCCUGAGCAAAGCCUGCAGGUCUCCCAGAUGCAAAGAAGUACAGAAACAACCACCCAUGUGGAUACUGCCCUGCCCCCAUCCCCAAUUCCACAUUUUACAGUUUCAAAAGUCACUGUUCCUAAACCUGACUAUAGUUAUGAGGUUUCAAGAACAGGCUCUGCUAUUGCCACACUGCAGAAAGAGUUAUCCUCUACCUCUGCACAAAAGAUCAUCAAGCCAGUCAAGCCUCCAUCUCAUAAGACUGUGGAGACAAGAAUGAUGCCAGAGUCUACCCCUCCUCCAUUUAAAGAUAUUACUGACAGAUAUCAGACAUAUUUCGACACUCAAUUACAGACAGGGACAGGAUAUAUAGGGGGCAUGGAGCAAAUAUAUGAGGAUUGGGAAACACAGGUUGUGGAGGCAGCCGCUGUACCUUCAACUCUGGAGGAAAGUGUGGUCCCACCUACUCUUUUGGCUGCUUUGAUGGACUUGACUGUGACAGAGGGUGAAUCUGUGACUCUGGAGUGCCAGAUCAGUGGUCACCCUGCCCCUGUCAUCAUGUGGUUUAGAGAGGACUACAGAAUCGAGAGUUCCAUUGACUUCCAGAUAACCUAUGAGGGUGGAUUUGCUCGUCUGGUAAUCCGUGAGGCCUUUGCUGAGGACAGCGGUCGCUUUACCUGCACUGCCACCAGCGAGGCUGGAACAAUCAGCACAUCCAGCUACCUACUUGUUCAAGUGUCAGAAGAAAUUGAAUUGGCUGCUGUCACUGAACAGACAAUUGUUCACGAGAAACAGAUGACAGUUGAAGCAAAGGAGGAGACCAUGUCGGAGGUGAGUGGCGUUGCAGAGUCUGUGGAAACUGCAGCUGCUGUUGCUCCCUUCUUCAUCAAGAAACCUACUGUACAAAAGUUGGAGGAAGGAGGAUGUGUUGUCUUUGAGUGCCAGAUUGGAGGUAGUCCAAAGCCCAACAUUUUCUGGAAGAAGAGUGGGGUACCUCUUACAACUGGAUACAGAUAUAAAGUUGCCUACAAAAAGGAGACUGGAGAGUGCAGGUUGGAGAUCUCUAUGACAUUUGCUGAUGAUGCGGGAGAGUACGCCAUCUUUGUCAAGAACCAGCUUGGAGAAGCCUCAGCCUCAGCCAGUCUGCUUGAGGAAGAGGAAUAUGAAGCCUACAUGAAGACACAGGAAGUGACAUACAAGACUGAAGUGACUACAAUGGUACAGGAGCCCAAAGUGGGAGAUGUGCCCCCCGUUGUUGUGAGCGAAUAUGGGAUGGAGCAGAGGGGCAUGCAGACCCAGAUGAUGCAAACAUUUGUCUCCGAGCAGGAAUUCCAAAUAUCAAACAUUGAAGAGAGGAUUAUCUAUGAGAUUCAGUUGACCAUCAUGAGGAUCACCUACCAGGAACUAGUUAUUGAGGAUGGAGAGGAGAUGGUGACUGCUGCAGAAGAAGAGGCUGUACAGCCAGCCUUUGCUACUCCAGUCAAACACUACAGGAUCAUGGAGGGAAUGGGGGUCACUUAUCAUUGCAAAAUGACAGGAAAUCCACUUCCUAAGAUUGCAUGGUACAAAGAUGGAAAGCGUAUCCGUCACGGCGGUCGUUACCAGAUGGAGGUUCUUCAGGAUGGCCGAGCCAGUCUACGUCUCCCUGUGGUGCUGCCUGAAGAUGAGGGUGUUUACACAGCAUUUGCCAGCAACAUGAAGGGCAAUUCUGUGAGCUCUGGGAAGCUUUUCGUAGUGUCGUCUGCAGUAGGGGGACCUCAGAGAUAUACACCCCAGCCAGCAAUGCAGAGAAUUAGAUCUACAUCCCCACGAUCUGCGAGCCGCUCUCCUAGUCGCUCUCCUGGUCGCUCUCCUGCUCGCAGGCUUGAUGAAACAGAUGAGAGUCAGUUGGAAAGGCUGUACAAGCCUGUCUUUGUCCUGAAGCCUUCCUCAUUCAAGUGUGCUGAGGGGCAAACUGCAAGAUUUGACCUGAAAGUUGUUGGUAGACCAAUGCCUGACACAUAUUGGUUCCACAACGGACAACAAGUGGUCAAUGACUACACCCACAAGAUAGUUGUUAAGGAGGAUGGAACUCAGUCGUUGAUUGUGGUUCCAGCAAUGCCCCAUGACUCUGGAGAGUGGAAUGUUGUUGCACAGAACAGAGCUGGAAGAACCUCUGUUUCCAUGACUUUAACCGUUGAUGCUAAAGAAAACUUGGUCCGACCCCAGUUUACUGACAAGCUGAAGAACAUCAGUGUAAGACAAGGCACUCUGGUUGAGUUGGCGGUCAAAGCCAUCGGAAACCCCCUGCCUGAUAUUGUUUGGCUGAAAAACAGUGACAUCAUCUCCCCACAUAAGCACCCAAAUAUCAAGAUUGAAGGCACCAAAGGAGAGGCCAAAUUCCAGAUCCCUGUUCCAGUGAGCUCUGAUAGUGCCUGGUACACAGCCACAGCCAUCAACAAAGCUGGAAGAGAUACCACUCGCUGCAGGGUCAAUGUUGAGGUGGACUUUGUUGAACCUGAACCUGAAAGGAAGCUUAUUAUUCCCAAGGGAACCUACAAGGCCAAGGAUAUUGCUCCUCCAGAGUUGGAACCCUUGCAUCUCCGUUAUGGUCAAGAUCAGUGGGAGGAGGGUGACCUUUAUGACAAAGAGAAACAACAGAAGCCCCACUUUAAGAAGAAGCUGACUUCGGUCAGGCUCAAGCGUUUUGGUCCCGUCCAUUUUGAAUGCAGACUUACCCCUAUUGGAGACCCCACCAUGAUGGUUGAAUGGUUGCAUGAUGGCAAACCCCUGGCAGCUGCAAACAGGUUGCGCAUGGUCAAUGAAUUUGGCUACUGCAGUCUUGACUUUGAAGCUGCUUAUGCCAGAGACAGUGGUGUCAUCACUUGCAGAGCAACUAACAAGUUUGGAGUUGACCAGACCUCAGCUACCCUGAUUGUCAAGGAUGAGAAGAGCCUUGUUGAGGAAAGUCAGCUACCUGAGGGUAGGAAGGGAAUACAAAGAAUUGAUGAGAUGGAGCGUAUGGCUCAUGAAGGUGGUCCUUCUGGAGUUGGUGCAGAUGAAGGAUCAGAGAAGACAAAGCCAGAGAUUGUUCUUGUUCCUGAGCCUGCCAGAGUACUGGAAGGUGAAGCUGCAAAAUUCCGUUGCAGAGUGACUGGUUAUCCUACACCAAAGGUUAACUGGUACCUUAACGGUCAGCUCAUUCGCAAGAGCAAGAGAAUGAGACUUCACUAUGAUGGUAUUUACUACCUAGAGAUUGUAGAUAUCAAGUCAUACGAUUCAGGAGAAGUGAGAGUGUUGGCAGAGAACCCCAUUGGUACAGCUGAGCAUACAGUUAAGCUUGAGAUCACACAGAAAGAGGACUUCAGAUCUGUCCUUCGUCGUGUCCCUGAGGCUAAGGCUGUAGAAGUUGGCAUUGUACCAGAAGCUGGGAAAGUUUCCUUUGACGUUGUGAAGGUUGAAAAACCCGACGAGGACACUCGGCCCAAAGAGGUUGUGAAGCUGAAGAAGACAGAGAGAGUGAUCCAUGAAAAAUCCACAGAGGAGACCGAUGAGUUGAAAAAUAAAUUCAAGCGCAGAAAAGAGGAGGGUUACUAUGAGGCCAUCACUGCUGUGGAGCUCAAGUCUCGCAGGAAGGAUGAGUCUUACGAGGGCAUGCUUAAGAAGAGGAAGGAGGAACUUCUUCAUCAUAUGAAAGAGAAGUCUGAGGCUGAAAAGAAGAAGGAGGAAGAACGCAAGGUCACCGCUCCCUCAAUCAAACCAGAAAAAUUCAAGCUCUCUCCCAGCAUGGAAGCUCCAAAGAUCAUAGAGCGUAUUGUAAGCCAGACAGUUUCCCUGAUGGAUGAGGUUCGUUUCAGAGUCAGGGUGAUUGGUAAACCGGAGCCUGAGUGCCAAUGGUUUAAGAAUGGUGUUUUGCUUGAGAAAACGGAUCGCGUCAAUUGGUAUUGGCCUGAAGAACAUGUAUGUGAAUUAGUGAUACGCAAUGUCACAGCUGAAGAUUCUGCCAGUGUCAUGGUUAAAGCCGUCAACAUUGCAGGGGAAACUUCAGGCCAUGCUUUCCUGUUGGUGCAAGGAAAGACAGUCAUUUCCUUCACUCAAGAGCUGGAGGAUACCGAUGCUAAGGAGAAGGACACCAUGGCUACCUUUGAAUGUGAAACCAAUGAGCCUUUUGUCAAAGUCAAAUGGCUGAAAAACAAUGUGGAGAUUUUCUCUGGAGACAAAUACAGGAUGCACUCAGACAGAAAGGUCCACUUCCUGUCUGUGCUAAUCAUCAGCAUGAAGGAUGAUUCAGAAUACAGUUGUGCCGUUGUUGAGGACCCCAACAUCAGAACCACGGCCAGACUCCUUGUUGAAGGUUCUGCGCUGGAAUUAGUGAAGACUUUGGACAACACAGAGGUGCCUGAGACCUACUCUGGAGAGUUUGAGUGUAUUGUGUCACGUGAGGAUGCUGAAGGUACCUGGUACUUUGAGAAGAAGGAGAUCACUCCCAGCAGCAAAUAUGUUACCUCCUCCCGUCGUGGAAGACAUUCACUAUCUGUGAAAGACGUGAAGAAGGAAGAUCAGGGCAAAUACACAUUUGUUGUUGGUGAAUUUAAGACAAGUGCUUCCCUGAAGAUGAAAUUGCGUCCUGUGACUCUGAUGCAACCCCUGUCUGAUGUGACGGUUUGUGAGGGUGACAUUGCUCAGCUGGAAGUCAAAUUCUCUCAAGAAAAUGUUGAGGGGUCUUGGAUGAAGAAUGGUAAUCUUAUCACUGCCUCAGAUCGUAUUCACAUUGUAAUUGACAAACUCACCCACAAACUACUGAUUGAGGAUACCAAGAAGGAUGACAACGGAAUGUACUCCUUUGUGGUGCCUGCCCAAGACAUCUCCACUAACGGAAAACUGACAAUUCAAGUUAUUGGCAUUUUGGCACCACUCAAGGACAUCACAUCAGUUGAGGGAACCAAGGCUGUUAUGGAGACUAAGAUCUCUGCUGCAGAUGUCAGCUCUGUGAAGUGGUACCAAAAUGACAAGCUCAUUAUGCCCAGUGAGAGGAUCCAGAUGGUUGCAAAGGGAACCAAACAGCGCCUGGUGUUUAACAGGUCCUUUGCCUCAGAUGAAGGAAACUACAAGCUGGUUGUUGGCAGAGCUGACACAAGCUGCAAAUUAACUGUCCAAAAAAUUACAAUUGUGAAGCACAUGGAGGAUAGAGUGUGCACCGAGACUCAGAAUGUCAUCUUUGAGGUUGAAGUUUCUCAUCCUGGCAUUGAUGCUCUUUGGACCUUCAAGAACCAGCCCCUUAAAGCUGGUGCGAAAUACAAGAUGGAGGCAAAGGGCAAGCGGUAUGCCUUGACUGUCAUUAAUGCCAUGAAGGAUGAGGAGGGAGAAUACGCUUUUGCAGCUGGUGAAAAGACAUCCAGCGCAAAGCUUACCGUGUCAGGUGGCGCCAUCAACAAACCCCUGCGUGAUUUGAUUGUGGCUGACUCUCAGACUGCUGAGAUGGAGUGUGAGGUCGCCAACCCAAGCGCUGAAGGAAAGUGGCUGAAGGAUGGACAGCCUGUGGACUUCAGUGAAAAUGUCAGGAGUGAAAAACUUGGUGCUGUCAGGCGUCUUGUUAUUGUUAUAACCAAAGCCACUGACAUUGGGGAAUAUACCUACCAGAUUGCAAAUUCAAAGACAACUGCCAACCUGAGAGUAGAGGCUGUGAAAAUCAAGAAGACCCUGAAGAACCAGACUGUCUCUGAGACACAGGAGGCAGUGUUUAGUCUGGAGCUGACCCAUGAGAAUGUGAAGGGCUCACAGUGGAUCAAGAAUGGUGUUGACAUCCGUCCCAGUGAUAGAUGUGAAAUCUCUGUUGAAGGCAUGGUCCACACCUUGAAGAUUAAGAACUGCACCACUCAAGAUGAGUCUGUUUAUGGAUUCAAACUUGGAAAGCUGUCUGCUAAUGCCAGGUUAAACAUUGAGACAAUUAAGAUUUUGAAGAAGCCAAAAGAUGUGACUUCACUGUUGGAUGCCACUGCCACUUUUGAGCUGGGUCUGUCCCACGAUGACAUUCCUGUAAAAUGGAUGUUCAACAAUGUGGAGCUGAAACCAAGUGAGCAAGUCAACAUGCUGUGUGAUAGAAAAACUCACAAGUUGAUCAUCAAACAUGUGGACACUCACAAAGCUGGAGAGUACACCGCUAUGGUUGGCCAUGUGCAAUGUGGCGCAUCUCUCUAUGUUGAAUCUCUGCGUGUCACCAAACCACUGAAGAGUGUUGAAGUCCCAGAGACACAUGUUGCCACUUUUGAGUGUGAAGUUUCACAUUUCAAUGUCCCAUCCACCUGGCUGAAAAAUGGAGUGCAGAUUGAAAUGAGUGAAAAGUUCAGGAUUGUGGUCCAGGGAAAACUUCACCAGCUCAAGAUCAUGAAUACCAGCAGACAAGACUCUGCAGAGUACACCUUUGUCUGUGGAAAUGACAGGGUCUCUGCAACACUGACUGUUAAUCCAAUCUUAAUCACAUCCAUGAUGCAAGACAUAAACGCUCAGGAGAAAGACACCGUCACAUUUGAAGUGAAUGUCAAUUAUGAGAGCAUCACCUACAAGUGGCUCAAGAAUGGUAUUGAGAUUCGGUCCACAGACAGAUGCCAGAGUCGCUCAAAGCAGCUUACACACUCCCUCACAAUCCGGAAUACUCAUUUUGGUGAUACUGGAGAUUAUAAAUUUGUGGCUGGCUCCGCAUCUUCAUCCGCAAACCUUUAUGUUGAUGCUCGCGUGAUUGAAUUCACCAAGCAUAUUAAAGAUAUCAAGAUAACAGAGAAGAAGAAGGCCAUCUUUGAAUGUGAAGUUUCUGAGCCCAACAUCCAAGUGAUGUGGAUGAAAGAUGGACAGGAGCUGGAAGUAUCUGAAAGAUACAAAGUCUCCACUGAGAAGUUUCUGCACCGCUUGAUGAUCCAGACUGUCCGCCUGUCUGAUGCUGGGGAGUAUUCUGUGGUCGCUGGUGCAAGUGUGUCAAAGGGUCAUCUGACUGUAGAGGGACGGGAUGUCAGGAUCUCAGAGCCAGCAGAUAAAGAAAUCACGGUGGUUGAAAAACAAAGAUCGAUGUUUGAAUUUGAAGUCAAUGAGGAUGACAUUGAAGGCCGUUGGCUCCGAAACGGUGUAGAGAUAAUUUUUUCAGUUGAGGACCGGUUUAACUAUGUUGUCAUCCGGAAGAUUCACCGUUUGACUAUCUCAGAAACCUAUAGAAGUGAUGCAGGGGAGUACACGUUCAUUGCUGGAAAAAACAGGACAAUUGUGACUCUACAUGUCAAUGUCCCUGAUCCACCAAAGAUCAUUCGCCACAUGCAGCCACUGUCUGUGGAGGCAGGCAAACCUGCUCGCUUUUCUGUAGAAGUGUUUGGCAUCCCACAGCCUCAAGUGUCUUGGUACAAGAACUCCCAGGCUCUCUCCCCUGGGUUCAAGUGCAAGUUCCUGCGUGAAGGAAACGAGCACACACUGCUACUGAUUGAGGUGUUCCCAGAAGAUGCAGCUGUCUACAACUGUGAGGCGAAGAAUGACUUUGGCAUGGCCACAAGCUCAGGUGUCCUUAAUGUGGAAGUUUCCGAAUUAGUCUCACCCGAUUCUGGAUCUCCUCGGUCUGCACCUAUGAUCAUCUCUCCCCUUAAAGAUCUCUUACUCAGAGAGGGAGAGUCAGCCAAGUUCCAGUGUUGUGUCUCUGGUGAAGAUCUGAGAAUCACUUGGUACUGCAAGGAUAAGGAGCUCAAACAGUCUGACAUCUUUAAGAUGUCUCAGUUUGAUGACAACUGCCAGCUGGAGAUAGCCAGAGUUGUCCUUGACAAAGAAGGGGAAUACACUUGUGUUGCUAGAAACUCAUCAGGAAUGGUGUCUUGCUCUGCAACUUUAACACUUGAUGUAACAACCACAGAGGAGGACUAUGGAACUCAGGAUGGAGUUACAGCUUUUUCUAGCUUGAAUGUCUCAACUGAAGAGGAAAAACGGGCAUCUUCUUACUACACUGGCCUACAGUUACCAGACAAAAGCAAAACACUUGAACUCAUGCCAGAAUCUAAACGUUUCUCUAGUAUUUUAGAAAAGAAAAAAGAAAAGCCAGUUUUCAUUACCCAACUCUCACCAGCAGCUGUCACUGUUGGGGAGAUGGCCAGGUUUACUGUCACAGUAUCUGGCUUCCCAAGGCCCAAUGUUCAGUGGUUUCACAAUGGCCAUGUCAUUACUAGUUCCUCUAUUUACGCAUUUGUCCAAGAGGUAGAUGAAUACAGUUUGGUCAUAAACAAGGUGCAGAAAGAGUAUGCAGGAGAAUACACCUGUACUGUAAGCAACAGAUUUGGGCAGACAAGCUGCACUUCGUUCCUACAUGUUGAAUUGAGUGAUCCCCAAAAAACAAAGAAGGGGGUUGAAAAAAUCUUCAAAACCGUCGGCAAACCUCCAGAAUUCACAACAACUAUUGUACCUUUCCAAUGUAUAGAGGGAGGCGAAGCUCUUUUCAAGUAUGUUGUCACAGGAGACCCUCUCCCUGAGGUGCAAUGGCUCAGAGGCAGUUUCCAUAUUCAACCCACUAAGUAUUGUAACAAGGUUAAUAAUCCAGAUGGGUCUGGCUUCAUCAACAUGAAGAGCGUUAAACAGGAGGACAGUGGGGUAUAUACAUGCAAGGCUUCCAACCCAUUUGGGGAAGCCUCUUGUAGUGCUGAGUUAGUAGUAUUCAAAGAGCCUGUCUCUGUAACUCGACAGGAACAACACAUGGUAGUUCAGAAACAAAAAGGUUAUAAAGUAUCCAUGACUGAACAAGCUACAGAAUCCCGCUUGUACAUGGUCAACCUUCCAGGAGAUGCCGGGGCAAGUCUUCAGGCAGGGCAUCAGAUGGUGUAUACCAUUGGUACUGAGGACAGACAGGUUGUUUCAAGUGAGCAGGUGGGCACGCUUGGAGAGGUGGACAUCUCUGCUGCUUCUCUUCAUAGAGAGCAGGUCACCCACCAAGCUGCUGUGCUGCAGUCUCAUGAAGUAGAAGAAAGAGUAUCUGUAGCUCCCACACAUCCACUCCAAGUUGCAGCUGUUCCUAUAAAACAACUGCACAUGGCUACAUUUACAUCUUCUGUCCAGGAAAGUCACCAUAUAAUCGAGCAGCACUCUGACCGAAUCCAAAGCCCAGAGGUCAUAGAACUGGAAUUGGCAAAAGAGAAAUCCUCAAAGUUAAGGUCAGCCAUUGCUGAGGAGGUCCUUCCUCUAACUACAGUGAGAACAGAGGCCUUAGGGGAUAGAAUACCAGAAAGGAUCAAGCCUUCUACAGAACCCAGACAAGUUGUCACUAGUCAUCAGGUAGAAACUAGUUUACCAAUACUCAAAGAAAAAACAGGCUUGACAACAAGGCCUGAGGGGGAGAGAGGCUUCAGAGUUACCGAAGGUGUAAAGAUUUUAUACUCUGCUCAAUCGUCAGGGCAACUUCCUAUAACAGAGAGCCACUCUGAACCGCUAUCUGCUAGGGAUCCACCUGUUCAGUCCUUCAUUGAAAUAGAACAUUCUCAGCCAACGUUUGCACCAGUGAGUGAGACUAAAACAGAGUUGUCUAAAGAGCAGAGAUUUGAAAUGCAUAGGCCUGCACCAGAGAGAGCUUUGGCACAUAAGGAUUCUAUCAUUCUAUCAGCAAUGCAUGCUGAGGAAAGACACCAACUCCAAGCGGAACACUUGAGCAUGGUACCUGGUUUGGAGAGUGCCAUGUCUUUGAACUCUCAAAAAGAAGGGGAUAGGCUCAUGCAUCUACAGAUGAUUGCGGAUCAAGGCACAUUUCAGUCUGAAGGGCGAUUCACUUGUGAAAGGCCUUUGCCAGAGAAUUUAAUUGCAAGGAAAAGCCAGACUCUUUUACACACAGUGUCUCAGGACGAACAGAAAACUGUCAUUUGUGAAGAUACAACAGAGUUCUUAUCAAAACGUGACACAUUCUCCAUUAAACCUACAAAAGAAGUUCCUGCUGCAUUGCAUCUUCAAUCUAUUUGGCCAAUCACUGCAUUACCCAAAGAGGGUGUACUCGUCAUAGAAAAGCCAGACCAGCAGAUGGCAGCACAGAGACAGGAAAAAGCCAGAAAACAUGCAGCGACAUCUGAAGAUAGAAGAGCACUUACUGCUGAUUAUCACAAAGAUCUUGACAUUUCAGUGACAGGCCUUCAGUCAGAACUUAAAGCAGAGCCCAAACCUCAGAACAUUCUUCAGGUCUCUUACAAGCCCAUGCAACUACCAAAAGAAACACCAUUUACCAGUGAUAUGAAACAGCAGCGUGCACUAGUCCAGAAGGAGGAACGUUGGGAUGUCAUGCAUGCAGUAACUGUGCGGGACAAUCAAAGUUUAGAAGAGGGACACACCAACACGCUGAAAGCCAAUGACAGAUUCAAACCUGAACUGAAAAUAGAACCCAAAAUCCCUAAAAAACCUGUGUUUAUUGAGGAGCAGGCAAUUUCAACUGAAAGCUGUACUGUUUUAGAUUCAGCAGCGCAAGACUUUGCAGUCCUAAUUCAUGAAGGGCAAUCAGUAAGGAAAUCAAUAAUAUUGGAGGAGAAACAAAUCAUCUUUGGUGAACAAUCAAGUGAAAUAGAGAGGUCUGAGGAAUCUGUUGUGAGUGUAAGGACUCAACCUAAAGGGGUAAUGUUUGUUCAUGAAUCCCAGGAGAGCCAGGAGCUCCCAAAGGAGAUGACCUUUGUGAUCCCAAUGCCAAAACCACUCAGUCUGAACAUCAGACAUCAGUUAAAAGAUGCACUUCAGUCUGCCGUGGCUCGUGACCAGCCACUGUUACUUGCAGACAUUGUGGAGAGUUUAGAGGCUGUUGGGAUACAGGAGGUGAAGGUCCAGAAAGAACCCAAAUUUUCAAAAUUCACAUAUCUUAUUACGACAACAGGCACUCCUAUAGAAAUCACUCUGGCUUUUGAAGGUGAAUACCCUCAGACUGCUGAUCUGAGGACUGAACUCAAGGCAGCUUUCCAUGCUAUAGUUUAUCGAGAGCAGAAAAGCCUGUCUUCUGAACAGCCUGGAAUUCAACAUAUGGACAAGCCUCAAAGAGUUCAGGUCAGCAGUACACACUCUAAAGAAAUGUUGUCUUCUGUGGUGGAGACGGUGAGAAUUGCAGAGAGUGCAGUGGAUUUUGCAACUCCAAAGUCUCAAACAGCUGCUGUCAAAACGGAAGUAAAAGGAUCUUUCCAAAGUGUAACAGUCCAGGAACACUUUGAGGUUCAUGAAUCCAGGCAAAGUAGUAAGCAGGGAGCGAGAGCUGUAACCGUAAAAAGCAAGGAUAGAGAUGUGGGUUCUGCAGAUAUAACCAAAAGAGUACCCCUGGGCCCUGUACCUGUGGAACAAUGCAUAGAUAUGUCCAUAGAAAAAGAAACUAGGGAGGAGUAUAUCUCAGAGGCAAUCAUAAUUAGUGAGUCUUCAGACACUUUGACCAAUGAUUACCCUAUCAUUUUGAAUUCCCUGGAGGACACUGUCAUAGAGGAGAACAGUAAGGUUACUUUCAGUGUGACCAUAAAGUGUGUCCAACAUGUGAACUGGCUUUUCAAUGGACAAUUGGUGAAAUCUGGCAAAGAGUUCAAGUGUUCCAAAGACCAUGACACAUACACGUUACAAAUCAACAAAGUUAUCAAGGAGAAACAUCAAGGAGAAUAUGUCUGUGAGGCUGAGAAUGAAGCCGGCAAGACCACCACAUCUGGAAGACUCACAGUAGUCUCAAGAGUGCGACCUGUCUUUAGGUACAAAAUCCUGCCCGUGGAGAUCAAUAUUGGCAGCAAAGCCAAAUUUGAAUGUGAGACUGAGGACGCACCCAAUGUGACCUUCAAGUGGUUCAAAGCUGAUGCUGAGAUUAAACAGAACGAGAUGUACAGGAUCAUCAGUCUCCAACAGAAAUCUUCUCUGGAGCUUGAGAACCCAACAAAACCAGACAGUGGUGAAUACACCUGCAAAGCCUCCAACCAGCAUGGCAGUGACAGCUGCUCCGCUUCUCUGACAGUAACAGAACGUGCCCAUCCGCCCACCUUUAUAACUAAGCCUGAUCCAAUGACCUUGUAUGCUGGAAAGAAAGCUACGAUUCAGUGUGUGAUAACAGGCUCCUCUCCUCUGAGUGUUCUUUGGCACAAAGACAACAAAGUUGUUUCUUCAGGCGCAAGCUACAGAACCUCUUCCGACAAGAAUAAGUACAUUCUUGAGGUAGUAAAACUUGAACCGUCUGACCAGGGCAUCUAUCUCUGUAAAGCUUCCAACAGUGUUGGGACAGCAAUGUGCAGUGCAGAGAUAAAGGUCAUCAAAAAGCCCAGCUUUGUCAAGCCCUUUGAGGCAGUUGCCACAGCUGUGGGAACUCCACUCCAUCUUGAGUGCCAAGUGGAUGAGGACACUGGAGUGACCAUCACCUGGACAAGGGAUGGCAAAAAGAUUCACCAGUCAACGGAUUGUAAACUCUCUUUUGAGGAUAAAAUAGUCUCUCUUGAUAUUCCAAAGACAAAGUUGAAAGAUUCAGGAAAAUAUGACUGCACAGCUGCAAAUGAUGCUGGAAGCACAACAUGCUCUUCUUCUGUAAUUGUGCAAGAGCCACCAAUCUUUGUUAAGAGGCUGGAACCAACCAUGGUCUGGAAGAAAGGCUCUUCUGCCCGGCUGCAGUGCACAGUCAAGGGAUCACCGGAACUUCACGUUACCUGGUUUUUAAAUGACAAAGAGCUGUCUACAAAUAAGAAAUAUAAAAUCACUUUUAAGGAAGGUCUUGCAUCUCUGGAGAUAAGUGAUGUGGCUUUACUAGACAGUGGAAACUACACAUGUGAAGUGUUGAAUGAAGCAGGCUGUGAGAGCUGCAGCACUAAGUUAACUGUUAAAGAAUCACCCUCUUUCAAAACAGAACUGCAAAUUGUUGAGGCUGUGAGGGGAAGUGUUGGCACAUUUAAAUGUGAGAUAGCCGGCACUAGUCCUUUUGAAGUGGAUUGGUUUAAGAAUAAGAAACGACUCGCCACAGAUAAGAAAUACAAAAUAGUCUCUCAGGAAUCCAUGGCCUGUUUAGAGAUCAACUCAUUUGAAAGCGCAGACAUUGGGGAAUAUCAGUGUGUUGUAUCAAAUGCGGUUGGAUCAGUAUCGUCAAAGUCAGUUGCCAAACAGAAAGAACCACCUGUAUUCUCAAAGAAAAUUGAGAGUGCUACAGCAGUGCUGGGUAAUGCUGUGAAACUGUGGGGUACCAUUAAAGGCUCGGCACCCAUCACAGUUAAAUGGAUGAAGGAUGCAGAAUUGCUGAGAGAGGACGACUGUAAUGUCAAAAUUACAUUUGAGAAUAAUAUUGCUGCUGUUUCAAUCUCAGCUGUUGACAUUUGUCAUGGUGGCAAGUAUAUUUGCCGAGCAGAGAAUGAGGCUGGUCAACAAAAAUGUGAAGCGUCAUUAGCAAUUCAAGAACCUGCCAGAAUCUUAGAGAAAGCCGUAUCUAUCAAUGUGACGACUGGGGAUUCUGCACGCUUGGAAUGCACUGUUGCAGGAAGUCCAGACCUCAAAGUGAAAUGGUUUAAAGACGGAAAGGAGAUUACAGGAGGUCGAAAAUAUAAGAUGACUUUUAAGGAUCAUUUUGCUGUUUUAAAGAUUAUUUCAGCAGAAAAGGGAGACACUUCUGAAUACAAGAUGGAAGUGUCCAAUCGGGUUGGAAAAGACCAGUGCUCUUGUUCUAUUACUGUUAUAGAUCGUACUACUCAACCAUCCUUCACAAAACAUCUUAAAAAGGUUGAUGGAAAUGUAGGAAACAAAAUCACAUUUGAAUGCAAAGUAUCUGGAUCACAGCCCAUUGCAAUGACCUGGUACAAAGAUGAUAAAGAAAUAAUGUUUGGAGAUAAAUAUGAGAUUCAAAUCAAGGACUGCGCUUCAACAUUGAGCAUUACCACUUUGGAAAAGAGUGAUGGUGGAGUGUACAUGUGCAGGGCAACAAAUGCUGCUGGAUUUGAAGAGAGCAGUGGAAUUUUGUGCGUCAGAGAACCGCCAAGCUUCACAAUUAAACCUGAUUCUCAAGAUGUCAUACCAGGAUAUGCGGUCAUCUUGAAGGCAGCUUUCUCUGGAACAGCUCCUUUUACUGUUAAAUGGUUCAAAGAAGACAAAGAGGUAUCAACUGGAGGCUCAUGUUUCAUCAAGAAAGACGCCUCAUCAAGCUUCUUGGAGCUUCACUCUGUCAAAGCUUCUGACUCUGCAAUCUACAGUUGUCACGUAACCAACGAUGCUGGGAAAGUAUCAUGCACUGCGGUGCUGUUUGUUAAAGAACCACCCACAUUUUCUAUGAAGCUUGAGACUUCAAAGCUUGUGAAAAAUGGGCAGACUCUUCAGUUGUCCAGCAAAGUACAGGGCAGCCCUGUGAUCAGUAUAAAAUGGCUGAAAAAUGAGAAUGAGAUAUAUCCAAAUCAAAAGUACCAAAUCUCCUUCAUUAACUCAGUAGCCACAUUGGAGAUAGUCAACUCCACUGUUGAUGAUAGUGGAGAUUAUGUUUGUGUGGCAUCAAGUGAUGCUGGUAGUAAUCGCUGCAGCAGCACAGUGACAGUCAAAGAACCUCCGAUGUUUGUGAGGGCUUUUGAGACGACUGAAGUUGUAAAAGGAUCUGACCUAGUCUUAGAAGGCACAGUGUCUGGCUCUCUGCCAUUUGAAAUACAUUGCUAUCAUGACACCAAACUAAUCAGAAACGACAAAAGGCAUAAGAUACAUGUGCAUAAUGAGAAAGUCACUCUUCAGAUUCUGAAAUGUGAGCCUGGAGAUGUUGGAAAGUACCAGUGCACGAUAGUUAAUGAUGUUGGAGAGUCUUCAUGUUAUUACCAAAUAACAUUAAAAGAACCUCCAUCGUUUGUUCAAAGAAUAGAAAACAUCAGUUCCAUAGUGGGUUCUGAGAUCUUUAUGCAGUGUAUGCUGUCUGGAUCACUGCCCAUGACUGUGUCUUGGAUCAAAGAUGAUCAUGAGCUUACAGAUGAUGAACAUAUUAGGAUGUCCUAUGAAACCACUUCUGCGGUGCUGAGUUUGAAAAACACCCAGAUUACACAUGGAGGAAAAUAUAUCUGUCAGGCACAGAACGAUGCUGGGAGUCAGAAAUGCAUUGCAAUGCUUACAGUCAGAGAACCAGCAAAAAUCAUAGAGCAAGUAAAGUCUGUCAGCGUUACCACAGGAGAUCCAGCUACUCUUGAAUGCAGGUUUUCAGGAAGUAAAGUCCUUAGUACCAAAUGGCUGAAGGAUGGAAGGGAGCUGACUUCAGGCCAAAGAUAUAAAGUGCAAUGCACUGAGACAAUUUCCACACUGAUUAUUCUUGCUACAGCGAAAAGCGAUAGCGGUGACUACAUUUUUGAGGUUUCAAAUGACGUUGGACAAAGCUCUUGUGAGGCUACAGUAACUGUUCUCGAACCACCAUGUGUCAUAGAAAAGCCUGCAUCAAUGGAUGCUUUGCUUGGCUCCAAGGUCCAGUUUAAUGUCUUUGUGUCUGGCACUCCACCGUUGACCAUAAAAUGGUUUAAGGACAAAAAAGAGAUAUUGUCAGGGUCUACCUUCUCUGUGAGUAAGGAUAAUUCCUCAAGUUCACUGGAACUCUUCUCUGCACAGCGCUCAGACUCUGGAGACUAUGUCUGUGAAAUUAAGAACACUGUAGGAUCAGCUGUGUGUCAAGCAACACUCUUUGUCAAAGAACCCCCCACUUUCCUUGAAAAACCUGAGAGAGUAUCAGUGAUUAAACAUGGGGACAAAAAACUAUUUGAAUGCAAGGUGAUUGGCACACCAGCUAUAUCCAUACACUGGUUCAGAGAUGGGAUUGAGAUCAAUCAAAGUAGAAAACAUGGAAUUACAUUUUCCAACUCCAUGGCAAGCUUGCAGAUUUGUGACACUGGCUUCCAAGACAGUGGGGUAUACUAUUGUGAAGCCUGCAAUGAAGCAGGCAGUGAAAGUUGCAGUAUGGAACUAGCAGUGAAAGAGCCACCAUCCUUUGUAGAGGAUCUAACACCUCGAGAGGUUGUAAAAGGCUCUGUGGCAGAAUUGGACUGCCAAGUGGCAGGAACUGCACCAUUUGAGGUGACCUGGCACAAGGAUAACAAGCUGAUUAGACCCAGUCAAAAACACAUAAUCAAACAGUGCGAUUUUAAUGUCACUCUUAAAAUCCAAGGCUGUGAUGUGUCAGACAUGGGGGAUUAUCAGUUAAUAGUUGCCAACGAGGUGGGCAGUUGUUCGGGCUUCACGACAGUGUCUAUGAGAGCCCCACCAUCUUUUGUAAGGAAAAUUGAAAAUGUGGCCUCAAUUUUGGGAAAUGUGGCCACAUUUCAGUGUGUGGUGAACGGAUCACCCCCUCUGUCUGUACAAUGGCAAAACAAUGAUAAAUGGAUCUUGGAUGAUCCGAAGAUUGAAAGUACUUUCCGGGAUAAUGUGGCAACCCUAACAAUUCCGGUCUGUGAAGCCUGUCACAGUGGGCAAUACACCUGCCUUGUCAAUAAUGAAGCUGGACAAGACAAGUGCUUUGCAACCCUCAUGGUGCAAGAGCCUCCCAGGAUAAUAGAGAAACCAGAAGUAGUCACUGUAACUCAAGGUGAUCCAGUCAGCGUGGAAUGUAGAGUAGGUGGAACUCCUGAUAUCAAAGUCAAGUGGAGUAAAGAUGGCAGAGAACUCCUACCUAGCAGGAAAAACAAAAUACAUUUUGAGAAAAAUCUCAGCAGUUGUAAAAUUAUGUCUACGCUGCAAGAAGAUGGAGGAAGCUAUCUGUUUGAGGCAGAAAACUCAGUUGGCAAAUGCAGUUGCUUAAUUAAACUGAAUGUUGUAGAACAAGUCAUUCCUCCGAAGUUCACCAAGAAAUUGAUGGAUGUUCAAGAGAUAUUGGGCUCUGUGGUUAAUUUGGAAUGCAAGGUCUUUGGUUCUUUGCCAAUGGAAGUACAGUGGAGUAAAGAUGGACAUGUAAUCUCCAGUGAAGCCAAGUAUAAGUUAGCACACAUUGACAAUACAGUAUCACUGGAGAUCAAUUAUUUUGAUGAGGACCAUACUGGAGAAUACUCAUGCAACAUAACAAACAAAGCGGGAAGUUGUGAAUGCAGUGGUGCUCUAAAAGCAAAAGUGCCUCCAAGAUUUGUAUGUGAACCCAAGUCUCAGGCCGUUGUUCCAAAGUCCACUAUACACUUCAAGAGUGUAUAUGAGGGAACACCUCCUUUCACUGUGAAAUGGUUCAAGAAUGACUUGGAGCUUAUGACUGGACCAUCAUGUUUGAUUGGAGUGGAGAGCUACACUUCCUUCUUAGAUCUUUACUCAGUUGGACUUUUGCAAAGUGGAGUUUACUUUUGCCAAGUUAGGAAUGAUGCUGGCACAGUGAAGUGUGCAGCCACUUUACUGGUGACAGAAUCCCCUGAAUUUAUCCUGAAAUUACCGCUCCACACUUUCGUGAAGCAGUGUGACCCAGUUCGUCUUGAGUGCAAAGUUACCAGUGGACGCUCUCUGAAAAUGUGCUGGUACAAAAAUGACAAAAAGAUAACAGACGGUGACAACUAUAGAACAUCGUUUGCCGACACAACGGCAGUCCUUCAGAUGCUUACUGCAAGAUUUGAUGACAAGGGUGUCUACACCUGCGAGGCCCAAAAUGAUGCUGGAAGCAUAAGCUGCAGCACCAUUCUCGCUGUCCAAGAUCCACCAUCCUUCGUUAAAGUGCCGAAGCCUGUGGAGGGAAUUAAGGGCAAAGAUGUCAGCUUCUCCUGUGAGCUGUAUGGCACAGCACCUUUUGAGAUUAUCUGGUUCAAGGACAAAAGGGUUGUUAAGGAAAGCAGAAAGUAUAAGAUGGUGAAUGAGGGUAGCUCUGCCAGUCUGCUUGUCCUUGGAUUGGAUGGCUCAGAUGGAGGCCAAUACGAGUGCAGGGCAACAAACAAUGUAGGGAGUGAAACCUGUCAAACUUCCAUUACUCUCAGAGAACCACCAGUGUUUGUGAAGAAACUCACCAACCAGUCAGUUAAAUAUGGUCAGGAAAUGACUCUAACUGCCUCUGUCAAAGGCGCUCAGCCAAUGACUGUGUCCUGGGUUCAGGACAAGGACCACAUUCUCAGAGAUGGAGAUAACCGGAAAAUAACUUUUGAAAACAAUAUAGUUACCUUGAAGGUGUUAAAAGCAGACUCAACCACUCCUGGAAAAUAUACUUGCCAACUCAAAAAUGAUGCUGGAGUUGUGGAGUGUGUUUCUAACGUCACUGUCCUCGAGCCUGCCACAAUUGUGGAGAGCCUUGAGUCUUUAAAUGCCAAGGCAGGGGAUACAGCAACUCUAGAGGUCACUGUGUCAGGGACACCUGAACUGAAAACCAAAUGGUUUAAGGAUGGUGUUGAGCUCUCCUCUGGCAGCAAGUAUAAAAUCACCUUCUCAAAGAUGGUCUCCACCCUGAAAGUUUUGUCAGCAGGGAAAGGUGACACAGGAGAAUACUCAUUUGAGGUCCAAAAUGAAGCUGGCAGUGUGUCCUGCAAAACCAAUCUCACUGUCCUAGAUAAGAUGAUCCCACCCACAUUCAUCAGGAAACUCAGGGACACUCACACUAUUGUGGGUAAACCUGGUGAAAUGGAAUGCAAAGUUUCUGGCUCUCCUCCUUUCACUACCUCUUGGUACCACGAUGGCCGCGAGAUCAAGAGUGGGCCAAAUUGCGACAUUACAUGCAGUGAUAACACUUGCAAAAUGAGAGUGCCAUCUCUUAAGUUGUCUGACUCUGGAAAGUACACAUGCAAGGCUGUUAACACAGCAGGAACCGGUGAAACAAGCGCUUCAAUGGUAGUAAAAGAGCCUCCAUCUUUUGUGGAAAAACCAGCGCAAAAGGGUGCUCUGCUGAGCUCAAAUGUUACUUUCUCAGCAAUUGUUAAAGGAAGCUCCCCUUUGAAAGUCAAAUGGUUUAGGGGCACAAGAGAAAUUGUGUCUGGAAAGGACUGUACAAUUGCUUUACGGGACAAUAAAGCCACUCUGGAGUUGUUCAAAAUUGAUAAAUCCCACUCUGGAGAGUAUACAUGUCAGAUCAUUAAUGAUGCUGGGAAGGAGAGCUGUCCGGUUCACUUGUUUGUAAAAGAACCCGUCCACUUUGUGAAGAAGCUAAAGGACAUUUCCUCUGAAAAGGGAAAACCUUUGAAACUUGAGUGCACAUUUACUGGAAGCCAAAGAAUAUUUGUUACCUGGAUGAAAGAUGGCAAGCCGAUCUGGGCCUCUUAUCAGUAUAAUGUGAUGACCACAGACACCUCCUGUAUCCUGGAGGUACUGAACAGUGAUAGGCUUCAGGCAUCUGGAAGAUACUCUUGUGAAGUUUCUAAUGGAGUUGGAAGUGACACGUGUCACGCGCAAGUGUCCAUAUUAGAACGACCAUACUUUAUUGAAACUUUGGAAUCAAAGGAGAUAAAUAUGGGUGAUGCGGUUUGCUUAAGAUGCCAUAUUGGAGGAACCCCUGACAUUACAGUGUCGUGGUUCAAGUCUGAUGGAAAACAGCGAGAAACUAGUAAUUGUAAAAUGGAGUACCUUAAUGGCAUAGCCACUUUGAAAAUAAGUAAAGCAACCAAGUUUGAGGAUGGAGAAUACACCUGCAAGGCAGAAAACCGCAUUGGAACUUCCUCCAGUAGAUGCAGACUGGUUGUGAAAGAUAUCAAAACGCCACCCACAUUUCCCAAAAAACUUGUUAGCCUCCAGAAGGCUAUAGGACAGCCAGUUAGAUUUGAGUGUCGGGUUGUAGGAUCCUCUCCUCUUGAGGUUUCCUGGCUUAAAGAUGGCGGAUCUUUGACAAAUGAUGGGAAAUAUAUACUUUCUUAUGAUGAUAACACUGCUGUCCUAAAGAUAACCCGCAGUGAACUCAGACACUCAGGGGAAUACACUUGCAUAACUACAAAUAAUGUUGGAACUGCGUCUUGUUCAGCUACACUGACGGUCCAAGAACCUGUCCACUUUGUGAAGAAGCUGAAGGAUAUGCGAAUUGAACUGGCACAACCUUUGAAACUUGAGUGCACAUUCACUGGAACUCCUAGGAUUUUUAUAAAUUGGCUAAAGGAUGGCAAAAUAAUAUGGGCUUCUUAUCAGUAUAAUGUCAGAACCACUGACACUUCCUGCAUCCUGGAAGUCCUCAACAGUGACAGAUAUGAGGCUGCUGGAAGAUACUCUUGCGAAAUUUCCAAUGGAGCAGGAACUGAUAUAUGCCAUGCUCAGGUGGCAAUAGAGCGUAAAAUUCCUCCCAACUUCACCAAAAAGCCUUUUGACACCAUGGAAAACUCAGAAGGCCAGGUUGUGAAUAUUGAGAGCCUCUUAUCUGGAUCUCAACCCAUGACCAUCACUUGGUGCAAAAACAACAGUGAAAUUCACAGCUCCGAUAAGUAUGAUAUUACCUUCAAGAGUAAUGCACCUGCGUUGUGUAUCAAGAACGCUCAGAUUUCAGACAGUGGUAUGUACUCCUGCAAAGCCACCAAUGAAGCUGGCUCUGCCUCCUACCAAGUGGCUCUCACCAUAACAGAGCACAAGAAGCCUCCAGUUUUCGACAUCCCUCUGAAACCAGUGAGUGUGAAUGUGGGAGAGAAGCUGACCCUUAGAUGCCACGUCUUUGGAUCACCUCCCAUCAAGAUUCAGUGGAUGAAGGACAGGAGAGAACUGAAAUCCACAGGCAACACUAAGAUCACCUUUGCUGACAGCACUGCAUGUUUGGAAGUCAGCCAAGUGUCAAAAACCGAUGCAGGGGACUACCUCUGCAAGGCUUCAAAUCAGGCUGGCAGUGAAUUCUGCAAGUCCAAAGUGACAAUGAGAGCGCAAACUGCCCCUGCGCCAAGUGCCGCAGCGCCAAGUGCCCCAGCGAAAAGACUGGACAAUCUGUUUUUCAUUGAGGAGCCAAAGACUGCCCAUGUUUGUGAAAAGGGCACUGCAACAUUCAUUGCCAAAGUCGGAGGUGAUCCCAUUCCGAAUGUGAAAUGGAUGAAGGGCAAGUGGAGGCAGAUCACUCAUGGAGGUCGCAUCACUAUUGAGCAGAAGGGCCAGGAGGCCAAGUUGGAGAUCAGAGAAGUGACCAAAUCUGACUCUGGGCAGUACAGAUGUGUUGCAUCUAACAAGGAAGGGGAAAUAGAAAGCAGCACUGACUUGAUUGUUGAUGAAAAGAAGGAAUCUGGACUUGAUGGAGACUUCCGAGCCAAACUAAAAAAGACUCCAUCUAAACAGAAAAGUCCCAAGAAGGACCAGGAUAUUGACAUAGUAGAGUUGCUCAGAAAUGUGGAUCCUAAGGAGUAUGAGAAAUAUGCCCAAAUGUAUGGAAUCACUGACUACCGUGGCCUCCUUCAGGCCAUUGAGCAACUGAAGAGGGAGAAAGCUGCAGAAAGUGGAACACAGGAGUCAGAGCAUGGAGGAAGAGCCAAUGAUGAUGAUUUGGACAGAUUUAUGAGUGGUCUGCAAUCAAAAAUGCAGGCAGAGCCUGUCACUCUAGUGAAAGACAUCAAAGACCAGAGUACUCCUGAAAACAAGACAGCGGUGUUUGAGUGUGAGGUCAAGAUCAACUACCCUGAGAUUUCCUUGUCCUGGUACAAGGCAACACAGAAGCUUGACAAUGAUGACAAAUAUGAAAUCAGCAUUGUUGGUGACCGCCACAUUCUGAAGAUCAAGCAGUGUCAGUCCAAGGACCAGGGCAACUACCGUGUGGUUUGUGGCCCACACAUCUCCAGUGCCAAGCUGACAGUGACAGCUGACCAAAUUCAAUUCACCAAACGCAUCCGGAACAUUGAGGUGAAUGAGCGACAGUCUGCCACCUUUGAAUGUGAGGUGUCCUUCGACAAUGCUAUCGUUACGUGGUAUAAAGACACUUGGGAGCUUAAAGAGUGCCCAAAAUAUAACUUCAGAAGUGAAGGGCGACGACACUUUAUGAUCAUCCGAAAUGUAACCUCUGAGGACGAAGGCGUUUACUCGGUGAUUGCGCAGUUGGAACCCAUGGGGGAGGCUAAAAGCACAGCUGAGCUUUACCUUUCAGGCAAAGAGAUUGGGUUAGGAAGGGUACCUUAUGAUGUCCCAGAUUCAUCCAUACAAGUUCCAGAUGUUCCAUCGUUAGUUUCUUACCAAGACAAGGGCCCUGUUACAGCGCCUGGACCAAGCAAAGAUGGGAAACCAAAGGAGGAGCCACCAAAAGGCAGAGGCCGAGGUCUUGGGGCGAAGCAAACACCAUCCCCUGGUGAUGGUGGCAGGGGUAGAGGAAUGAGACCUGGUGGAGACAAACCACCAGAGGAACCCUUCGGAGGAUUCAAGCUCAAAGCUGUUCCCCUUAAGUUCAUUAAAAAACUCCAGGACAUAGUGUUGAAGGAAGCUGAAUCUAUUGGCUCUGCUGCUUCGUUCGAGUGUGAGGUUUCACCCUCUACUGCAAUAACAACAUGGAUGAAAGAUGGAAGCAACCUAAGAGAGAGCCCAAAACACAAAUUCACCUCUGAUGGCAAAGAUCGCAAACUGAAUAUCAUUGAUGUCCAACUUUCUGACACUGGCGAAUACACAUGCGUUGCCAAGAAUGCAGGCAAAGAAGUAACAUGCACAGCCAAACUCAUUGUUGAAGAACUGCCUGUGAAGUUCAUUAAGAAUUUGGAAGAAGAGACUUCCGUCAUCAAGGGACAGUCUAUGUACCUGACCUGUGAGCUGAACAAAGAGAGAGAUGUUGUAUGGAAGAGGAAUGGUCAGCCCUUGAAGAAAAUCGCAGGGAAGUUGGCCAUCAAUGUCAUUGGAAUGCAACAUGCAAUUACACUCCAGAACUCAGGGGAAGAAGAUGCUGGUGUAUAUACAUGUGAAUGUGAGGACAUUAAGACUGAAACUACUGUCAAAGUAAUAGAAAUCAUCAGAGACUGGUUAGUGAAACCACUGAGAGACCAGCAUGUGAAACCUAAGGCCACAGCCACAUUCAAGUGUGAACUCUUCAAAGACACACCCAAUUGGAAGUGGGUCAAGGGAGACAAUGAAAUUCCUAAUGAUCCAACUAGCAAGACUGAGGUGAAGAAGGAAGGAAAAGAAAUAACUCUUACAAUCAAGAACGCACAACCUGAAGAUGUAGGAGAAUAUGCCAUGGAAGUUGAAGGACGCAGAUAUGCAGCUAAACUAACACUUGGAGAGCGGGAAGCCGAGAUCUUGAAGCCCCUUUCCAGUGUGGAGGUGGUUGAGAAGGAACAGGCCUCAUUUGAGACUGAAAUAUCUGAGGAAGAUGUAGCUGGAGAAUGGAAACUGAAGGGAGAAGUUCUUACAAGAUCACCGACAUGUGACAUCAAAGCUGAGGGCAAGAAACGUUUCCUCACUCUGAAACACAUCCAACUUGACCAGUCUGGUGAAGUGUCUUACCAAGCUCUGAAUGCUAUCACCAGCGCUGUGCUCACAGUCAAAGAAAUGGAAAUGGACUUCACAGUCCCCUUGAAGGACGUGUCUGUACCUGAAAAGAAACAGGCUAAAUUUGAGUGUACCAUCACAAAAGAUGUGCCCAAAGUCAUGUGGUUGAGGGGCUCUGACAUUGUAACAGCAAGCUCUAAAUAUGACAUUAUUGAUGAUGGAAAGAAACACAUGUUGGUCAUUAACAACUGUGACUUUGAUGAUGAGGCACAAUAUACUAUUGAAGUUUUGGGCAAAAAGUCAACAGCCCAACUUACAGUUGAGGGUAUGAGGCUCAAAUUCGUCUCACAACUAAGGGACCAAAUUGUGAAGGAAGGUAAAACGGUUCAAUUUGAGUUUGAGCUAACUCAUGAAAAUGUGACAGUGACGUGGUACAGAAACGAAAUAAAACUCCAUCCAAGCAGAACCCUGAUCAACCAUGUUGAAGGAAAGAAACAUUCAUUAGAAAUGAGGGAGUUGACACUAGACGAUACAUGCCAAAUUAAGGCAGAGGCUAAAGGAAUAUCGUCAACUGCCAACCUGACGGUGAUAGAGGGUGACGCAGUCUUCAUAGUGAAGUUGCAAGACUAUACCGCUGUGGAGAAAGACGAGGUCACUCUGGACUGUGAACUCAGCAAAGACGUCCCUGUGAGGUGGUUCCACAAAGAGACAGAGAUCAAAGCCUCCAAGAUGGUGACCAUGAAGUCUGAAGGGAAACGCAGAGUCCUGUCCAUUAAGAAAGUGGAGGAAAAAGAUAGAGGGCAAUAUGUAUGUGACUGUGGAACUGACAAGACCAUGGCAAACAUCAAUAUUGAAGCUCGUGAUAUCAAGGUGAUUCGACCCAUGUAUGGAGUUGAACUCUUUGAUGGCGAAACGGCUCGUUUUGAGGUUGAGAUUUCUGAAGAUGAUGUCCAUGGCCAGUGGAAGUUGAAGGGAGAUGUCCUAAAUCCUUCCCCUGAUGUGGAAAUUGUUGAGGAAGGUGGCAAGCACACAUUGACUUUGUACAACUGCAAAGUCAGCCAGUCAGGUGAAGUGGGAUACCAGGCUGCCAAUGCUAAAUGCACAGCUAAUCUGAAAGUGAAAGAACUUCCACUAACCUUCAUCACACCUUUGAGUGAUGUGCAAGUCUAUGAGAAGGAUGAGGCAAGGUUCGAGUGUGAAGUGUCAAGAAAGGCCAAGAGCUUCCGUUGGCUUAAGGGAUCUCAGGAGUUGAAAUCCGAUGACAAGUUUGAGAUGACACAACUGGGAAAUAUUUACACUUUGGUGGUCAAAUCCGCUGCAUUUGAUGAUGAAGCCAAGUACAUGUUUGAGGCUGAGGACAAGAGAACAACUGGCAAACUAGUUAUCCAGGGUAUUCGCCUUGAGUUUGUCAAGCCCAUUAAGGAUGUCACAGUGAAGGAGCGUGAGACAGCAGAGUUCAGUAUUGAACUUUCACAUGACAAGAUCCAGGUCACUUGGUACAAGAACGAUGUGCGUUUGCAUCCCAGCAAAGUGGUGCACAUGUCAGAGAAUGGCAAAUUCCACACCCUGGCCUUCAAGGAAGUGUCCAUUGAUGACACAUCUAUGAUCAAAGUUGAAGCAUUGGGAAAGAGCUCCAAGGCCAUGCUGACAGUUCUUGAGGGAGAGCCAUACUUUGUCACCAAGUUGCAAGACUAUACUGCAGUGGAGAAGGAUGAAGUAAUGAUGGUCUGUGAACUGAGCAAGGCCUCUGCUCAGGUGAAAUGGUUUAAAGAUGGACAAGAUAUUAUUCCAUCCAAGAAUGUUCUUAUUAAAGCUGAUGGAAAGAGGCGUAUUCUGACAGUCAAGAAGGCAGAAAAAGGCAACAUUGGAGAAUAUACCUGUGACUGUGGUUCUGACAAAACCAUAGCCAGGCUGGAUAUUGAAGAGCGUGACAUCAAGAUAGUCCGUCCCCUGUACAGUGUGGAAGUCACAGAGACUGAGACUGCUCGCUUUGAGACAGAGAUCUCUGAGGAGGAUGUGCAUGGUCACUGGAAGCUCAAAGGAGAAGCUCUUCACCAGUCUCCUGACUGUGAAAUAAAGGAGGAAGGCACAAAGCACAUGCUGAUACUGUACAAUGUUCGCAUGGAUCAAGUUGGAGGAGUUGACUUCCAGGCUGCAAAUGCCAAAUCCAAUGCCCAGCUUAGAGUGAAGGCUCGAUCAAUUGGUAUGCUGCGUCCGCUGAAGGAUGUCAUUGUAACAGCUGGAGAGACUGCAACCUUUGACUGUGAGCUGUCAUAUGAGGGCAUUGUUGUAGAAUGGUUCCUUGGAAGCACAAAGAUGGUAGAAAGCGACAGGGUUGUAACCCGUGCUGAGGGUAAAGCUCACACUCUGACUCUUAGAGAUGUCAAACUAACAGAAGCUGGUGAGGUCAAACUCACUGCUAAGGACUUCAACGCUCAGGCCACACUUACUGUUAAUGAGCCACCAGUUGAGUUCACCAAACCUCUGGAGGACCAGACUGUAGAAGAGGAGGCCACUGCUACUCUGGAAUGUGAAGUUUCCAGAGAAAAGGCUGAAGUCAAAUGGUUCAGAGAUGGACAGGAAAUCCGCAAAACUAAGAAACAUGAAAUGGUUGCUGAUGGCCGCAAGAGAAAACUGAUCAUUCAAGGGUGUACACUUGAUGAUUCUAAGACAUAUACCUGUGACGCAAAGGAAUUCAAAACAUCUGCUUUCCUGAAUGUUGAGCCUCCUUAUGUUGAGUUCUCCAAACCACUUCAUGACGUUGAAGUCAAAGAGAAGGACUCUGCAAGAUUUGAGUGUGAGGUGUCUCGUGAGUCUGCAAAGGUGCGCUGGUUCAAGGAUGGUAAUGAGAUCAGAAAAGGAAAGAAGUAUGAAAUUAUUUCCAAGGGUCUCCAGCACAUUCUCAUCAUCACAAAGACAGUCUUUGAUGAUGAAGCUGAAUAUGAAUGUGAUGCAAAAACCUCAAAAUCCUCUGGCAUGCUGACUGUCAUUGAGGAGGAAGCUAGGUUCUCAAAGAACCUGUCUAAUGUGGAAGGAACAGAGACAGACAGCGUGAAAAUGAUCUGUGAAGUAUCAAAGCCCAGUGCUGAAGUCACCUGGUACAAGGGUGACAAGGAGCUGCCUGAGGGAGGAAGAUAUGAACACAUUGCAGAUGGAAGGAAGAGAAUUCUUAUCAUCCAGGAUCUCAAAAUGGAUGACGCUGGAGAGUACAACUGUAGACUCUCUAACGCCAAGACAUCUGCUACUCUGAAGCUGAAUGAACUUGCUGCCGAGUUCAUUGCCAGGCCUCAGAGUCAGGAGGUGGUUGAAGGAGAGAAGGCUGAGUUUGUCUGCUCGGUCUCCAAAGACACCUAUGAUGUCAAAUGGUUUAAGAAUGACAAGGAGAUUACGGCUGGGGACAAAUUCGACAUUGUCUGUGAUGGAAAGAGGAGAGCGCUUAUUGUAAAGAAAUGUGAACCAAAGGAUGAAGGAAGCUAUGUUGCUUUCAUUGGCUCCACCAAAGCUUCAGCUGAGUUGUAUGUCAUUGAGAAACUCAGGAUAAUUACACCCAUCAAAGAUACGCAAGUGAAGGAAGGACAUGAGAUUGUCUUUAACUGUGAGGUGAACACUGAGGGAGCCAAAGCAAAGUGGCUGAAGAAGGAAGAGACUAUGUUUGAGAGCAGCAAGUACAUCAUGAUCCAGAAAGACAAUGUCUUUUCUCUGAGGAUCAAGGAUGCCCAAAGGACAGAUGAAUGUACCUACACUAUUACACUAACCAACCAGCGCGGUGAACAUGCAAAGGUCUCCGCCAAUGCUACUGUGAAAGAGGAGAAACUCAAGUUUUUGGAGCCUCUUGAAGACAUUGAUACUCAAGAGAAAAAGACCAUUGUCUUUACAUGCAAGGUGAACCGACCUGAUGUCACGGUUAAAUGGAUGAAGGCCGGCCAGGAGGUUACCCUCAGCAAGCGCAUCCUGUACAGGGUAGACAAAGACAAACACACGCUGACCAUCAAGGACUGUAUUCUGGCCGAUGAGGGUGAAUACACCGCAGUUGUCGGUGAUGACAAAUGCACCGCUGAGCUUAUCAUCAGUGAGGCACCCACAGACUUUUCCACACAACUCAAAGACCAGACCAUCACUGAGUUUGAGGAGGCAGAGUUCACUUGCAAGCUGUCUAAAGAGAAGGCUGCAGUCAGAUGGUACAGGAACGGACGUGAGAUCAGAGAGGGUCCCAGAUACAAGUUUGAGAAAGCUGGCAAGAUCUGCAAAUUGCGCAUCAAGGAGUGCAGACCAGAUGAUGAGUGUGAAUAUGCCUGUGGAGUUGAUGACAGGCGAUCCCGGGCCAGACUCUUCGUUGAAGAAACCCCUGUGGAGAUCAUCAGACCCCCAGCGGAUGUGUUUGAGCCUCCAGGUUCAGACAUUUUGUUUGAGGUGGAGCUCAACAAAGACAGAGUUGAAGUGAAAUGGAUGAGGAACAACAUGAUCAUUGUCCAGGGUGACAAGUACCAGAUGAUAAGUGAAGGAAAGGUCCACAGACUGCAAGUGUGUGAGAUUAGGCCCCGUGACCAAGGAGAGUACAGAAUCGUUGCAAAGGAAAAGGACGCCAGAGCCAAGCUGGAGCUGGCAGCUGUGCCAAAGAUCAAGACCACUGACCAGAACCUGGUGACUGAUGCUGGGAAACCCUUCGUCAUGACAAUUCCCUAUGAUGCCUAUCCUCGUGCAGAGGCUGAGUGGUUCUACAAGGAUGUCAGCUUACCAGUGCAGAACAUUGACACCUCUACAGACAAGACAGAAUACAGACUAAAGAGCCCCAAUAAAAAUGAUCAGGGAAGGUAUAAGAUUGUCAUCAAGAACAAACACGGACAGGGAGAGGCAUUCAUCAACCUAGAUGUCAUUGAUGUCCCUGGACCUGUGAAGAACCUGAAGGUGGUUGACACUGCCGAUGGUGAGGUGAGCUUGGCCUGGGAUGAACCAGAGAGUGAUGGUGGCAGCAAGAUCAUUGCUUACGUGGUAGAGAGGCGUGAUAUCAAGCGCAAGACAUGGACCAUGUCCACUGAUCGCGCUGACACUCCAGAAUACUGCGUCAGCGGACUCCAGAGGGAUUCCAUGUACCUAUUCCGUGUCUGUGCUCGCAACAGAGUGGGCAGUGGCCCGACAGUUAAGACAGACACAGCUGUCCAAGCUAAGAACAAGUUUGAUGUGCCUGAAGCUCCUGAGAACGUUAUGGUUGGAAUUGUGAACAGGUUUGGUGCCACCGUUACCUGGAAACCUCCACUUUCCGAUGGUGGAUCUGAGGUUACCUCCUACAUCAUUGAGCUCCGUGAUAGGACGUCUGUGAAAUGGGAGGCUGCUAUGGUCUGCAAGCCAGAGGACCGCUCUGCCACUCUGAGUGAUGUGGUUGAGAACAAGGAAUACAUCUUCAGAGUCAAAGCUGAAAACAAAGCAGGAAUUGGCAAACCAAGUGCUGCCACAGAUCCAGUGAAGAUCAUGGACCCCAUUGAGAAACCCAGUCCACCACUUAACUUCAACUUCAGUGAUCCAACAAAGAACUCUGUUCAACUGACCUGGGAGACUCCCAUGAGCAAUGGAGGCAGCAUGAUCACAGGCUACAUCAUCGAGAAGUGUGAGGAUGGAACAGACAAAUGGCUAAGAUGCAACGCUAGGCUCUGCCAAGACCUGAACUAUAAGGUGACUGGUCUGAAGCAGAGUCAAAAGUACCACUACAGAGUUAUGGCUGAGAAUGCAGCUGGAAUGUCUGAUCCAGCUGAUAAGAUUGGACCUGUCUUGGCUGACGAUAUACAUGUUUCACCUUCAAUGGACCUCAAUGCAUUCAAGAAUGGUCUAGAGGUCAUUGUUCCUCAAGCUCUCACAAUACGUGUCCCUAUUUCUGGAUACCCAACACCCAAAGCUAAAUGGAGAUUUGGAGACAAGGAGUUGACCACUGGUGACCGUGUAUCCAUGGUUACAAAGAGUGGCUUCACAGAGCUUGUCAUCACCCCAAGUGUGCGUCCAGACAAGGGAACAUACACCCUGCAACUGGAAAAUGAUGUGUCCUCUGUCUCAGGAGAGAUUGAAGUUAAUGUCAUUGCAUCUCCAAGUGCACCUAAAGACUUCAAAGUAUCAGAGGUUACCAGACAUCAUGUGCAUUUGAUGUGGGAGGCACCAGAACAUGACGGGGGAAGCCCAGUCUCUGGAUACCAAAUUGAAAAACGUGAGGUAUCUCGCAAGACCUGGGUCAAGGUUGCCACCAAUGUCAUGGAUCUGGAGCACACUGUCUCAGAUGUCAUUGAAGGCAAGGAGUAUCUUUUCAGUGUUACUGCUUGCAACAAAUGUGGCCCAGGAGAGCCUGCCUACAUCGAUGAGCCAGUCAAUGUGUCCUCUCCGGCCACUGUGCCAGACCCGCCUGAGAAUCUGAAAUGGAGGGACAAGUCAGCCAAAGGUAUCUUCCUGUUCUGGGAGCCACCUAAGUAUGAUGGUGGUGCAAACAUCAAAGGCUACGUUGUUGAUAAGUGUCAACGAGGCUCAGACAAAUGGGAGCCAUGUGGUGAACCCCUGCCUGAGCUGAAGUUCCAGGUGACUGGUUUGACUGAAGGACAGUGGUAUGCCUAUCGUGUUAGAGCAGUCAACAGACUGGGAGCCAGCAAUCCAUGCAGGGCUACAGAUGAAAUCCUGGCUGUGGAUCCAAAAGAACCUCCAGAGAUUCAGCUGGACGUGAAACUGAUUGCUGGACUGACUGCCAGGGCUGGAACAAAGAUUGAGCUCCCGGCUGAUGUGCUUGGAAAGCCAGAACCCAAAGUGAAAUGGACCAAAGCUGACCUGGUCUUGAAGGGAGACGAUCAUGUUGCCAUUGACACCAAGCCUGGUCAUUCCAAGCUAUCUAUUGCCAAAACAAUAAGAGAAGACACUGCCACGUACAUCAUUGAAGCUGUCAACAGCAGUGGUCGUGCAACUGCAACUAUUGAUGUCAACAUUCUUGACAAGCCAGGUCCUCCAGCUGCCUUUGACAUCUCUGACAUCACCAAUGAGUCUUGCUUCCUGGCCUGGAACCCUCCAAGAGAUGACGGCGGUUCAGUGGUCACUAACUACAUUGUUGAGAAACGUGCUACUGACAAAGAAGAGUGGCAGAAAUUGUCUUCUACUGUGAAGCAAACGACUUUCCAUGCCCUGAAGCUCACUCCUCUGAAAGAAUACGUCUUUAGAGUUCAGGCAGAAAACCAGUAUGGCAUUGGAGCCCCUACCGAGCAUGUGCCAAUUAUUGCCAAAUACUCCUUUGAUCCUCCUGGUGCUCCAACAAGAGUACAGCACUCUGACAUUGCCAAGGACUCUUUGACUCUCACUUGGUAUGAGCCUGAUGAGGACGGUGGUAGUCCCAUCACUGGCUACUGGGUGGAGAAGUUUGACCAAGAACAGGACAAAUGGAUCAGAUGCAACAAGUUGCCUAUUAAGGACACCACCUUCAGGGUGAAGGGACUGCCUACCAAGAAGAAGUACAGAUUCCGUGUAUUGGCAGAGAAUCUCGCAGGACCAGGAAAGCCAAGCACUGAAACUGAUCCAAUCUUGGUUAAAGAUCCAAUUGAUCCUCCAUGGGCCCCUGGUAAACCAUACAUCAAAGACAUUGCCAAGACGUCAGCCUGCCUACAAUGGACCAGGCCCGAGCAUGAUGGUGGGGCCAAGAUUGAGUCCUACAUUAUUGAACUUCAGAAGACAGGAACUGAGGAGUGGGUUCGUGUAGCAGACGAUAUCCCAACGACAGAACACUUCCUGAAGGGGCUUAUGGAGAAGCAGGAGUACUCCUUCAGAGUCAAGGCUGUCAACGUGGCUGGAGAGAGUGAGCCCAGUGAUCCAAGCGAUCCAGUGGUCUGCAAGGAGAGACUCUACCCUCCAUCACCUCCUCGCUGGCUUGAGGUGACCAACAUUACUAAGAUCAAUGCUGACCUGAAGUGGGCUGUUCCAGACAAUGAUGGUGGUUCACCAAUAACCAACUACUUAGUUGAGAAGAGGGAUGUCAGACGCAAAACCUGGCAGACAGUAGACACCACUGUAAAGGAGAUCAAGUACACUGUGACUCCUCUAAACGAGGGCACACUGUACGUAUUCCGUGUGGCUGCUGAGAACGCUGUUGGACAAAGUGAUUACUAUGAACUAGAAGACGCCGUACUGGCUAAAGACACCUUCACCACUCCUGGGCCACCAUAUGCCUUGACUGUGUUGGAGGUCUCUAAGAGACACGUUGAACUGAAAUGGGAGGCUCCAAAAAGCAAUGGUGGAAGACCCAUUACAAAGUAUGUCAUUGAGAAGAAAGAGAAGCUGGCAACCCGCUGGGUGAAGUCUGGCAAGACCCCAGGCGCUGAAUGCAAGUACAAGGUAACUGACGUGGAUGAAGGAACCGAGGUUCAGUUCCAAGUCCGUGCUGAGAAUGAGGCUGGUGUUGGACAUCCCAGUGAACCUACUGAGAUCCUCACAAUUGAAGAUCCAACAAGUCCUCCAUCUCCUCCUCUUGAUCUGGUUAUUCCCGACGCCAGCAGGGAGCAUAUUUCCAUCACCUGGAAGGUCCCAGCAAAGAACGGAGGCAGCCACAUUACUGGAUACCAUGUUGAACUUUCUGAAGCUGGCACAGAAAAGUGGAUGAGGGUCAACUCUCGUCCAAUUAAGGAGCUUAAGUACAAGGUAGAGGAGGGCAUUAUUCCAGAGAAACAGUACGUCCUCAGGGUGCGUGCCAUCAACUCCAUCGGUGUCAGUGACCCCUCCGCAAUCUCCGACAAGGUGUUUGCCAAGGACCCUGACUGUAUACCUACUAUGGAUGUACAGGCCCAAGACAUUGUUGUUGUUGAGGGUGAGAAACUCCACAUCAACAUCCCAUAUAGAGCCAUUCCCAAACCAAAGAUGGUGUGGCAGAAGGACACAGUGGAGUGUAAGGCUGAUGAUAGACUGACCAUGACCUGUGAGCUGAACAGCGUUCACUUGGAGCUGCUGAAGUGUGUUCGUGGUGAUGCCGGUGCAUACAGCAUCACUUUGGAGAACUCUCUUGGAACAGCAACUGGAAUCAUCAAUGUUAAAGUUAUUGGUCUUCCUGGCCAAUGCAAGGACAUUAGUGCCAGUGACAUUACCAGUACCUCCUGCAAAAUGUCAUGGGAGGCUCCAGAGGAUGAUGGAGGUAGCCCCAUUCUCAGCUAUGUACUGGAGCGCAGAGAGGCUUCUAAGAAGACCUACAUGCCUGUGAUGUCAGGAGAGAAUAUCUUGACACGACAGGUUAAGGAUCUCUUCCUCAACUGCGAGUAUCACUUCAGGGUGAAGGCUGUCAACAAAGUUGGACCGGGAGUGUUCCUAGAUCUUCGCAACCCUGUCAUCACUGAAGAAAUAAAACAGAAGCCAGAUCCACCGAUUGAGGUUGAGGCUCUUAACCCAACCUCAAAAUCCAUCACUGUGACAUGGAAAGCACCAGAAUAUGAUGGCGGAUGUGUUAUCACUGGCUACAUUCUGGAGAAGAUUGAAAAAGAGGGAGAGCGAUUCCAGAGGAUCAACCCAUCCUUGGUGCCUGGUUUCUCCUAUGUUGUACCUGACCUAACUGAAGGAAUGGAGUACCAGUUCCGUGUCAGGGCUGAGAAUGCUGCUGGCGUUAGUGAACCAUCUCGCAGCACUCCACUGAUAAAGGCUUGUGAUGCUGUUGACGCUCCCAAGGUCACCCUCCACGCACGCCUGCAGUCUGGCCUGUGCAUCCGAAAAGGAGAGGAAAUCCGCCUGGAUGCCUUUAUCUCUGGUUCUCCUUAUCCCACGGUGACCUGGCUGAGGGAUAAUGAGGAUGUCACGAAGGAGCCUGUCAAGAAACAGCAACCACUAGUGGUUAAGAAGAAGACCAAGUCGAAGGUGCCUGAACCUGAGGAGGUGUUCGUAACUCCAAUCCUGCAGCGUCUCUCUUUUGACCAGACCAAGAAGGGCCAAACCGCUAUCAUGGUGCGUGAAUCUGUGAGAGUGGAUCAUGGAUGCUUUACCAUCAGGGUGGAGAACUCUCAUGGAGUUGCAACUGCCUCUUGUGAGGUCAAUGUUCUUGAUAAACCUGGACCUCCAGUGAACUUCACAUUUGAGGACACCAGAAACACCUCUGUAAUCUGCAAUUGGGAACCUCCUCUGGAUGAUGGUGGCAGCGAGAUCUUAAACUACAUUCUGGAGAAGAAAGACAACAAGAAUGAUGAGAUUGGCUGGAUAACAGUGACCUCAACCCUUAGGGGUUGCACUUACCCUGUGACCAAACUGAUUGAAGGAAAGGAGUACAUCUUCCGCGUCACCGCUGAAAACAAAUCUGGCUGUGGACCUUCAUGUGUCUCUGAGCCACUUGUUGCCAAGAAUCAAUUUGAUCCACCUGAUGCACCAAACAUGCCUAGGAUUGGAGAGGUCAACGCUAACAGUAUCCACAUCUCCUGGCAUGAACCCAAAGACAAUGGCAGUCCCAUCCUGGGCUACUGGAUCGAGAGGAAGGAGAUCAACAGCAAGCACUGGACAAGGGUCAAUCGUAGCCUGUUCAACUCUCUGGAGGUCAAGGUUUUGGGUCUUAUGGAGGGCUUGACUUACAUUUUCAGAGUUUGUGCUGAAAAUAUGGCUGGUCCUGGGCCCUUCAGUGUCCCAACAGACCCUCAGAUUGCCAUGGAUCCUAUCUUGCCGCCUGGUCCACCCACUCCUUGGAUUGUUGACACUGGUGCAACUUCCAUUGAUGUGGCUUGGAAACCUCCAUUGUACAAUGGAGGAGGAGACAUCCUUGGGUACCAUGUUGAGAAAGUUCUGGCUGGAGAGAAGGAAUGGAAACGUAGCACAGAGUUUAGAUGCAAGGAGCUCAAGUAUACUGUGACCGGUCUCACUGAGGGUGCUGACUAUAUAGUCCGUAUCAUUGCUGUUAACGAUUGCGGACCUGGAGUGCCAGGAGUGACUGAGCCUGUAACAGUAAAAGAACCUCAAGAACCUCCCGUUGUGGACUUUGAUGACUCGGUAAAGAAUGGAGUCAUAAUUCGCGCCGGAGACAACCUGCGUCUUCCAGCCAUCGUGAUUGGCAGACCUCAACCAGAGGUGAAAUGGACCAAGGACGAAUCAGAAACUGACAAGGAAAGAGUUGUCAUUGAGACACAGGGAAAGAACAGCGUUCUCUUUAUCAAGCAUGCCUUGAGAACUGACCAUGGAAUGUACCAAGUCACUGGAACCAACAGCAGUGGAACCAAGGCAGCUGUCACUAAAGUUGAUGUCAUGGACGUUCCUGGGCCUGUGGCUGACCUGAAGACUACAGUGGUUACUAAGAAGAACAUUGGCAUAAGCUGGGCUGACCCUGUUGACAAUGGUGGCAGUGAUGUCAUUGGCUAUGUGGUUGAGAGGAAGGAUGCUAAGAUGCAACUCUUCAGACAACCUAUUGAAGUUGCUGCAUGCAAGUGUGACAUUCAGGGUCUGCUUGAUGGAGAGGAGUACAUGCUCCGUGUUAUAGCAAGGAACAAGUACGGUCUUGGAGCCCCAUGUGACAUUGGACCUAUCCUUGCUGUGGAUCCCAAAGGCACACCCUCUGCUCCAGAGAAGCUGCAUUACACAGAGAGGACCAAGACCACCAUCACUCUCUCUUGGGAACCCCCCCGUACUGACGGAGGGAGUCCUAUUAGGGGUUACUACAUUGAGAAGAUGAGACAUGAUGGAACUGAAUUUGACGUGGCCAACCGGCAGAUCAUCACAGAAACAACUGCAACCAUUGAAAACCUCACUGAGAACAACAUGUAUCAGUUCCGUGUGAAGGCUAUGAAUGAGGUUGGAGAAGGGGACCCUUCAAAACCAAUCAGCGCUAACAUGCAGGAUGAUGAAGUCGCCCCAACAAUUACUAUCCUGAAACACAUCAAGAGAGAUACCAUCAUUGUCAAGAAGGGAGAGGCCAUUGACAUCCCUGCUGAGGUCAGUGGCCUUCCCAUGCCAGUGUUCCAGUGGUCUAAGGAUGGGGUGGUCAUUGAGAAGCCCACAGAGACUCUACUGAUGGAGUCAGAGGAGGUGAGCAGAACUAAAGCCACAACCAAGAUCAGCAUCCCUGAGACUAUCAGACAAGACAAAGGAUACUACAAGUUGACUGGCACAAACUGUCAUGGCUCUGCCCAUCACACUAUCAGAGUGGAGAUCCUAGAUCGUCCUCUUCCACCACAUACUAUAGUGGUUUCUGAUAUCAAGUCUGAAUCAUGCUAUCUCACUUGGGAUGCCCCUGAAGACAAUGGAGGCAGUGAUAUCACAAACUACAUCAUUGAGAGGAGGGAUGCAAGCAAGAAAAAGUCUGACUUUGAACAGAUCACUUGCAACGUUAUUGACAGAAGAUAUGGGGUCUACAAACUAGACACUUACGGAUCAUACCAGUUCAGAAUCAAAGCCGAGAACAAGUUUGGAAUUAGUGACGGUUGUGAUUCUGAUAAAGUCGUCCUUAAGGAUCCAUUUGGUCUUCCUGGUCCACCUCGCAACCCCAAAAUUAUCGGACACACCUCCACCUCCAUGCUGGUGACGUGGGAUCCUCCCCUAGACAACGGUGGAUCCACCAUCACAGGCUACUGGCUAGAAAAGAGAGAGAGAGGAGCUGUGUACUGGGGUCGUGUCAACAGAGCUCCUGUCACCAAGCCUGCAGUAAAGGGUCUGGAGUACAAUGUGCUCCGCCUGAAUGAAGGGGCUGAAUACCAGUUUAGAGUGAUGGCCUGCAAUGCUGCAGGACUUGGACCACCUAGCGAAUCAUCUGAGUGUGCCUAUGCAAUUGAUCCACGCAACCCCCCAAGCCCACCAUCUUGCCCAGAAUUAAAGGACAAAACCAAGACCAGUGUCACACUUACUUGGAACCCACCAGAGAGGAAUGGAGGAAGUCCUGUCAAGGGCUACAUAAUCGAGGUCCACGAGGAAGGUGCUCCUGAUUGGAGAAGAGUUAACGCCGCCGACAAGCCGCAUCCUAGCACUGAGUUCACUGUUCCAGACCUCAAAGAGAACAAGAAGUGCAAGUUCAGAAUCAUCGCUGUCAAUGCAGCUGGAGAGUCUGAUCCCAGUUCACGUACCAAUGAUAUCAUCGUUGAAGAUAUCCUAUUGGAGCCAACCAUCUCUCUUGAGGUCAGCGCCCAUGACCUCCUGUCCUGUAGGGCUGGCUCUACGAUUAAGAUACCAGCAGUCAUCACAGGACGUCCGACUCCUAAAGUGACGUGGACGUUUGAUGGAACAGCAGAGACAGAGAAGAAGAAUGAACUCCACACCCUUCCUAUAGAUUCAGAUAUCCAGUCUACUGAUACAACCUCAGUCAUAACCAUUCCUGAGUGCAAACUCAACCAUUCUGGACGCUAUAUCAUCAAUGCAGAAAGCGUAGCUGGACAUAAGAUCAUGAAAGUCAGGGUCAAUGUCCUUGACUUGCCAGGUCCACCUAAAGACCUGAAGAUCACUGACAUCACAAGAGGCACAUGUAGACUAACAUGGAAAGCUCCAGAUAAUGAUGGUGGACAGAGGAUAAAGAGCUACUUCAUUGAGAAGAAGACCGUGUUAGGAAAGGCAUGGACAAAAGUUAACCCUGCAUGUGGCAGCCAAUCCUUUGUGGUGCCAGACCUUAUUGAGGGACAAGAGUACUUCUUCCGUAUCAGGGCAGAAAACCGCUUUGGAAUGGGACCUUACAUUGACACCAUCCAAAGAACCAAAGCCAGAGACCCUAUCAAUCCCCCAGAGCCUCCAACUCGUGUUAAGAUUAACGAUGUUACCAAGGGCACAGCUACCCUUACAUGGAAGCCACCCAAGAAUGAUGGUGGUGCUCCUGUCACUCACUACACUGUUGAACGUCUUUGCUGGGAUGCCAGUGGUGCCCAAAAGGAAUCCUGGAGACAAUGCAACAGGCGUGACAUUGACUCCACCACUUUCAAGAUGGAUGACCUGAAUGAAGGCGAUGAGUAUGAGUUCCGUGUCAAGGCUGUAAACGAAGCCGGUUCUAGCAGACCUUCCUCUACUGCUGGGCCAGUCCUAAUCCAAGACCAAACACGUGCACCUUCUAUUGAACUGAGUGAGUUCAUGGAGGUUGAACAGGGAGCGGACAUUGCCAUUGUGGCUAAGAUCCGCGGUGGUCCCUUCCCCACUCUCACCUGGUUCAAGGCUCCUCCCCACAAGUCUGAUGACAAAGUGGAGGUGCAGUAUGAUGAGCACAUCAACAAGAUUGUGUGUGACGACAGCUGCACACUGCUGAUUCAGCAGGGCAAACGCUCAGACACUGGUCUGUACACCAUCACUGCCAGCAACAGUCUAGGAAAGGCCUCCAAGGAGAUGAGGCUCAAUGUCUUAGGACGACCUGGACCUCCCUCUGCUCCCAUCAAGUUCGAGGAGAUUGGUGCUGAAAAGAUUACCCUGUCAUGGCUUCCACCUAAGGAUGACGGUGGCUCCAAGGUGACGAAUUAUGUAAUUGAACGACGCGUGGCCAACAGAAAGACCUGGAUUUCAGUUACCAAUGAGCCCAAAGAACGUGUCUUUACGGUAGAAGGUCUAAUGGAGGGACAUGAGUAUGUGUUCCGCAUCAUGGCUCAGAACAAAUACGGAGUUGGAGAUCCUCUGGACAGUGAACCAGAGACAGCCAGGAAUUUAUACACUGUUCCAGGCCAAUGUGAGAAGCCAACCCUCUCCAGUGUCACUAUGGACUCUAUGACAAUCAACUGGGAAGAGCCUGAAGUGGACGGUGGUAGUCCCAUUACUGGAUAUUGGCUGGAGCGUAAGGAGACAACCUCUAAGCGCUGGAACAGAGUGACACGUGACCCCAUCCGCCCCAUGCCGCUUGGCAUCUCCCACUGCGUGACCGGCCUCAUUGAGGGCUCCCAAUACCUAUUCCGUGUGUCAGCCAUCAAUGCAGCCGGAUGUGGGCUUGCCAGUCCACCAACGGAUCCCAUAUUUGCUAGAGACCCCAUCUCUCCCCCUGGACCUCCAACACCCAAGGUGACAGACUGGACCAAGUCCACCGUAGAUCUGGUUUGGAUUCCACCUCUGAAGGAUGGUGGAUCCAAAAUCAUGGGAUACUACAUUGAGUACAAAGAGGAGGGAACAGAAGCAUGGGUUAAAGCCAAAGAGAAGGAAGUCAGAGGCACCAAGUUUGUUGUUUCUGGACUAAAGACAAAUGGACAAUACAAGUUCAGAGUGGUAGCUAUCAAUGCUGCAGGUCUGAGUGAACCCGGUGAAGUUCCAGAAGUUAUUGAGGUCAAGGACAGGACAAUUGCUCCUGAGGUUGACCUGGAUGCCUCAGUGAAGGACAGGAUGGUUGUUCAUGCUGGCGGGGUGAUUCGCAUCAUAGCUUAUGUGUCAGGACAACCUGCACCCACAAUCACAUGGAACAGAGAUGAUGGUGCUCUGCCACCAGAUGCUGUAAUUGAGACCACUGCCAUCAGCUCCUCUCUGGUCAUCAAGCCAUGUACAAGGAGACACCAGGGAGUUUACACUCUGACGGCUAAGAAUGACGGAGGUGAAAAGAAGAAAGCCAUCAUUGUUGAUGUCCUUGACGUCCCUGGACCUGUGGGUGUUCCGUUCACUCCUGAGCAUCUUACCAGUGACUCCUGCAAGUUGAACUGGUUCUUCCCUGAGGAUGAUGGUGGCUCCGCCAUCACCAAUUACAUCAUAGAGAAACGCGAGGCUGAACGCAAGGCGUGGACAGCUCUCUCCUACACAGUCACCAGGCACACUGCUAUAGCCCACAAUCUGAUGGUCGGAAAUACCUAUUUCUUCAGGGUUGCAGCUGAAAAUGCAAUUGGACUUGGUCCAUUUGUUGAGACUACGUGCGAAAUCGUAAUCAAGGAUCCUAUCACUGUACCGGAACGCCCAGAGGAAAUAGAGGUGACAUCUGUCCACAAGGACUACAUCAGUGUCACCUGGAAACCUCCCAAGUUUGAUGGUGGCGCUGAGGUGACCAUGUACAUCCUGGAGGCACGAAUGAUCGGCAAGGACAAGUACACCAGGCUGACCAAGGAGAAGCUGAUGGAGAGAAGAUACACGUAUGAUGGUCUGAGGGAGGGUGACACUUAUGAGUUUAGGGUCCUGGCUGUGAAUGAGAUCGGUCCCAGCAAGCCAUCCUUCUGCACCAAACCCAUCACCUGCAGGGAUGAAUUAGAGCCCCCAACCAUUGAGCUGGACUUCCGUGAUAAGAUCGUUGUUCGUGUUGGUGAGAGUUUUGCACUCCAGGGACGCUACACAGGAAAGCCAUCUCCAUCUAUCAUCUGGUUCAAAGAUGAUGAAGAGCUCAAGGCAGACAAUCACAUCAUGUUCAAGAACACCUUGAACACCAUGUGUUUGGGCCUCAUGAAGGCUAAGAGAGAGCACAGUGGCAGAUACUGUGUACUUGUUGAGAACAGCACUGGCUCAAGAAAAGGCGUUUGCAAUGUGACUGUUGUCGAUCGCCCAACACCUCCAGUGGGUCCAGUGAUCUUUGACGAAGUUCACAGAGAAUACAUGGUGAUCUCCUGGAAACCUCCUCUGGAUAGUGGCGGAACUGAAAUCUCCAACUACAUCAUAGAAAAGAGAGACAUCAACAGAGACAUGUGGAUGACUGUAACAUCCGCCUCCACCAAGACCACUUGCAAAGUGCCAAAGCUAGUGGAGGGUAAAGAGUACAUCAUGAGAAUUUGUGCUGAGAACAUGUACGGCAUCAGCGAUCCACUGGAUUCAGACGAGAUGAGAGCCAAAGAUCUCUUCAGAGUACCUGAGGCCCCGGAGCAGCCCAAUGUAAGAGAAGUGUACAAGGAUAAUGCUUUAGUGCUGUGGAGCAGGCCUCGUGAUGGUGGCAAGCCCAUCACCAACUACAUCCUGGAGAAGAAGGAACCCUCUGCUAAGAGGUGGUCCCGUGCCACCAGAGAUCCGCUCUAUCCAGCCACCCAGUUCAGGGUGCUGGAUCUGAUUGAAGGCUGUGAAUAUGAGUUUAGAGUUAUGGCAGAGAAUGAGAUUGGCACUGGUGACCCAAGUGUACCAUCAAAGCCCAUCCUUGCCAAAGAUCCAAUUGUUCCUCCUAGCCCUCCUGUUCUGCCAGAGGCAAUAGACAAGACCAAGGACACUGUCAGUUUGAAAUGGCAGUUGCCUCGUCAUGACGGCAAAGGCAAAAUCUUUGGUUAUCUUGUGGAGUACCAGAAGGUUGGUGAAAAAGAAUGGGCCAAGUCCAACGAGACUCCCGAGACCUGCCCGGACAUCAACUAUGUCGUGACAGGCCUGGCUGAUGGUCAAGAGUACAAUUUCAGAAUCUUCACUGUCAAUGCUGCAGGAAACUCAGAGCCUGCCUUUGUUCGUCAACCAGUGAAAGUGCACGACAGAUUGGAGGCUCCAGAGCUGCUUCUUGAUGCCAACAUGUCCCGUGACCACCUUGCCAUGCUGGGAACAGACAUCACUCUCAGUGCUGUUAUCAAGGGCAUGCCGCCCCCCACUGUCUCAUGGAAGAAGAACGACGGAGAGGCACCAGCACAUGCCACUAUUGCAGUCACUGCCUCAGGCAGUAAGAUGUUUAUACCCAAGAGUGUGCGUCCUGACUCUGGAAACUACACCAUAACUGUUGAAAAUGCAGCUGGAUCCAAGACAGCAACUUGUGUCGUGCUCGUUUUAGAUAAACCUGGCCCUCCCAGGGAUCUAACAAUCUCUGAGAUAACCAGCGAGUCAGCCUACCUGUCCUGGAAGGUUCCUGAGGAUGAUGGAGGUGCUGUCAUCUCCCACUACGUGGUGGAGAAGAAGGAUGUUGCAGCUGAGAAAUGGGUGCCGGUCUGUGCCUCAUCAAAGAAGUUGAGCCUGAUGGCUCUCUACCUGAUGGAGGGUAUUCAGUACAUGUUCCGUGUUGCAGCAGAGAACCAGUUUGGCAGAAGUGCUUACAUUGAGACCAAACUUCCUAUCAAGGCCGUCGAUCCUUUAUAUCCACCUGGCCCACCAAAGAAUCUGCAUCACACUGAUGCUGAAAAAACUGAAGUGUGGCUUGCAUGGGAGUGGCCAGACCGCACAGGAGGAAGUGAGGUAACUGGGUUCAUUGUUGAGCACCAAGAGGAAGGAACAACGGACUGGGUUAACUUCAAGACUGUCAGCAACAUUCUCUGUCAUGUAACUGGACUGGUGGAGGGCAAGACAUACAGGUUCCGUGUGAAGUCCCAGAAUGCCAUUGGUGUGAGCCGUCCAGACACUACUGUCCCUAUCACCUGUCAGGAGAAACUAUUGGCACCAACAAUUGAAGUUGAUGUGAAGCUUAUUGAGGGCCUCAUUGUCAAGUCUGGAAGCAAAGUCGUUCUGCCAGCAAUAAUGAAAGGAAUUCCAACUCCCACUGCUAAGUGGCUGAGUGAUGGAAACGAAAUUGUAUCAGAGGGCAGGUUUAAGAUUGACACAGAGGAUACCUCAACAAGCCUCAGUAUUCCUGCGUGCAUAAGAGGUGACACUGGAGAAUAUAUUCUCACUGUGACCAACCCAGCAGGAAGCAAGACUGUUGCUCUUCAUGUCACUGUGCUGGACGUCCCAGGUGCCCCUGUUGGUCCUGUAAACAUCACAGAGGUCACUCCAGACCAUAUGGCCAUUAACUGGAGGCCACCUAAAGAUGACGGUGGCACACCGCUAACAAACUACAUUGUUGAGAAGAAGGAUAUCAAGAAGCCAUGGGAGCCAUGGUCAGUUGUAAGCUCUGGAAGUACAAGCACCAAAUCCAAGAUUCCCAGAUUGGAAAAAGGGCGUGAAUAUGUUGUGCGUGUCCGUGCAGAAAACAAAAUUGGUAUUGGUGCAGAACUUGAGAGUCCUCCCACUAUUGCCAAACAUAUGUUUGACCCUCCUGGUCCUCCAGGCCAGCCAACAUGCUCAGACAUCACAGAAAACGCUGUGACAGUGGAAUGGACUCUGCCUGAAGUUGAUGGUGGCAGCCCUGUCAGUGGCUAUGUCAUUGAGCGUAGGGAAAUGACAGGGAAGUGGAUUCGUGUAAACAAAACGCCCGUGCUGGAUCUCAGAUACAGAGCAUCUGGUUUGUUUGAAGGCAACAGCUACGAGUUCAGAAUCUUUGCUGAGAACGUUGCUGGGGUCAGUGUGGCCUCUCCUGUGUCAGACCCAGUGAAGCUCACUCGUCCAAUCACAAAGCCAGGACCACCAGUCAACCCCAAGGUGAAGGACUGGAGUAAGUCCUAUGUUGACUUGGUGUGGACAAAGCCUACCAGAGAUGGAGGAAGUCCCAUCCUGGGUUACAUUGUUGAGUGUCAGAAAUCAACUAGUGCUCAGUGGGAUAGAAUGAACAAGGAUUUCCUCAUACUUGGCGGUGCCUACAGAGCCCCUGGUCUGAUUGAAGGUAUGGAAUACAGGUUCCGCAUCAGAGCCUCCAACAUAAUAGGAGACAGUGAGCCUAGAGAUAUACAGGAGUCUGUCAUUGCAAAGGACAUUUUGGUGCCUCCAGUGGUCGUUGUUGAUGUAGCUUGCCGUGACCUACUGACAGUAAGAGCAGGCCAGAGCAUUAAUUUGACUACCAGAGUUAAGGGUAGACCCGACCCUGAGAUCACAUGGACCAAGGAUGCCAGGGCUCUGGGCAGGGACAAGCGCACAGAGAUGAACAACAACUUCCCUCUGGUUGAGCUUGUGAUCUCAGAAGCAGUCAGAGAGGACUACGGAAAGUAUGCUAUCCUGGCUAAGAACAGCAGCGGCCAAGCCCAGGCCACAAUCAUUGUGAAUGUGCUUGACACACCAGGACCUUGCCAAAAUAUUAAGGUCUCUUAUGUGACAAAAGACUCUGGCAUGGUGUCAUGGGAGAACCCAGAGGAUAAUGGAGGCACUGAGAUUACACAGUACACCAUUGAGUCUCGUCAGGCUAGCCAAAGAGGUUGGACUUUGGUCUCAAAUGACUGCACAAAGCGUCUCAUGAAAGCACCUCUUACGGAGGGAUGUGAAUACUUCUUCCGUGUGAGUGCAGAGAACAAGAUUGGUGCUGGACCUCCCAUAGAGACAAAGACAGCCAUAGUGGCUGUAGAUCCCAUUGAGAAACCAGGUGAUCCAGAGAACUUGCACAUCAGUGAAAUUGGCAAGACAUUUGUCUUCCUCAAAUGGAAGAAGCCAGACUAUGAUGGUGGUAGCCGCAACAUUGGUUACCAUGUUGAGAAGAAGCCAAAGGAGGCAGAUGAUUGGGAGAGACUUCAUAAGGGUGCCAUUAAGGAGACUUACUUCAUGGCAGAUAGAUGCAUUGAAAACGAAGUUUACCAAUUUAGAGUGCAAACCAAGAAUGAGGGAGGUGAAAGCAACUGGGUGACAACAGCUGAAAUUCUAGUUAAAGAACAGCUAGUUGAGCCAGAGAUCAAAAUUAAACUGAUUGGCACCCUAGUUGUUAAGGCUGGUGACUCCAUCCCUAUAGAAGCUACAGUCAAAGGAAAACCACAGCCUGAUGUCAAGUGGACUAGAGAUGGAGACAUUGGAGAUAUCAGCAAAAGCACAAGGCUUCAGAUUGAAUCUGGUGUGGAAUUCUCCAAAUUCCUGUUAACCAACUCUAAGCGUCCCGAUAGUGGAAAAUAUGUGAUCACUGCUACCAACGCUGCUGGCACUUGCAGUGCUCAUGCCACAGUCAAUGUGCUAGACAGACCUGGUCCUAUUAAAGACUUGAAAGUGUCUGGGGUCAGUAUAGAUAGAUGCCACCUGGCCUGGGAUGUCCCAGAAGAUGAUGGUGGCUGUGAGAUCUAUAACUACAUCUUAGAAAAGUGUGAAACAAAGAGAAUGGUUUGGUCUGUUCAUUCUAAUGCUAUAAUCACAAAUUCAGCCAAAGUCACUCGUCUUAUUGAAGGAAAUGAGUACAUAUUCAGAGUCAGAGCAGAAAAUAAGAUGGGGGCAGGUCCUGCUGUGGAAAGUGAAUCGAUUGUGGCCAAAACCCAGUUCAGUAGGCCUGGGAUUCCUGAAGCACCUGAAGUUACCAAGAUAUCCAGGGACCAGAUGACCGUUGAGUGGGCUGCACCUGAAAAUGAUGGCGGAAAGCCAAUCAUUGGCUACCUUCUGGAAAAGAAGGAGGAGCACGCCAUUCGAUGGACCCCUGUUAGCAAAGACCUUAUACCUGGAACAAGAAUGGCAGUCACCAAUCUGUUGUUCAACCACGAGUAUCAGUAUAGAGUUAAGGCUGAAAAUGAGAUCGGUGUUGGAGACCCAAGCAAACCCUCUAGAGCCAUUACUGCCAAGGAUUCUGUUGAACCUCCAAGCCCUCCAAGCAACCUGAAGGUUGUUGACAGCACCAGCUCCUCCAUCAGUCUGAGCUGGACCAAGCCUGUGUCUGAUGGUGGAGUUCCACUUAUCGGAUAUGUGGUUGAGAUAAGAGUCAAGGGAGCCAACAAGAAAGGAGAUGAAGGCUGGAAGAGGUGCAACGUUGCAGCCCAGCUGAUUGUGACCGAAUUCACUGUCACCAGUCUUGAUGAAAAACUGGAGUAUGAGUUCCGUGUCUCUGCACAAAACCAGGUUGGCCUGAGCCUUCCUGCAGAUCUAGAGGGAGCUGUAGUACCUAGGGAUAUUCUCGAUGCCCCUGAGAUCGACAUGGAUGCCAGUCUGAAGGACGGCCUGACUGUCAGGGCUGGAUGCCCCAUUAGGCUGUGCGCCACCAUCAGAGGCAGACCUCCACCCAAAGUCUCUUGGAGGAGGAUGGGCAUUGACAAUGUUGUCAGGAAGGGACAUGUGGAUAUCAUUGAUACCAUGACCUUCCUAGUGAUCCCUGACAGUACCCGUGACGAUUCAGGCAAAUACUCUCUGACACUACGGAGUACUGCAGGAGAGAAGGCAGUGUUUGUAAAUGUCAAAGUGCUAGACACCCCAGGGCCUGUAAUAGGUAUUGAAGCCACAGACAUCACAAUGGUGUCCUGCAAACUUUCCUGGUCUCCACCUGAAGUAAACGGUGGCAGUGAGGUCACUCACUACAUUGUUGAAAAGCGUGAAAUGGACCGCAAGACAUGGGCAACAGUCAAUAGCAAUGUGGAAGCAACAACCUUGAAGAUCAGCAAUCUGGUCUCUGGCACAGAGUAUUACUUCAGGGUCACAGCAGUAAAUGAAUAUGGACCUGGAGUAGCCAGAGUCUCACCAACUUCAUAUCUGGCCUCAGAUCCAGUCAGUAAACCUGACUCCCCUCAGAAGAUUGAUGUUCUUGAAAUUACUAAGAACAGCGCUGUUGUGGGAUGGGUGACACCAAUGAGGGAUGGAGGUGCCAAGAUAGAUGGUUAUGUGAUUGAUUAUCUGGAGGAGGAGGAGCAAGAAGACGUAUGGACACCAUACACUGUUGUUAAAGGCCUUAGCAUUUCAAUUAGUGGCCUAAAGGAGGGCAAAAAAUAUAGAUUCAGAGUGGCAGCGAGAAACGUCAUGGGAUGCAGUUUACCUAUCGAAACCCGUGACGCGUUUGAGGUCAAGGAGCAGAUUCUUGAACCCAAGAUUAUCAUGCCUGAUGUUGUAAGUGCAAGAGCAGGCGCUAAACUCAGAGUGGAAGCUCUAGUAUCUGGCAAACCUGCACCAGUCUGCAAAUGGAUGAAGGGAGACAAUCCUGUUGUUUCAUCUAGUCGUCUCGCCGUGCAUAAAUCUAAGAAUCUCUGUGUGCUCAUCAUCAAAGAUGUAUCAAGAAAUGACAGUGGUGAAUACAGCCUUGUUGCUGAGAACACCUCGGCUAAAGUUGACCAGGUCCUGAAAAUCAUCAUCAGAGAUAUCCCUGGCCCACCUGAGCCACCAUUUGAGAUCAGUGACAUUGAUGCUGAUGCCUGCUCACUUUCUUGGAACAAACCUCUGGAGGAUGGUGGCAGCAACAUCACCAACUAUGUAGUUGAGAAGUGUGAUUUGAGUCGCGGUGACUGGGUCAAUGCUGUUUCCUCUUGUGGAAAAACCGGCUGCAGGCUGGGCAAGCUCAUUCCUGGAAAGGAGUACUUAUUCCGUGCCCGUGCCGAGAACCGCUUUGGAAUCUCUGACCCCAUCACAUCGGACAGAAUGGUUGCCAAAUUCCCCUUCGAGCUUCCAGGAGAGCCCCUAAAUUGCCGCAUCAACAAAACAAACAAGGAUUGCAUGUUUGUUGCCUGGGACAGACCAGAGUCGGAUGGUGGCAGUCCCAUCACUGGCUUCUACAUUGAGCGGAAGGAGAGGAACAGUCUCCUGUGGGUCAAAGCUAAUGACGCAGUUGUUAGAACAACUGAGUAUCCCUGUGCUGGCCUUAUUGAGGGCUUGGAGUACACUUUCCGAGUAUCCGCUAUAAAUCGUGCCGGACAAGGCAAGCCUAGCAAGAAGACUGACUUUGUCACUGCAAGAACACCAGUUGAUACACCAGGCAAACCAGACAUUCUUGAUGUCACCAAAAACACUGUGACUUUGGUCUGGACCAGACCAAAGAAUGAUGGCGGAAGCAAGAUCCUUGGAUAUUAUGUUGAGGCCUUGAGGCUACCUGGUGACAAGUGGGUUCGCUGUAACACCAGCAGUCAGAAUGUCCCCAGAGAAGAGUACACUGUAACUGGACUGGAGGAGGACAUGCAGUAUCAGUUCAGAGUUACUGCAAAGACAGCUGUCAACCUGAGCAAAGCAUCAGACCCCACAGACCCUGUCCUGGUGUCUGCAGAGAACGUGCCACCAAGGAUAGAACUUGCAGUGAACGUGCAAAAACCACUGACUGUAAAGGCUGGCGCUAAUGUUACACUUGCGGCUGAGGUGUUUGGAAAGCCCAUGCCCAAAGUGACCUGGAAGAAGAAUGAUGAUUCCCUGAAAUCUUCUGAAAAAAGGAAGAUAACCCAGAAGAGACAUCUCUUCCAGAUGGAACUCACUGAAGUCACUAAAGAACAAACCGGAAUAUAUACUAUUCUGGCUGAAAAUGCUAGUGGAUCUAAGACUGGAGAUAUAGAGAUCAAGGUUUUGGAUGUUCCUGGUCCACCAGCAUCUGCCACAUUCAGUGAUGUGUUUGCAACUGGUCUCAAAGUUACAUGGGUGGCCCCUCUGAAUGAUGGUGGUUCUCCCAUAACAAACUACAUUGUUGACAAGCGUGAGACAAGCAGAGCCAACUGGGCUCAGGUUUCCUCCAAGGUCAUGGGUGAAGUUCUGGAGAUUGCUGUAGAGAGGCUCAUUGAAGCCCAUGAGUAUCAGUUCCGCAUUCGUGCAGAGAACACAUUCGGAGUUGGCGAGCCUAUCUUGACCAACCCAGUGACUACUAAGAAUCCAUUCACUGUGCCCGGCCCAUGUGAAGCUCCUGUCAUAACCAAUGUCACUAAAGAUCACAUGACUGUAAGCUGGAAGGAACCUGAUAAUGAUGGAAAGUCCACCAUCCUGGGAUACAUGGUGGAGAAGAAAGAAAUUAAAGAUGUCAAUUGGACAAAAAUUAACAGGAAGGCUACGCUAGAGAGAUCCCUGGAGGUUGGUGGUCUCACAGAGGGAGCAGAGUAUGAGUUCCGUGUCAUUGCCCUCAACAUAGCUGGCCUUGGAAAACCCAGUGAACCAUCCAGUGGUACUUCAGCCCAUGACCCCAUCCAUCCUCCUGGCCCACCAGUUUCCCCUGUGGUCAAAGACACCACUCAAAGCACAAUCAGUCUGACCUGGACAAAGCCAGCCAAUGAUGGCGGCAGUCCCAUCCUGGGCUACCUGGUGGAGAGCAAGAGGACCGAUGCCACAGACUGGAUAAGAUGCAACGUGCCAAAGAAUCUGCAGGACACAAACUAUGUGGUUCAGUCCCUCAUUGAUAAAUCAGAAUAUCAAUUGCGGGUGUCUGCCGUGAACAAAGCUGGCUUCAGUGAGACAUGCGAAGUUCCAGACAAGCACAUUGCUAAGGAUAUUUGUGUUGCACCUGAGGCAGAGCUUAGUGCAGAGCUAAAGGAGGUGUUGGAGCUACGUGCCGGAGACUGCAUGAAACUCAGAGCCACUAUAAAGGGCCGACCAGUCCCAAGGGUGAUCUGGGCCAAGAUGAACACCAACAUUAAGGACAGACAAGGCAUCAUCAUCAAGUCCACAGAGCACGACACCCUUGUCUCUGUCGAGAGCGUUACUAGAUAUGAUGCAGGAAAAUACAUUCUGAGUUUAGAAAGCAGCAGUGGGAUGAAGAUGUACACAAUUACUGUCAAAGUUAUUGAUACCCCUGGACCACCAGUCAACCUGAUGAUUAAAGAGACCACCAAGGACAGUGCAUCCAUCCUUUGGGAUGCUCCCCUGAUUAAUGGAGGAAGUGAAGUAACUAGUUACAUUGUGGAGAAACGUGAUGCAGAAAGAAAAGCAUGGUCCAUAGUUUCCUCAAACUGCACCAAGACAUCCUUCAAAAUUGCUGAUUUGGAACCUGGAAGGUCUUAUUGCUUCAGGGUAUCAGGAGUAAAUGAACUUGGUACUGGAGAGGCAUGUGAAACUGCAGAUUCAGUUAGAGCUUCUGAACAACCAGGGCCAGUUAUGGACUUUAAGAUCGUGUUGGUCACAAAGGACUCUUGCACAAUUGGCUGGAAGAAACCUUUAACUGAUGGCGGCAGCCGUAUCAUCUGCUAUGUGCUGGAAGUGUUGAAUGGAGAUGACAAUUGGAAGGAGCUGAUGAGAUCUAAAAACAUGCAAUACAGUGCCAAGGACCUUGUAGAAGGAAAAGAGUACAAAUACAGAGUAAAAGCAGUAAAUGAAACUGGAGAUGGUUCAGAGAAAGAGCUUGAUGUGCUUGCUAAAGACGUCAUCAUUAUACCUGCAUGUGACUUGAAAGCCCUUCCAAAUCUAUGCUACAUUGCCAAGGAGGGAAGUACAGUCCGUCUGAAGAUUCCCAUUAUUGGCAAACCAGCUCCUAAAGUAUCCUGGAAGAAGGGUGAAGACGUAGAUCUGACCGACACUGGCAGAGUGUGUGCCGAGUCCUCAGCAGUAAACACAAUGCUGUUGAUCCGUGACUGCCAGAGGAGUGAUGCCUCUAAAUACACUAUUACUCUGAGAAAUAGUGCUGGAUCAAGAGAAUCUACCAUCUUUGUUAGGGUGGUUGGCAAGCCAGGAAUACCUAUACAACCAAUUAAAUUUAAAGACAUCACUGCUGAUGGGGCUACCUUGAAAUGGGGUGCACCUAAGGAUGAUGGUGGAUCAGAGAUCACCAACUAUGUUCUAGAAAAGAGGGACUCCGUCACCAACAUGUGGGUCACCGUAUCUUCUUCAGUGGAGACCAACACCAUGAGGGUGACUGGACUCCACGAAGGCACAGAGUACAUCUUCAGAGUGUGUGCAGAAAACAAAUAUGGGUUUGGUGAAGGACUCAAAUCCGACCCCAUUGUUGCCAAGCAUCCUUUCAAUGUGCCUGAUGCACCUCCACCACCUCAGAUGAUGAGCAUGCGACAUGACUCUGCAACACUGAUGUGGUCUGACCCAAGGAAGACUGGAGGAUCUCCAAUUACUGGAUAUCAUGUUGAGUUUAAGGAGAGAAACAGUAUGCUGUGGAAGAGAGCCAGCAAGAGUGCUGUUAUGAUGAGGGAUUAUAAGGUCACAGGCUUGACUGAAGGUCUGGAGUAUGAAUUCAGAGUCAUGGCAGUCAAUCUGGCUGGAGUUGGGAGACCAAGCCCAGCGACUGAGUCUCACGUUGCCCUGGAUCCAAUUGAUGCUCCAGGUAAACCUGAUGUUGUCAGCAUCACAAGAAGCACAGUAACGCUUCAAUGGACUGAGCCAGAGUAUGACGGUGGACACAGACUGACUGGCUAUAUUGUUGAGAAACGAGAUCUGCCAUCAAAGAUCUGGAUGAAGGCUAAUAACGUCAACAUUGUGGACUGUGCAUUCACUGUGAAAGAGCUACAAGAAGGCUGCAAGUUUGAGUUCAGAAUCAGGGCGAAGAAUGCAGCUGGUGCCUUGAGCCCUCCCUCUGAACAAACAGACACUCUCGUGUGCAAAGAUGAAUACGAGUCACCAACUAUUAUUAUCGAUUCCCAUGUGAAGGAGGGCCUGACCGUCAGGGCAGGUGAAACCAUUGUCAUCACUGCAACAAGCAUUAUGGGCAAACCCCAACCAACAUCAGCGUGGUCCAAGGGUGGCAAGUUCUUCAAGCCCUCAGACAUCUGCCAGAUUGAGACCACGGCAUCAUCAUCUACUCUCUCCAUCAAAUACGCCAGCAGGAAUGAUUCUGGAGAAUACACAAUUUCAGCCAGUAAUCCAUUUGGCAUUAAGGAGGAGAAUGUUAAAGUAAAGGUGCUGGAUGUUCCAGGUUGUCCUGGUCCUAUUGAAUCGACUGGAGUUUCAUCUGAAAAGGUCACUCUAUCAUGGACACCACCUAAUGAAGAUGGUGGAUCUCCCAUUAAAUACUACACAAUUGAGAAGAGGGAGACCAGCCGUCUCCUUUGGACCAUCCUUCAAGAGAAGGUGAUUGACUGCCACCAUGUGGCGAACAAGCUGAUCCAGGGAAAUGAAUAUGUUUUCCGUGUUUCUGCCGUGAACCACUAUGGUGCAGGUGAAGCAUCCCACUCUGUGGCAGUCAAAAUGGUGGAUGGAUUUGGUCCCCCAGGCCCUCCAUCCAAGCCAGAGGUUGAGAAUGUUGGUGGACACUCUGCCACCGUCACAUGGAAACGUCCAGUGGAGGAUGGAGGAACUGACAUCACAGGCUACUGUGUUGAGAGGAAAGAGAAGAAGGCCAUGAGAUGGUUCAGGGCAUCUAAGAAAUCUAUUGCUGAGCUUCAAUAUGAAGUGAAGGGUCUCACAGAAGGUGUGGAGUAUGAAUUCCGGGUGACAGCAGAGAACAAAGCUGGCUUUGGAGAACCAAGUGAACCAUCACAAUCAGUUACAACCAAAGUGGUUGCCUAUGUGCCUGGACCCCCAGUCAACCCAAGAGUAACAGAUACAACAAAGACUACUGCUACACUGAACUGGGGAAAACCCCUUGAAGAUGGUGGACUUCCAGUAACAGGAUACUUGAUUGAACAUAAGAAGGAUGGGGAAGAAGAGUGGGCCAAGGAUAAUGCUGGAGCCCCUUUGAGAAUCACAGAGUUUGUUGUUCCCAACCUGGAAGCUGGAGGAAAGUAUCACUUUAGAAUCAGUGCAAUGAAUGCAGAGGGAGUAGGUGAACCUGCCCAGACUGAGGAACUCAUUGAGCUUGUGGACCAUGAGGAGAUUCCAGACCUUGAACUUGACAUUGAGCUAAGAAGAACCCUUGUUGUCAGGGCAGGUGGAUCCAUACGUCUCUUUGUGCCUAUUAAGGGACGCCCCACUCCUCAGGUGACAUGGAGCAAGAAAGAAGCACCAAUCACCCGUGCUAUCAUUGAUACAACCGAAUCAUACACUCUCCUUGUGAUUCCUGACUGCUCAAGAAUAGAUGCAGGAAAGUAUGACUUGACCCUAGAGAAUGCUGCAGGCCAGAAGACUGCUCACGUGAAUGUGAGAGUGUUAGACACUCCUGGACCUCCAAUCAACCUGAAGCCCAAAGCAAUUGACAAAGAAAGCAUCACCCUCCAGUGGGAGAUGCCACUUCUUGAUGGCGGCUCCAAGGUUACAAACUAUGUAAUUGAGAAGAGAGAGGCAACACGUAAAGCAUACGCAGCCAUAAUAAGAAAUUGUACAACUUGCUCGGUUAAAGUGCCGGACCUGGGAGAGGGGUGUGAAUACUAUUUCAGAGUGUCUGCAGAGAAUGAGUAUGGUAUUGGAGAUUCUGUUGAGACUCCAGAUCCAAUCCGUGCAUCCCAGGCACCAACUCCCCCAGAAAGCAUCUAUGCUACAGAUGUCACUAAGAACUCUGUCAGUCUCGCAUGGACGAAGCCAACACAUGAUGGUGGUAGCAGAGUAACUGGAUAUGUUCUUGAAGCGCAGAAGAAGGGAGGAGAUCAGUGGUCCCAUGUAACAACAGUCAAGACCAUGGACUUCAUUUCUAAGAAUCUUAAUGAAAAUGAGGAAUAUAUCUUCCGUGUAAUGGCAGUCAACCACUCUGGCCGAAGUCUUCCUCGUGAAAGCAAACCUGUUGUUAUCAAGGAGCAAACUUCACUGCCAGAGUUUGAUCUGCGUGGUGUUUGCCAGAAGAUUGUUAUUGCCAAGGCAGGAUCUGACAUAAAGGUUGAGAUUCCUGUAAUGGGACGUCCAGCACCUACUGUCUCAUGGAAGAAAGAUGACGCUACCUUCAAGCUGACCCAAAGAAUCAACGUGGAAAACACUCCAGCAACCACUCUUCUGUCUAUAAUGGAAUGCACAAGGGCUGACAGUGGACAUUAUGCCAUGACAGGGAAAAACAUCAUUGGCUCAGUCACAGAUAGUAUUAUUGUAAAAGUGCAUGAUAUUCCUGGACCUCCAAAGGGACCAAUCAAAAUUGAUGAGAUCUCUCGAACCUAUGCAGUAAUUUCAUGGGAUACCCCUGAGAAUGACGGUGGAGUCCCAAUCAACAAUUAUGUUGUUGAGUUGAGGGAUACUACUGGGCAAUCAUGGGUAGAGUUGUCUUCAACAGUGAUUCGUACUAUGUUCAAAGCUACUCGUCUUAAAACAGGAGCAGAAUUCCAAUUCAGGGUCAAAGCUAAGAACAGAUACGGCACUGGGCCACCUAUCACCUCUGAGGCAGUGGUGGCUGCAUAUCCAUUCAAGGCCCCUGGGCCCCCUGGCACUCCUAAAGUUGUGGCAUUUACGAAAGACACAAUGACAAUUGGCUGGAAUGAGCCAGUAUCCGAUGGUGGAAACGAGGUUAUUGGUUACCACGUUGAGAGGAAAGAGAGAAGUAGCAUCGUCUGGCAGAAGAUCAGUAAAGCCAUGGUCAAAGGAAACAUUUUCAAGUCAGCUGGUCUUGAAGAUGGAAUUGCUUAUGAAUUCCGUGUAGCUGCUGAGAACAUGGCUGGAAUUGGUAAGCCAAGUAAGGCCUCAGAAGCUAUGUUGGCACUGGAUCCAGUAGAUCCACCAGGUCAGCCAGAGCCUAUUUAUAUCAGCAAAAAUGUUGUAACAAUUCAGUGGGCAAAGCCUGAGUACGAUGGUGGGUUUAAGAUCACUGGCUACACGGUGGAGAAAAGAGACUUGACAGCUGGUCGCUGGACAAGGGCUAACUUCACCAACAUUAUUGAGACCUCAUUUACUCUCAGUGGGUUAACUCAAGAUGAAUCAUAUGAAUUCCGGGUGCUUGCCCGAAAUUCUGCUGGUGCUGUUAGUAAUCCAUCUGAGCCCUCAGACCCCAUUACCUGCAAAGAUGACAUUGUAGAACCAAGAAUUAUGGUUGAUGCCAAGUUCAAAGACGUGGUUCUACUGAAAGCAGGUGACAAUUUCAAGCUUGAUGCAGAUAUUGCAGGCCAGCCAAUUCCAUCCAUGGUCUGGACCAAGAACGGAAAGGAAGUUGAAAACACAUUGAAACUGGAUGUCAAGAUGACUGAUUUAACUACCACUCUGGUUAACAAAGACUCUAUAAGAGCAGAUGGGGGCGAAUUUAUUUUGACUGCCACCAAUGUUGGUGGAUUUGCCAAGCAUGUCUUCAAUGUCAAGGUUCUUGACAGACCAGGCCCACCAGGGGGACCCCUCGGAGUGUCUGAUGUGACCGCUGACAACUGCAUCCUGUCUUGGAACCCACCAGCAGAUGAUGGUGGUGCCCAGAUUGAGCAUUUUGUGAUUGAAAAGCGUGAAUCAAGCAGACUGGUUUGGACUAAUGUGGUAUCAGGCCUAGUGGGCAACCAAUAUAAGGUCACCAAGUUACUCAAAGGAAAUGAAUACAUAUUCAGAGUUAUGGCAGUCAACAAAUACGGCAUUGGAGAGCCACUGGAGUCCGAUCCAACAAUUGCAGACAACCCAUAUGUGCCAGCAGAUCCUCCAGAGACUCCUGAGGUGAGGGUCAUCACUAAAGAUUCAAUGAUUGUUUGUUGGGGGGCACCCAAGAACAAUGGUGGUAGUGAAGUCACCAACUAUAAUGUGGAGAGGAAAGACAAGAUUGGCCUCCGCUGGGUGAAAUGCAACAAGAAGAAGGUGACAGAUUUACAAUGCAAAGUCACAGGCCUUGUACCUGGGCAUGAAUAUGAAUACCGAAUUAUUGCUGAAAAUGCAGCAGGAUUCAGUGCACCAAGUGCUUCCAGUCCAUUCUAUAAGGCUACUGACACCCUCUACCAGCCUGGACCUCCAGGUAAUCCAAGGAUCUUGGAUACAACAAAGUCCUCCAUCACACUUGCAUGGAACAAGCCAGUAUAUGAUGGUGGUUCUGACAUCACUGGAUACAUUGUGGAGACCUGCCUCCCUAGUGAGGAGGAAUGGACAAUUGUCACCCCGGCAGAAGGAAUCCUUGCCACAUCAUUUACAAUUACUAACUUGAAAGAGAACCAGGAAUACUUGAUCAAUGUCUCUGCUACGAACAGUGAAGGAAUUGGUGAGGAAGCAUCUGUCCCAGGCUCACCCAAAGCUGAAGACAGGCUGCUUCCUCCAGAAGUUGAUCUGGAUGCAGACCUCCGCAAGGUUGUCAAUAUCAGAGCCUGCAACACACUCAGACUCUUUGUGCCAAUAAGAGGAAGACCAGCACCAGAGGUGAAAUGGACAAAAGAAAACGGUGACCCGAUUGAGAGGGCAACAAUUGAGAGUACGACAUCUUACACAUCACUAGUGAUUGAAAAUGUCAACCGAUUUGACAGUGGCAAGUACCUACUCACAGUUGAAAAUAGCUCUGGAGACCAUACAGCUACAGUGACUGUCAGUGUCUUAGAUACACCAGGAGCACCACAAAAUCUCAAGAUUAACGCAGUCACCAAGGAGUCGGUCACCCUCAUCUGGGAUCCUCCAGCUAAUGACGGUGGAACUAAGAUUAAGAACUACAUUGUAGAAAAACGUGAAUCAACAAGAAAAGCAUAUGCCACAGUAAAUGCUAACUGUCAUAAGACAGUCUGGACAGUAGACCCCCUGCAGGAGGGAUGUAACUAUUACUUCCGAGUUUUAGCUGAGAAUGAAUAUGGAAUUGGUAUACCAAUUGAGACAGGAGAAUCUGUUAAAGUAUCUGAAAAGCCACAGCCACCAGGCAAAAUCACUCUGAAGGAUGUAACAAUGACCAGCGCUACACUAUCCUGGGAGAGGCCAGAACAUGAUGGAGGCAGCAGAGUGGGUUGUUAUGUUGUAGAGAUGCAGAGCAAGGGGGAUGAGAAAUGGACCCAGGCUUUGAUUGUGAAAGAAACGGAGGCAGUUGUGCCUGGACUGACACUAGGUGAAGAAUACAUGUUCCGCGUAGCUGCAAGAAAUGAGAAGGGAACAAGUGAUCCACGCCAGAUUGGUGUGCCAGUGAUUGCUAAAGAUCUUGUCAUUGCUCCAGUAGCAAAACUGAUGUUCUCCACAUUUAGUGUGCUCUCAGGAGAAGAUUUGACAAUUGAAAUUCCAUAUGUCGCUCGUCCCAAAGCGGCAGUUUCAUGGGUUAAGGAUAGUCUGCCUCUUAAGAGAACCUCUAGAGUUAACUUUGAAGCCACAGACAAACUGCUCAGUCUUACUAUCAAAGAGGCCAGCAGAGAGGAUGUUGGCAAGUACCACAUUACUCUGUUAAACACCACCGGAGAAACAACAGCAAGCAUUGGAAUAGUUGUUCUUGACAAACCAGGCCCACCAAGCGGCCCUGUCAAAGUGGAGAAUGUCACUUCUGACAGUGUAACCAUCUCCUGGAAACCACCAGAGUAUGAUGGAGGCUGCACUAUCAACAAUUACAUUGUAGAAAAGAGAGAAACAUCUUCACAGAACUGGUUGAUUGUAUCUCCAAAUUUGGCCAGAACAACAAUCAAAGCUGGAAGACUGAAGACAGGCUCAGAAUAUCAAUUCAGAAUCACAGCAGAGAACAGAUAUGGAAAGAGUCCAGUUCUGGUCUCAGAGUCUGUUAUUGCUCAGUAUCCAUUCAAACUACCCGGUCCUCCUGGAACACCAAAUAUACAAUCUUCCACUAAAGACAGCAUGGUGGUGGUGUGGAAUGAGCCUGUGAUGGAUGGUGGAAGCACCAUCCUGGGCUAUCAUCUUGAACGGAAAGAGAGAAACAGUAUUCUCUGGGUGAAGCUGAAUAAGUCCCUGAUUGUUGAUCAAAGUUAUAAGACCACUGGCCUGGAGUCUGGACUUGAAUAUGAAUACAGAGUUUAUGCUGAAAACAUUGUGGGAAUAGGAAGAUUCAGCAAGAUCUCCGAGGGUAAUGUUGCUAGAGAUCCCUGUGACCCCCCCGGUACCCCUGAAGCCACUACGAUAACAAAGGACUCUGUGACCAUUGUAUGGACAAAACCAGAGUAUGACGGUGGAGCCAAAGUCACUGGUUAUGUAGUGGAGAAGAAGGACCUGCCAGAGGGCCGCUGGAUGAAGGCCAAUUUCACAAAUGUUAUUGAGACAGAGUAUGCUGCAACUGGUCUUGUCGAAGACCAGAAAUAUGAGUUCCGUGUCAUCGCUAGGAAUGCUGCAGGUGUAUUCAGUCUUCCCUCAUACAGCACUGGACCCAUCACUGCUAAAGAUGAAAUUGACCCCCCACGUAUAAGUAUUGACCCAGAGUACACUCAAACAUUGGUUGUUAAUGCUGGGGACAACUUCAAGAUUGAUGCUGAUGUUCAUGGCAAGCCCCUACCCUCAAUCCAGUGGAUGAGGGGAGACCAGGAACUUGGAAACACCAUACACAGAGAGAUUAAGAAUACAAACACCACAGCUUGUAUUUCUGUCAAAGAAGCUAAACUCACUGAUGGAGGCGAGUACACUCUGCUGCUGAGGAAUCCUGGAGGCGAGAAGUCAGUGAAUGUCAAUGUGGUUGUUCUGGAUAAACCUGGGGCACCACAAGGUCCCCUGUCUAUCACUAGCAUCACUAACGAACAGUGCACAAUCUCUUGGAAACCACCAGUACAAGAUGGAGGCAGUCAAAUCUCUCAUUACAUUGUAGAGAGAAGGGAAACAAGUCGAUUGGUUUGGACGGUUGUUGAUUCUAAAGUUCAAACAACUAUUCUGAAAAUUACAAAACUUCUAGAGGGAAAUGAGUACAUUUUCAAAGUUGUGCCUGUCAACAAAUUUGGAGUGGGUGCACCACUUGAGUCUAGUCCUGUGACAAUCAAAACUCCAUUUGUGCCACCUGAUUCGCCAAAGGGAGUGGAAGUUUCUAAUGUCAAGAAGGAAUCAAUGGUAAUUAGCUGGGAGGCACCCACCAAUGAUGGUGGCAGUCCAGUUAUUGGAUACAAUAUUGAGAAACAUGACAAAGAGGGAGUGAGAUGGACUAGAUGCAACAGAAAGACAGUGACUGACUUAACCUUCAAGGUUACUGCACUUCUUGAAAACCACAACUAUGAAUUUAGAGUAGUAGCUGAGAAUGUUGCUGGAGUGGGAGUACCAAGCUCCCCAUCUGUCUUCUACAAAGCUUUGGAUCCUAUCUUUAAACCUGGUCCACCACACAACCCUAAAGUAACUGACACAACCAAAACAACUGUGUCACUGUCAUGGGGUAAACCUAUCUAUGAUGGAGGCUGUGAAAUUCAAGGAUAUAUUGUUGAGGCCUGUCUAACUAAAGCAGCAGCACCCAUAGUGGCUCCCGCAGAGCCAGCAGCCGAGCCAGCAGCAGAACCAGCAGCCGAGCCAGCAGCAGAACCAGCAGCCGAGCCAGCAGCAGAACCAGCAGCUGCAGCUGAGCCAGCACCAGUAGCUGAGCCAGCAGCCGAGCCAGCAGCCAAAACAACUGCUGAAGCACCAGCUGAGGAAUGGACUAUGUGUACUCCACCGACUGGUGUAAAACAAACACGCUUUGAGGUUGUAAAUCUGAAGGAAAAUAAUGUAUACAAGUUCAGAAUAUGUGCCAUUAACAAGCUUGGUGUUGGAGAGCAUACAGAUGUCUUGGGAGAGAUUGUUGUUGAGGAGAGAGCAGAGGAACCGGAUCUUGACAUUGACCCUGAACUCAGGAAGAUUGUGAGCAUCAAAGCCGGAGGUUCCCUCAGACUGUUUAUUCCUAUUAAAGGACGACCCACUCCUGCCGUCAAGUGGGAGAAAGAUGAAGCUGCAGUCAAGGAGAGUGCUCAGGUGGAAGUGACAAGUAGCUAUACAUCUCUUGUAAUUGACAAAGUUAGCCGAUUUGAUACUGGAAAAUACACAGUGACUCUUGAGAAUGCAAGUGGAACAAAAUCUGAUGUGAUUGCUGUCAGAGUACUGGACUCACCUAGUGCCCCAGCCAACUUCAAGGUGAAAGAAAUCACAAAAGAGUCAGUGACACUUGCAUGGGAAGCCCCAUUGUUAGAUGGAGGAGCCAAGAUCAAAAACUACAUAGUUGAGAAGAGAGAGAGCACACGUAAAACUUUCUCAGCUGUGGUGACAAAUUGCCACAAACUGUCAUUUAAGAUUGAUAAUCUUCAGGAGGGUUGCAAUUACUAUUUCCGUGUUCUUGCUGAAAAUGAACAUGGUGUUGGCCUCCCAGCAGUAACAGUUGAUCCUCUCAAGGUCUCAGAGGUGCCUCAAACUCCAAGAAAGUUCACUGUUGUUGACCAAACCAAGACCAGUGUCUCUUUGGCAUGGGAGAAGCCUGAGCAUGAUGGUGGAAGCAAAGUUAUUCAUUACCUGCUGGAAAUGCAAGUCAAGGGCCAAGACAAAUGGUCUGGCAUCAACACUUUCAAAACUAUGGAUGCUGUUGUCAGUAAUCUGAACCCGGGUGAGGAAUAUAUGUUCAGAGUGACAGCUAUCAAUGAAAAGGGAAAGAGCGACCCCAAUACCCUUGCAUAUGCUGUACAAGCCAAGGACCUUGUCAUUAAACCAGAUGUAAGACCUGUAUUCAGCAACUACAGUGUUCGUGUUGGCAAAGACCUCAAAGUUGAAGUACCCAUAUCAGGACGUCCCAAGCCAAAGAUCACAUGGACAAAGGAUGGUGAUACUCUAAAACUGACCUCAAGAGUGAACAUUACUAACACACUCACUCACACAACACUGAACAUUAAAGAGGCAGCAGGUGAUGAUGGUGGGAUGUAUGGUAUUAAUGUCGCUAAUGAUGUUGGACAUAAGGAUGCAACCGUUGAAAUAAUUGCUCUUGAUAAGCCUGGCCCACCUACUGGUCCUGUUAAGUUUGAUGAAGUUACAGUACAAAGUGUGACUAUUUCUUGGGCUCCACCAAAGAAUACUGGUGGCUGCCAGAUUUCAAAUUACAUUGUACAAAAGAGAGAUACAACCUCCACAACAUGGGAGAACGUGUCCCUCUCAGUUGCAAGAACUUCGUUGAAAGUGCCAAGGCUUAAGACUGGAGCUGAAUAUCAAUUUAGAGUAAUUGCUCAGAAUCGCUAUGGAAAAAGUUAUGCUCUGGACUCAUCCCCUGUAGUUGCACAAUACCCAUACAAAGAACCUGGCCCACCAGGUACACCCUUUAUCUCAUCUCUCUCCAAGGAUCACAUGAUUGUGGAAUGGAACGAACCCAUUGUAGAUGGAGGCAGUGCUGUUCUUGGCUAUCACCUUGAAAGAAAAGAGAGAAACAGCAUCCUCUGGGUUAAGAUAAAUAAAACACUCAUCCAAGAUACAAGUUUCAAGACCAGUCCUUUGGAAGAGGGUAUCGAGUAUGAAUUCAGAGUUUCUGCUGAGAAUAUUGUUGGUACUGGCAGAUACAGUAAGAUCUCAGAGGGCUGUUUUGCCCGUGACCCAUGUGAUCCUCCUGGUACCCCUGAAGCCAUCCACAUAAGUAAAGACACCAUUGUCAUUGAAUGGACUAAGCCAGAGUAUGAUGGAGGCAGCAAGGUCACUGGAUAUGUUGUGGAAAAACGGGACCUGCCAGAAGGGCGCUGGAUGAAGGCUAAUUUCACCAAUGUAAUUGAGACACAGUUCACUGUCACUGGACUCACUGAGAUGGCUCAGUAUGACUUCCGAGUCAUUGCUAAGAAUGCUGUUGGCACUAUAAGUAAGCCAUCUUAUAACAGUGGACCAAUCAUAGCGAGUGAUGAAGUAGAAGCACCAAAGUUCUCUAUCGAUCCAGGGUUCACAAAAACUAUCGUUAUCAAUGCUGGGGACACAUUCAAACUUGAUGCUGAUGUACAUGGAAAGCCAAUUCCCACCAUCCAAUGGUUCAAGGAUGAUAAGGAAAUUGAAAAUACUUUGAGGUGUGAGAUAAAAAAUACUGAGACAAGAGCAAUUGUCAUUGUAAAAGACUCUAUCAGAGUUGAUGGCGGACUUUACAAUCUUCUGCUAACAAAUGUUGCUGGCACACAGACAGUUCCAUUCCAGGUGAAGGUUCUAGACAAACCAGCGCCAUGUGAAGGGCCUCUUCAUGUCACUGGAGUUAAUUGUGAUAGAUGCACUCUGUCAUGGAAGGCCCCAGUACACGAUGGAGGCAGCAACAUUUCACACUACUUCAUUGAGAGGCGGGAGACUAGCCGUUUGGCUUGGACUGUUGUGUCUAACAAAUGUGACACCACACUGUUUAAAGUAACAAAACUACUGGAGGGAAAUGAAUACAUCUUCCGUGUCAUGGCUGUCAACAGCUACGGUGUGAGUGAACCUCUACUGUCGGCCUCUGUGAUAAUGAAAAAUCCAUUUGUUCCUCCUGGGGCACCACAUGUCCAGGAAGUGUCCAAUAUUGCUCAUGACUCCAUGACUCUAACCUGGUCUGCACCAGACACCGAUGGUGGAAGUGACAUCAUUAGUUAUGCAAUUGAGAAGAAAGACCGGGCUGGAGUUAAAUGGACCAAAUGCAACAGGCAAAAGGUCACUGAUCUGUCCUUCAGAGUAACAGGCUUGACAGUCGAUCAUGAGUACGAGUUCAGAGUUGCUGCUGAGAAUGCAGCUGGAGUGGGUGAGCCAAGCUUACAAACGUCAUAUUACAAGGCUUGUGAUCCCAAGUAUAAACCUGGACCACCCACACAUGCUCAUGUGAUUGAUACAACCAAGACAUCAAUCACACUGUCAUGGGGAAAGCCACUUAGCGAUGGUGGCACUGCAAUUCAGGGCUACAUUGUAGAGGUAUGUAAGGCUGAGGAAGAAGAAUGGACCAUGGUAACCCCUCCUACUGGCCUGCGGGUACACAAAUAUGAAGUCACCAAACUCACUGAGGGACAAGAAUAUAAAAUCCAGGUUUGUGCUCUGAAUAAACUUGGAGUUGGUGAACCAGCUGCUAUACCAGGAACAGCCAAACCUGAGGAGAAAGUGGAAACUCCAGAAAUCCAACUGGACUCAGAGCUUAGGAAGGGAAUAGUUAUAAGAGCUGGAGGAUCUGUGAGUAUCAAUGUGCCAUUCAAGGGAAGACCUACUCCAGAAAUUACGUGGACAAAAGAUGAGGCUGAGCUGUCAGAGAAAGCAGUAAUUGAGAAAGCGGUCAACUACACACAGCUGUCUAUUGAUCCCUGUGACAGAAAUGAUUCUGGAAAAUACACUCUUACUCUGGAGAACAGCAGUGGUUCGGUGUCCGAAUUUGUCACAGUUAAAGUGCUGGACACUCCAGGAGCACCUCUGAACCUUGUUGUUACAGAAAUCAAGAAAGACUCUGUUACUCUUGUCUGGGAUGCGCCACUAAUUGAUGGAGGUUCCAAAAUCAAAAAUUAUGUCAUUGAUAAACGGGAAUCAACAAGGAAAGCUUAUGCAAAUGUAUCAACCAAGUGCUCUAAAACAUCAUUCAAAGUUGAAAACCUUGCUGAGGGAGCCAUGUAUUACUUCAGAGUUAUGGCUGAGAAUGAAUAUGGAGUUGGACAGUCUAUUGAAACAAAAACAGCAUCCAAAGCCUCUGAGGUGCCUCUUCCUGUUGGAAAGGUUUUCCUGACAGAUGUCACCAAAGUCAGUGCAACUCUAGCAUGGGAGAAACCAGAGCAUGAUGGGGGAAGCAGGAUUGCUGGGUAUUUAAUUGAGAUGCUGCCCAAGGGAACAGAUAAGUGGGGUGUUGUUGCAAACACAAAGACAUGUGAUGGAACUGUCAAUGGUCUGACCUCAGGGCAGGAGUACCUCUUCCGUAUCAUUGCUCACAACGAGAAGGGAAAGAGUGAGCCCAAGCCACUUGCUGCACCAGUAAUCGCUAGUGACCUGACUAUUGAACCAAGCUUGAAGCCCAUGUUUAACACAUACAGCGUUAAGGCUGGUAAAGAUCUGAAGGUUGAAAUCCCCGUAAUUGGUAGGCCAAAACCAAAGGUCUCUUGGGCCAAAGAUGGCCAGUCUUUGAAAGUGACAAGUAGAGUGAAUGUGUUGAACACACUCACAACCACUACCAUUCAAUUUACAGAAGCAUGUAAGGACGACUUUGGAAAAUAUACAGUCACAGCAACUAACAAUGCUGGAUCAACAACUGAAGAAGUAGGCAUCAUCAUCCUUGACAAACCUGGUCCACCCACAGGACCAUUUAAAAUUUGUGAAGUGAGCAACACUUUUGUGUCUCUCGCAUGGGACCCCCCAGAGUAUACAGGUGGAUGUCAAGUUAAAAACUACAUUGUGGAAAAACGUGAUACAACUGGCAACAUCUGGCAAGUUGUGACUGCACAGCUCGCUAGAACUGCACUCAGAAUCACUAAGCUGAAGACUGGUGCUGAGUACCAAUUCAGAGUAUCUGCUGAGAACAGAUAUGGCAAGGGCUCAUCUUUGGACUCAAAGUCAAUUGUUGUGCAGUAUCCAUACAAACCACCUGGUCCACCUGGAACACCAUUUGCCAAGUCUGCAACUAAGGAACAAAUGAUCAUUGAAUGGAAUGAGCCAGUCAAUGAUGGUGGUAGCUCAGUCAUUGGCUAUCAUCUGGAAAGCAAAGAAAGAAGCAGCAUCCUAUGGACUAAAUUGAACAAGAUUCUAAUUACCGAUACUUUAUUCAAAAUAUGUAAUCUUGAGGAGGGCAUUGGUUAUGAAUUCCGGGUCUCAGCUGAAAAUAUUGUUGGUAUUGGUAGAUGCAGCAAAAUAUCAGACUCAAUUGUUGCACGCGAUCCAUGUGAUCCACCUGGUACUCCUGAGGCAACAGUUAUCUCCAAGAACCAUAUCGUGAUACAGUGGACAAAGCCCCAAUAUGAUGGAGGCAGUAAAGUGACUGGAUAUGUUGUGGAGAGGAGAGAUCUGGCUUCAGUCGAGGGACGCUGGUUGAGAGCCAAUUUCACGAAUGUCAUUGAGACCGAAUUCACUAUCACUGGCCUGACAGAAAAUGAACAAUAUGAAUUCAGAGUUAUUGCCAGAAAUGCCGCAGGCAUGUUCAGUGAACCGUCUGAUAGCACUGGACCAAUCACAGCUACCGAUGAAGUUGAACCACCAAGUGUAUCCAUGGAUCCUAAAUACAAAGAAGCCAUUAUUGUCAAUGCAGGACAGAACUUACUUCUUGAUGCUGACAUUCAUGGCAAACCUCUUCCUGAUGUCUUGUGGUUGAAGGAAGGUAAAGAAAUGGAAAAGGCUCUCCGCAUUGAAGUGAAAACCACAAAUAAAACUGCAUCAAUGACAAUUAAAGAUGUCACAAGGUUAGACAGUGGUCACUAUGACCUCACUCUCACCAAUAUUGGUGGCACAAAGACAAUACCCAUCACUGUAAAGGUUUUGGAUAAACCAGGCCCACCCACUGGACCUAUCAAAGUGACUGGAGUCACUGCUGACAGAUGUUUCCUAUCCUGGACAGAGCCUCAAUUGGAUGGUGGUGCUGAAAUCUCUCAUUACAUUUUAGAAAAGAGAGAGACCAGCAAACUCUCCUGGACCGUUUCUGCACCUAACAUUCAAGCUCUGAAUUACAAAGUGACUAACCUGCUCUCUGGAAAUGAAUACCUCUUCAGGAUCAGAGCUGUCAACAAAUAUGGCAUAGGAGAGGCUCUGGAGACUGAGCCAAUUACUGCUCGUAAUCCAUAUAAACCACCAAGUGCGCCCACAGCACCUGAAGCUAUUGAAAUAACAAAAGACUAUAUGAUUUUGUCAUGGGCAGCACCUGAGCAAAAUGGUGGGGCAGAAAUUGAUUGCUAUCAUCUUGAAAAGCGUGACAAAGAUGGUGUGAGAUGGACCAAAUGCAACAGACAGAAGUUGACUGACUUGUUUUUCAAAGUCACAGGACUUACGGAAGGUCACUUUUAUGAAUACCGUGUUGCUGCAGAAAAUGAGUCUGGAGUGGGAGACUUGAGUGACCUUUCAAUGUUCUGCAGAGCAUGUGAUGUAACAACACCACCUGGACCACCACACCAUCCUAAGGUGACAGACCACACAGAAUCAGCGGUGUCCCUGGCCUGGGGUAAGCCUGCCACUGAUGGUGGGGCAUAUAUCAAGGGAUACAUUGUUGAAAUGAAAGAGGUCACAGCCGAGGAAUGGACCACAUGUACUCCUCCCGCUGGCCUUCAGGUGACUCAUCUCACCGUGGGAGAUCUGAAGGCAGGUGCAGAAUACAACUUCCGUGUCUGUGCUAUCAACUCAGAGGGAGUAGGAGAACAUGCAGAUGUCCAUGGCACUGUGGUUGCAGCAGUGAAGGUGGAGGCACCAGAAAUUGAGCUGGAUGCGGACCUCAGGAAGGUCGUCUCUGUACGUGCAAGUGGAACACUGCGGCUUUUUGUCACAAUCAGAGGAAGACCUGAACCUGCAGUUAAGUGGGAGAAGGUUGAGGGUGUUCUGACAGAACGGGCCCAGAUUGAAGCCACCAGUUCAUACACAAUGCUCGUCAUAGACAAUGUCAACCGCUUUGACAGUGGCAAGUACUCACUGACCAUAGAGAACAGCAGUGGAACAAAAUCUGCCCUUAUAAAUGUCAGAGUGUUAGACUCACCAAGUGCCCCACAGAACUUUGAAGUCAAAGAAAUCAAGAAGGAUUCAGUCACACUCUUCUGGGAUCCACCACUUACAGAUGGGGGAUCAAAGAUAACCAAUUACAUUGUAGAAAAAAGAGAAUCUACCAGGAAGGCUUACACCACUGUGACAAGCAACUGCCUACAGAACUCCUUUAAAAUUGAUGAACUGCCAGAAGGAUGCAUAUUCUACUUCCGUGUGAGUGCUGUCAAUGAGUAUGGCAUCGGGUUGAUGUCCGAGACGAAAAAUCCAAUAAAGGUUUCUGAGGUACCUCUACCCCCAGGAAAAGUCAUGCUCACUGAUAUGACCAAAACCAGUGUGUCACUCUCAUGGGAGAAGCCUGCUCAUGAUGGUGGAAGCAAAAUCAUGUGUUAUAAUGUGGAGAUGAAAGUUAAAGGUGGUGAUAAGUGGGGUACAUCUUGCACAGUCAAAGUACUGGAAGCUACAAUCCCAAACCUAACAUCUGGAGAAACAUAUUCCUUUAGGGUUGUUGCAAUUAAUGAGAAGGGAAAGAGUGAGCCAAAGGAACUAGGAUUACCUGUAGUUGCAAAGGACCAGGAUAUAGAACCCUCAGUCAGUAUGCUGUUCAACACCUACAGUGUGAAAGCUGGAGAUGAUCUCACGGUUGAAAUUCCAAUGAGAGGCCGUCCCAAGCCUGUUAUUUCAUGGAAGAAAGAUGGUCUUCCUCUGAAGCAAACAACCUCAGUGACCAUUCUAAAUACAAAGGUCUCAACCAAACUUGUUAUUAAGGAGGCCGCUAAAGAACAUGUUGGAAAAUAUGAAAUCACUCUUGCCAACACAGGUGGUACGAUAACUGUGGAUCUCAGAAUCAUUGUACUAGACAAGUCUGGUCCACCCACUGCUAUUAAGGUGGACGCUGUGACUGCUGAUAGCAUAACAAUUUCAUGGUCGCCACCAGAGUAUGAUGGUGGCUGUUCAAUCAACAACUACAUUGUUGAGAAGAGGGAUACAAACUCAACAGUUUGGCAGUUGGUCUCAUCACAAAUUGCUAGAACCGCAAUCAAGGCCAGUCGACUGACACAUGGUGCAGAGUAUCAGUUCCGUGUAUACGCUGUUAAUCGUUAUGGAAAGAGUACAUAUUUGGACUCCCCUGGAAUCACAGCUCAGUAUAACUUCAAGCAACCAGGACCUCCUUCUACCCCUCUGGUGAAACAUGCAACCAAAUCCUUUAUGUUGGUCACAUGGAAUGAGCCAGUCAAUGAUGGUGGUAGCACAGUUAUUGGUUAUCACCUUGAGCGUAAGGAGAGAAGCAGUAUCCUUUGGAAUAAGAUGAACAGAGGUAUGAUCAAAGACACAGAGUAUAAAGUUAGUAGCAUUGAAGAAGGCAUGAUGUAUGAAUAUCGUGUUUAUGCUGAAAACAUUGCUGGAAUUGGAAAAUGCAGCAAGGCCUGUGAGGCUGUGGCUGCAAGAGACCCAUGUGACCCUCCAGGUCUGCCAACAGUCACCAGUGUUACAAGAACAUCUGUCUCCCUCUCGUGGGAAAAGCCUGAGUAUGAUGGUGGAGCUAAGGUGACUGGCUAUACUAUUGAACGCAGGGAUCUACCUGAGGGUCGAUGGAUGAGGUGCAACUUUACCAAUGUUCCAGAGACCUACUUUGAUGUGACAGGUUUAACGGAGGACAGCCAGUAUGACUUCCGCAUCAUUGCAAAGAACGCUGCAGGAUUGUUCAGUGAACCAUCUGACUGCACUGGCCCUAUCACUGUCAAAGCAGAUGUGGAUCCUCCACGCAUCAUGAUGGAUGUCAAGUUCAGAGAUACUGUCGUUGUAAAAUCUGGAGAGGUCCUGAAGAUCAAUGCAGAUAUUGCAGGACGCCCAGCCCCAGUUAUCUCCUGGACAAAGAAUGGCAAAGAGAUUGAGCUGAGGGCCAGGAUUCAAAUUGUUUCAACAGAAACCAGCACUUCAGUAAUUGUAAAGGAUACUGUGAGAACUGACUCUGGACAGUACACCCUAACAUUGCAGAACAUUGCUGGAACAGUUAACAUGCCUGUGAACUGUGUGAUUCUUGACAAACCAGGUCCUUCAGCUGGACCUCUAGAGAUCAGCAACCUCACAGCAGAAGAGUGUACUUUGGCAUGGGGUCCACCUCAAGAGAAAGGCGGUGCUGAAAUUACACACUACGUUGUUCAAAAGCGUGAGACAAGCCGCCUUGCUUGGACGCUGGUGCAUGGAGACCUGAAAAAGACAGUAUACAAAGUCACAAAACUUCUUAAAGGGAAUGAGUACAUCUUCAGGGUUCUGGCUGUCAACAAGUUUGGACUUGGCGAGGCCUUGGACAGUGAUGCUGUCAAAAUGGUGGAUCCAUUCACCAUCCCAUUAGCUCCAACCAAUGUUGAGGUUACAGCUGUAACCAGAGACAAGAUGACACUCACCUGGGUAAAGCCUGAUGGUGAUGGAGGCAGUGAGAUCACAGGAUAUGUGAUUGAGCGCCGGGACAAAUCAGGAAUGCGCUGGGUUCGUGUAAACAGAGAACCUGUUGUUGAGUGUACUACUAAAGCAACUAAACUUCGCAAGGGCUCUGAAUAUGAGUUCCGUGUCUAUGCUGAAAAUGCUGCUGGUUUGAGUCUUCCUAGCGAUACAUCCGCCCCAUUCCUUGCUAUGGAUGCACUGAUUGUGCCUUCACCACCAACGAAACCAAAGAUUGUGUAUUCAACAAAUACCUCCAUCAGCGUUGUAUGGAAACCACCAACAUGUGAUGGUGGAGCUCAUAUUCUUGGAUAUAGUGUUGAGUAUCGAGAGUACGUGGAAAGACCUAAAGAGGAAGAGGAAAGUGAUGAGGAAGAAUAUGAAGAUGAGGAGGAGGAAGAAGAGGAGAAAAUUGAGGAGGCACCAGUCGUGGAGGAGGAUAACUGGACUGUGGCCAUUCCACUUAUCAAAAACACAGAGUUUACUAUCUCUGGACUUACAACUGAUAGCGUUUAUGAGUUUGCUGUUAGGGCAAUUAACAAGAUUGGCCAGAGCAGACUCAGUAAAAUCUCUGAGCCUAAGCUGGCAAAGGAUAAGACAGAGGAGCCAGCUUUUGAUGUUGACUUAGAGAUGCGCAAGACAUUGAUUGUCAAGCAUGGCAACUCAUUCACACUGACUGCACCAUUCCGAGGUACACCUGUCCCCUCUGCAACUUGGACUAAGGAGGAAGUAGACUUAAAGGCAAGAUCAACCGUCGAAACAAGUGACACCUCUACUUCAUUAACAUUUGAGAACGCCACAAGAAAUGACUCUGGAGAAUACACAGUCACACUGGAGAAUGGCUUGGGGACAGCGACACUACCAAUGGUUGUUAAGGUUCUUGAUUCUCCAGGACCACCGCUUAAUGUUAAAAUCAAGGAGGUUACAAUAGACUCUGUGACAGUUGCAUGGGAGGCUCCAGUAAAUGAUGGUGGUGAUGCUGUGAAAGCAUAUCAUGUUGAGAAACGUGAGGCCAGCAAGAAGGCAUGGGUAUCUGUGACCAGCAAUUGCCACCAACUGACCUACAAAGUUGAAGAUCUUCAAGAGGGAGCAAUGUAUUACUUCAGAGUCAUUGGAGAAAAUGAAUUCGGAGUGGGUGUCCCUGCUGAGACCAGAGAUGGAACAAAGAUUACAGAAAAGCCAAGUGCGCCUACUAGACUUGGGGCCACGGAGGUGACCAAGGAUAGCAUCACAAUUGCAUGGUCCAAACCAGAGCAUGAUGGUGGAAGCAGAGUAACAAGCUACCUCAUUGAUGCUCUGGAAAAAGGACAGACAAAGUGGGUGAAGUGUGCCGUGGUGAAGACAAAUACUCACACAGUCAAAAGUCUGAGGGAACAUGGUGAAUACUUCUUCAGAGUUCGCGCUGAGAAUCAUGCUGGACUCAGUGAACCCAAAGAAAUGAUUGUCCCUGUUGUCGUAAAAGAUCAACUGGAGGCCCCAGAAUUCGAUUUGAAGAACUAUCCCAGGAAUACAGUAUAUGUAAGAGCUGGAUCAAACUUGACUUUUGAGCUCCCUCUCACUGGCAAACCUAUGCCCAAAGUCGUUCUAUCAAAGAACAAUGUUGUUAUUAAAGCGAGCAAGAGGCUCAUCGCGGAUGUCACCGCCAACAGCCUCAUCAUCACUCUCAAUGAGAGCACUGCAAGUGAUGCAGGCAAAUAUGACAUCACUGCCUCCAACACAAGUGGCACCACCAAGAUAUUUACUAACAUUGUUGUACUAGACAGACCUGGACCUCCAGUUGGCCCAGUUGAGGUUGGAGAGGUUGGGGAGACGACAGUGUGUCUCAAAUGGGCUCCUCCUGUUUACAGUGGUGGCAGCCCAGUCACCAAUUACAUUGUACUUCGACGUGAAACAAGCACUCCUGCUUGGACAGAAGUGUCAUCUUCAGUAGCAAGAAACCUAAUUAAAGUCACCAAGCUCACCAAAGGAGAAGAGUAUCAGUUCAGGAUUAAGGCUGAGAACCGUUUAGGUAUCAGCGACCACAUUGACACCCCGCCAAUCACAGUCAAGCUUCCAUACACCAUCCCUGGACCUCCUUCCACCCCCUGGUUGACCUCUGUGUCCAGAGAGAGUCUCACCAUCAACUGGAAUGAGCCUGUUAUGGAUGGAGGAAACACUGUCAUUGGUUACCACUUACAGAUGAAAGAGAGAAGCAGCAUGUUGUGGCAGAAGGUCAACAAAACUGCGAUAGCUGGCACACAGUGGAGAGUUACGAAUAUUUGCCCUGGUCUCAUCUAUGAGUUUAAGGUUGCAGCAGAAAAUGCAGCUGGUAUUGGAAAGAUGAGCAAGACAUCUGAGGAAGUGCUUGCAAUUGAUGCUUGUGAGCCCCCUGCAAAUGUUCAUAUCUCUGAAAUCACUAAGAACUCUGUCAGCCUGGUCUGGCAGAGACCUCCCUAUGAUGGCGGCAGCAAGAUUACAGGUUACAGCGUAGAGAGGAGAGACGCCCCCAAUGGCAGAUGGACAAAGGCCAACUUUACCAACAUCAUUGAAAUGGGCUUCAUUGCAUCAGGACUUACACAAGAUGAAGCCUAUGAGUUCAGAGUGUUUGCAAAGAAUGCAGUUGGAUCCGUCAGUAAUCCAUCUCUCGUUGCUGGCCCAGUAACCUGUAUUGAUUCAAGUGGUGCUCCAGCAAUCGACCUCCCACCAGAAUAUUUAGAUGUUGUGCAAUACAAAGCUGGAGCCUCUGUGAAGAUCAGAGUUGGAAUUCUUGCAAAACCUUUGCCUGCAAUUGAAUGGUGCAAGGAUGGAAAGGAACUGGUGUCAAGCUCUGAGCUGUCUAUUGAGAGUACAACAGACACAUCUAGUAUUCUUAUCAAGGAUGCCACUCGCUUUAACACUGGCACAUAUGAAAUCAAGAUCAGGAAUGUUCUGGGCUCAGCAUCGGCAUCCAUCAGGAUACAAAUUCUAGACAAACCAGGACCACCACCAGGAAUCAUUCAGUUUAACACAGUUACGGCAGACAAGAUUAUCUUCAAUUGGGCGCCAGUCACAGAUGAGGGUGGUGCUAAAGUCACCCAUUAUGUUGUGGAAAGACGUGAAACCAGCAGAGUGGUGUGGUCCACUGUCUCCGAUGAGAUGACUGAUUGUUGUGCCACUGUCCAGAAGCUAGUGAGAGGGAGUGAAUAUGUGUUCCGUGUGAUGGGGGUCAACAAGUUUGGAAUUGGAGAGCCUCUCGAGUCUGAGACAGUCUUUGCCAAGAAUGCCUUUGUAACACCUGGACAGCCUGCCACUCCUGAGGUGAAUGCUAUCACAAAAUCAUCUAUGGUAGUCGUGUGGAACAAACCAGUUGUGGAUGGUGGAAGUCCAGUGACAGGUUACUACCUGGAGAGACGUGACAAGAAAAGUCUUCGCUGGAUUAAGGUCUUCAAAGAUCCAAUCAGCGACAUUACUCAGAAGGUGUUCCACCUGACAGAAGGGAAUGAGUAUCAGUACAGAGUGUGUGCCACUAACAAGGCUGGAGAGGGCCCCUUCUCCGAUGUGUCUGAUUUCUACAAGGCAGCUGAGCCAGUUGAUCCACCAGAUGAGCCUUGCAAGCUCAAAGUGGUUGACUCUACCAAGACGUCCAUCACCCUUGGGUGGUCAAAACCAGAGUGGGACGGUGGCAGUGAAAUCAUCAGCUAUGUAGUUGAGAAACUGGUGGAGGGUGAAGAGGAAUGGACAGUCAUCAGCGCCAAAGGAGAAGUGAGGACUGCAGAGUAUGUAGCCCACGACCUCAAACCUGAUGUGAACUACUUCUUCCGCGUAUCAGCAAUCAACUCUGCAGGCCGUGGAGAACCUCUUGAGAUGACUGAGCCUGUGCAAGCUAAGGAUAUCCUGGAGGAGGCUCAAGUUGAUCCAGAUGUUGCCAUGAGAACUCAUUACAUUGUUAAAGCAGGAAAAGAUGUGGAGAUCAUGGUUCCUCUUAAAGGCAGACCUGCACCUACGGCUUCAUGGUCAAAGGGAGAAGAUUGCCUUGACAGUGAUCCCAAAUAUAUAAUUCACAACACCGACACAACAUCAGUACUACAUUUGUCUGAAGUAACCAGGAAUGACACUGGAAAAUAUACAGUAAAGAUUGAGAAUGGCGUUGGAGAGCCCAAAACAUUGACGUUGUCUGUGAAGGUUCAAGACUCACCAUCUGCCUGCAGAAACCUAGUGUUGAAGGAAGUUACUCGUGGCAAAGUCACUCUUUGUUGGGAAGCCCCUCUACUUGAUGGUGGUGCGGAAAUUACCAACUACAUUGUAGAGAAGAGAGACUCAUCAAAAAGAGCUUACUCCAGUGUGACCAACAAAUGCACAGAUACAACAUACACCAUUGAAGAUCUGUCAGAGAAGACAUCCUUCUUCUUCCGUGUGUUAGCCGAGAAUGAAAACGGUGCGGGCGAUGCUUGCGAUACAGCUGAACCAGUGAAAGCGACAGAAACUCCUGGUCCAAUCAAAGAGCUGUCCAUGAAGGACUCUUCAAAGACAUCUGUCACACUACAGUGGGUGAAGCCUGACUAUGAUGGUGGCAGCAUCAUCAGUGACUAUGUCAUUGAGAAGAAACUCAAAGACGAAGAGGAAUGGGCAGCAGCUGGCACCAGCAAACAAUGUGAAUGUGAGGUCAAAAAACUGAAAGAGCUCGCAUAUAUGGACUUCAGAGUGUGUUCCAAAAAUGAGAAAGGUCAGAGUGACUUUGUGGAAAUUAAAUCAAUCCAGGUCAAAGACUUUAUCAUUACACCAGAUGCCUGUCUUGAUGACUAUCCAGGUAGUCGUGUAAACGUUCGCUUGGGUCACAAUGUGCAUAUUGAAUUGCCAUAUAAGGGCAAACCCAAACCAAGUAUUUACUGGCUAAAGGAUAAUCUGCCUCUCAAGGAGAGUGAGCAGGUGCGUUUCAAGAAAACAGAAAAUAAAGCUAUUCUCACGAUCAAGAAUGUGAAGAAAGACAAUGAAGGUAAAUACACAUUAACCCUGGAUAACAAGGUUAACAGGAAGUCCUUCCACAUUCAUGUCAUCACUCUUGGACCACCAUCCAAACCUAUUGGACCCAUUAACCUGGAUGAGAUUAGAGCAGAGAGCAUCAGGAUCUCCUGGGAGGAGCCAAACGAUUAUGGCGGUGGAGAAAUAACAUGCUACAGUGUGGAAAAACUCGACACCGCUCAGACAGCCUGGAAGAUGGCUUGCUCCAGUGUGACUGAUACGUCCUUCAACAUACCCAAUCUGAUCAAAGGAACACAAUAUCAGUUCAGAGUGUGUGCUGAGAACAGGUUUGGAGUCAGUGAGCCACUCAUAUCUCAGACUGUCAUUGCCAAACAUCAAUUCAGACCACCGGGCCCACCAGGAAAACCAGUGGUAUACAAUGUGACCAAUGAUGGCAUGACUAUUCAGUGGGAGACCCCCAUCUAUGAUGGUGGCACACCCAUCCAAGGCUACAACGUUGACAAGAAGGAGAAGAACAGCAUUAUGUGGCAGAAGGUCAACACAGUUCUGAUUACUGAAAGAGACUACAGGAUCCUUGGCCUUAUUGAGGGUCUCGAGUAUCAGUUCAGAGUCUAUGCAAAGAAUGAUUCUGGACUCAGUCGUUUUAGUGACGAAAGCAACUACACCAUGGCUGUCUCUCCUGUUGAUGCCCCUGGCCAGCCUGACUACACUGAUGUUACUAGUAAUUCAGUGUCACUCAAAUGGGAUGCACCCAACCAUGAUGGCGGGAGCAAAAUCACUGCCUACAAUGUUGAGAAACGUCAAGGAAAGGGACGCUGGCUGAAGAGCAACUUCACAAAUGUUCACGAGUGCAACUUCACAGUGGCUGGUUUGGCAUGUAACGAACGCUAUGAAUUCAGAGUGAUCGCAAGAAACGCAAUAGGCACUGUGAGUCCACCUUCUCAGUCAUCUGGCUACAUUGUCGUCAGAGAUGAAAGUGUUGCACCACAACUUGAGUUUGGACCUGAGUACUUUGAGGGUCUCACUGCCAAGGCAGGAGAUAACAUCAGACUUAAGGUUAGCAUUACUGGACGCCCAUCUCCCAAGGUUGUGUGGUACAGAGAUGGUGUUGAGAUUACCAAAAAGAUGAUGGACAUCAUUACAAUCGCUGGAUCAAGCACACUGUUUGUACGUGACGCUGACCGCAGUCACCGUGGUGUGUACACUGUGGAAGCCACCAACAGCUCUGGGGACAAGAAAGAGGACAUUAAUGUCCAAGUCCUGGAUACACCUGGAGAGCCAGUGGGACCCAUCACAUUCUCCAAUAUCUCUGAAGGAAAAGUGACACUUUCCUGGAAGCCACCUGAGAAUGAUGGCUGCUCUGACAUUACUCAUUACAUCAUUGAGAAGCGCGAGACUUCAAAGAUUUCAUGGGCGCUUGUCACAGAUCGUUGUGAGGACAGCACCUACAAUGCAUCCAAGCUGAUCAAGACUAAUGAGUACCAGUUCAGGGUUUCUGCAGUCAACAACGUUGGAGUAGGCAGACCUAUAGAGUCCAGCCCCAUUAUUGCACAGAUGCAAUACACUGUUCCAGAUGCCCCUGGCACUCCUGACUCAACUGAAGUCACAGGUGAAAGUAUCACACUGGCAUGGACAACACCCACCUCAGAUGGAGGAAAUCCAAUCCAAAGCUAUAUUGUGGAGAAACGUGAGAAGAAGACAGUUCGCUGGUCAAAGGUCAAGACCAAAAAGCCUAUUGUGGAGACUGGUCACAAAGUAGUCAAUUUGACUGAAGAUAUGGAGUACGAGUUCCGAGUGAUGGCAGUGAACGACGCUGGAAUUGGAGCUCCUAGCAACAUAUCCAUGGCCAUUAAAGCCAGUGAGCCCAGGGAUAUUCCAUGCGCUCCAUCUAUAGUAAAUGUAAGCGAUUCUACAAAUACAUCCAUCAGUCUGGAAUGGACCAAGCCUGCGGAUGACGGUGGCAUGGAAAUUCUGGGUUACAUUAUUGAAAUGUGCAAAGGAGUCGAGGAGGAAUGGCACAGAGUAAAUGAAGAGCUCUGCGUUGAAACUAUGUAUGUCACAAGUGGUUUGGAGACUGGCGCAGAAUACAAGUUCCGUGUUGCUGCUGUCAACCAUAUUGGUAGAGGAGAGGAACAAGAAAUCCCUGAACCAGCACAGGCAGUGGACAGACAAACAGCACCUAUUGUUGAUAUUGAUGCCAGCUUCAAACAGACACACAUUGUGAAGAAUGGAGAUACUGUCUGUCUCCAAGUAGCCUUCAGGGGUAAACCAACUCCCACAGCACAAUGGGUUAAGGAGGAUGGAGAGCUGGGAGUCAUGACUGAAAUCAUUACAACAGAGAACACCAGUACUUUGACGAUUGAGAACUGCACUAGAUAUGACUCUGGUAAAUACACCAUUACCCUUGAAAACAGUGGCGGCACUAAGGAUAUUACAUUCACUGUGAAGGUGAUGGACACCCCUGGACCUCCAGUAUCUCUGAUCUUCAAGGAAGUCUCCAGAGGAUCUCUCACACUGGUCUGGGAACCUCCCACUAACGAUGGCGGAGCCCGCAUUCAUCAUUACAUUGUGGAGAGGCGUGAGGCUAGCCGCCGUACCUGGCAACAGUCUGGAGGCAAGUGCACUCAGUUGAUACUCAGAAUAAGUGAUCUGCUAGAGGGCGUCCCAUACUUUUUCAGAGUCUCGGCAGAAAACCAGAAUGGUAUUGGUGAGGCUUAUGAAAAGCCAGAUCCAAUUGUUGCCACUGCAGAACCUGCAUCACCGAAGAGACUGGACAUUCUGGACACCACUGAUACUUCUGCAACCCUGGCUUGGUUGAAGCCUGAGCAUGAUGGUGGUAGUCGUAUCCAGUGCUUUGUUGUUGAGGCCAAAGCUAAGGGCACAGAUAACUGGAUGGUUUGUAACAAAACCAAGAGUCUGAGCAUGGUGAUUGAGAAUUUAGGUAUGGGUGCAGAAUAUGAAUUCCGUGUCAAAGCAAAGAAUGAAGCAGGAUUUAGUGAGCCAAAAGAAGCCAUGGCUCCUGUUCUUAUCAAAGAGCCACGAAUUGAGCCUACCGCAGAUCUCAGUGAAAUCACUAACCAACUGAUCACGUGUAAGAACAGUGGCACCUUCACCAUUGAUGUUCCCAUCAGUGGCAGACCAGCUCCUAAAGUCAUCUGGAAACUUGAGGAGAUGAGGCUGAAGAAUUCAGACAGGGUAUCCAUCACGACAACAAAGGAAAGGACAACAAUAUCAGUCAAAGAGGCCAUGAGGGGUGAUGGUGGUAAAUACUUCCUCACCCUAGAGAAUGUAGCAGGUACAAAGACUUUCACUGUGAAUGUUAAUGUCAUUGGAAGACCUAGUCCUCCCACCGGGCCCAUUGAGAUCACAAACAUCACUUCUGAGUCCUGUGUGCUGAACUGGGAAGAACCAGAGGAUGACGGUGGAACCGAUAUCACAAACUACAUUGUUGAAAAGCGUGAAUCUGGCUCCACUGCCUGGCAGCUGAUCAAUUCCAGUGUGAAACGCACAUCGCUGCAUGUCUCACACUUGACCAAAUACAUGCAGUACACUUUCCGUGUCUGCGCUGAGAACAGAUUUGGUGUAAGCAAGUCUACCGAGUCUGAGACGAUUGUUGCUGAGCAUCCAUUUGUGCCUCCUGGUCCACCAACAAGACCUGAGGUGUUUGGUGUGACAUCUAACAGCAUGAGCAUCAAAUGGGAGGAGCCCUUCCAAGAUGGUGGCAGCAAAGUCACAGGCUACUGGAUAGAGAAGAAGGAGAGAAACAUUAUCCUGUGGGUGAGGGAGAACAAGAUCCCAUGCUUCGAGUGCUACUACAAAGUAGAGGGGCUGGUAGAGGGCUUGGAGUACCAGUUCAGAAUCUAUGCAAUGAAUAGUGCUGGCCUGAGCAAAGCCAGUGAGGCAUCGAAGAGAACAGUGGCUCAGAACCCAGUUGACCCUCCUGGUAAACCAGAAGUUACAAAUGUGUCAGGAUCUACAGUGUCCAUCAAAUGGUCUACCCCUCUGAAUGAUGGUGGUUGUCCUAUUGUCGGUUACAUUGUUGAGCGUAAGCCGUACUCCAUCACUGGAGAAGGCCGCUGGCUGAAGUGUAACUACACCAACGUGACAGAUAAUAACUUCACCAUCACAGCCCUGGGAGAGGGAGAGGUCUAUGAAUUCCGUGUCAUCGCUAAGAAUGCUGGUCAAGUUUUCAGCAUUCCGUCUGCGUCCACCGGCCCUGUGACAUGCAAAUCUGAAUAUGCUCCACCUAAGGCAGACUUGGACAGCAAGCUUCUGGCAGACACUGUUACUGUUAGAGCUGGCUCAGACCUAGUUUUGGAUGCUGCUGUUGGUGGCAGACCUAAUCCCAAAGCCUCAUGGGCCAAGGGAGAUAAGGAUCUGGAGCUGUGCGAGAAGUACUGUCUGCAGUACACAAGUACCAGAGCAAUGGCCAUCAUCAAGUUCUGUGAUAGAGAUGACACUGGAAAGUACAUUCUCACUGUCAAGAAUGCCAGUGGGGUCAAGACAGCAGAGGUUAAUGUGAAAGUACUUGAUACACCUGGAGUUUGCGAGGGUGCGAUUACCUUCAGCAAAAUUACACAAGAGUCAUGUACGCUGUCCUGGAAGCCGCCUCUUGAGGAUGGUGGAGAUGACGUGUCCCACUACAUUGUUGAGAGACGCGACACCAACAGGCUCAAUUGGGUGGUUAUGGAUGCUGAGUGCAAGGCAUUGACCUGUGACAUCACCAGACUGUUUAAGAACACAGAGUACCUCUUCCGUGUGAGAGGAGUCAACAAGUAUGGCAGUGGUGUUCUUCUCCAGUCUGAGCUUGUCAUUGCCAGAAACACAUUCACUGUGCCAUCUCCACCGGGAGUACCCGAGAUUCUAGCUGUUGGGAAGGACUUUGCUACCAUUGAGUGGCUGAAAUCAGAGAGCGAUGGUGGUAGUGAGAUCACCCAUUACCUCGUCGAGAAGCAUGAGAAAAAGAGUGCUAGGUGGAUCAAGGUGAACAGAGAUUCAGCGUUUCUGGACACAUGCCUGAAGGUCUCAGGCCUCGUAGAGGGAAACACCUACCAGUUCCGCGUGACAGCCAUAAACAAGGCUGGCGAGAGUGAACCUAGCGAGUUGUCUCUCUAUGUUGUCUGCAGGGUGCCCACAUGUACCCCUGCUCCUCCAUCAAUCCCCCGCAUCACAGACACCACCAAGGACAGCAUCAGCUUAGCCUGGUCCCGACCAGUUGAGGACGGAGGCGCCGAUGUCCUAGGCUAUCUUCUGGAGAAGCAGGAAGAGGGAGCUGAGGAAUGGACCAAGGUCCAUGAGAAGACUCUGCGAGGCACAGAACAUGUUGCUACCAGUCUCACAACUGGAAAGAAAUACUGUUUCAGAGUUGCUGGAGUCAAUGUCAAUGGAACUGGAGACUUCAGUGAACCCUGUGCAGAGACAGAGGCAACUGAGAGAAUUGAAACACCUGACCUGGAGAUGCAUGAUGAUCUCAAAAAGACCAUCUGCCUGAGAGCAGGAGGCAUCCUCAAAUUAUGUGUUAAUGUAACUGGAAGACCCAUUCCUUCCAUCACCUGGAGCAAGCCAGAUGUUGACCUCCAUAACCGUGGUUUCAUUGAAGUCACAAAUUCCUCUACAACUCUCAUUAUUGACAAAGUGCAUCGCUAUGAUGCAGGCAAAUACACCAUUGAUGCAGAGAAUCAGUCUGGCAAGACGUCUGCUACUAUUGUUGUCAAAAUCUAUGAUACUCCCGGUCCAACAGGACCAAUUAAGAUCAAGGAGCUCACAAAUGAGUCUGCCCUCAUUGCAUGGGAUCCCCCAACUGUGGAUGGUGGGGCUCCAGUGAACAACUACAUCAUUGAGAGGCGUGAAGCAUCAAUGAGAGCCUACAAAACAGUGACAUCCAAGUGCAGCAAGACAUCCUAUAAGAUCACUGGACUCAUGGAGGGACUGAUGUAUUACUUCAGAGUCUUACCAGAGAAUCUGUAUGGAGUGGGAGAGCCAUGUGAAACCCCUGACGUUGUGUUAGCAUGUGAAGUACCCCUGCCUCCAAGCAAAUUAGAGAUGGUGGAUGUCACCAAGUCCUCAGUAACACUUGGAUGGGAGAAACCAGAGCAUGAUGGUGGCAGCAGACUCACAGCCUAUGUCAUUGAAGCCUGCAAAUUUGGCACUGACAAAUGGAUGAAGGUGGCAACCCUGAAGACAACUGAAUUUGAGUACACUAUUACCUCUCUGAAUGAGAAUGAACAGUACCUGUUCAGAAUCAGAGCUGUUAACAGCAGGGGACCUAGUGAGCCGAAGGAGAUUGUAACAGCUGUUACAGUCCAAGAACAACGGGUUCUACCCAAGGUUGAUUUCUCGAGCAUUCCUCAGAAGGUUGUCAAUGUUCGGGCUGGAAAACCACUUGAGCUGGACUUGCCAAUCAUUGGAAGACCCCCACCCGUUUGCUCAUGGUACUUUGCAGACAACAAGAUGAAAGUCACUGACCGUGUUAAGAUUCAAAGCACCGGAAAGUUCUCUAAGUUGACUGUGCUUAAUACAACCAUUGAUGACACUGGCGAAUAUAAUCUGGAAAUAAAGAACAUCACUGGAGUCAUCACAGAAACUAUCAAAGUCAUUAUUCUUGACAAACCUGAUGAACCUAAGGGACCAAUCAGGUUUGAUGAGAUUGAUGCAACCUCAGUGACAUGCAGUUGGGAUCCUCCGGAGAGGGAUGGAGGCGCUCCAAUCAGUGGCUACGCUGUUGAGCAACGUGAUGCUCAUCGUCCUGGAUGGGUUCCAGUCUGUGAUUCUGUUAGCAGGCCCCAGUAUAAGUUCGAAAAACUCACAGAGGGCGAUGAAUAUGUGUUCCGUGCAGCCGCGAUCAAUCGCUUUGGCACUGGAUCAUUCUUUCAAUCCGAGAUUGCUGUAUGCAAGAGUGCAACGAACAUUCCUGGACCUCCUGGCAGGCCAACAGUGUUUGAUGUGUCUCGUGAUGGCAUGACCGUAGCAUGGCUCCAACCAGAGGAAGAUGGUGGAUCAGAAGUGUCCGGAUAUAUCAUUGAACGCAAGGAGGUCAGGUCUGACAGAUGGGUGCGUGCCAACAAGAACCCAGUAACAAUGACCCGAUACAGAUCUACAGAUCUGAUCGAAGGCCUGGAGUAUGAACACAGAGUCACAGCCAUAAAUGCCAGAGGAGUUGGCAAACCCAGCCUUGUCUCAAAACCAGCAGUGGCAACUGACCCCAUUGAUCCACCUGGCUCACCCCAGAACCCCAGAAUCACAGAUACCACAAAGUCCUCUGUGUCUCUGGCCUGGAGUCCACCUGAUGAUGAGGGAGAUGCCAAGGUUUCAGGCUACCUGAUUGAGAUGCAGAAGGUCGGCCAGAUGAGCUGGAUUAAAUGCAAUACAACUCCUUCUCUGAUCUGUGAAUAUACACUGACAAAAAUGCCCCAAGGAGAAGAAUUCAAGUUCCGUGUAUUGGCCUGCAAUGCCGGCGGAUCUGGAGAGCCCGCUGAAGUACCAGGAACCAUCAAAAUCACAGAGAUGCUUGAAUCUCCUGAUUAUGACCUGGAGCUUAAAUACAAGGCUGUAUAUGUGGUCAGACAUGGAGGAGUUGUCAGACUCUCUGUGCCUGUCAAGGGUAAACCAGUCCCUACAUGCAAGUGGACCAAGGAUGGCUCGGAUGUUGCUGAGAAGGCCAUGCUUGUUUCUUCUGAAGACGUCACUGAGCUUGUGAUCAAGGAUGCAGAGAGGAGCGACUCAGGUGUCUAUGAGCUUAAGUUGGAGAACAGGGUUGGGAAGAAGGUUGCUCACAUCAAGGUGAACGUCAUCGGCCGCCCUAGCGCUCCUGAAGGCCCGCUCAAAUUUGAUGACAUUCAAGCCAACUCUGUCAGAGUUAGCUGGACAACCCCCAAAGACAACGGUGGAACAGAUAUCUUAGGAUACAUUGUUGAGAGACGUGAGUCUUCCAGAGUGGCAUGGUACACCGUGGAUACCAGGGUGGUCGACACACAGCUGUUGGUCAAGGGACUGCAGGAAGGUGUUAAGUAUCACUUCAAGGUGACAGCAGAGAACCAGUAUGGUAUCAGUGAAUCUUUGAAGUCAGACGAACCUAUCAUACCAAAGACUCCAUUGUGUCCUCCUGAAUCCUCAAGCACUCCACCAGAGAUCAUGGAUGUCACAAAGAACUCAGUUGCUCUCUCCUGGUCCAGGCCAAAGGAUGAUGGUGGUUCUGGCAUCACUGGGUACAUUGUUGAAUACAAAGAAGUGUCCUCUGAGACCUGGGUUCGUCACGAGACCAAAGUUGUCUCGACCAUGUUCACUGUGCCUCGUCUUACUCCUGACGCUGAGUACCAGUUCCGCGUCAUUGCUGUCAAUGUCAUUGGACAGAGUGAAGCCGGACCUGCAUCUGAUCCAGUCACAUGCAAAGAUCCAUUUGACAAACCAAGUCAACCCGGUGAGAUCGACACAGUCAGUGUUGCAAACAACAACAUUGCCAUCCGCUGGAAGGUGCCAGAAUGUAAUGGUGGAAAAGAGAUCCUGGGUUACUGGGUGGAGUACAGGAAGUCUACAGAGAGCACAUGGAAGAAGUGCAACAAACAGCGUCUGAAGGAGAAAGAGUUCACAAUGGUUGGUCUUGCCGAGGCCACUGAGUAUGAGUUCAGAGUGUUUGCUGAAAAUGAAACCGGAAUCAGCCGACCACGCAGAACAGCUACAUGCAUCAAAACUAAACUCAGUGUUGGAACUCAACCAAGCCUUAGGAAAGAAAUGGAUGAAGUAACAACAAAACUUGGACAACCAGCAGUUAUGAAAUGCCAGAUUAUUGGUAGGCCCGUUCCUGAGAUCAAAUGGUACAAGGCCGGUAAGGAGAUCAUAGAGUCUCGUAAAUAUGAGAUGAGCUCUGAUGGUCGCAACCACUCCCUGAGUAUAAUGACAGACCAGCAAGAGGAUGAGGGUGAAUACACAUGCAAGGCUUUCAAUGAUGCAGGUGAGGCAGAGACCACUGGUACUCUGGUGCUGGAGGCCGCUCCUCAGUUCCACCCUGACUUCCCAUUGAAGAACACAUACCAUGCAGGUUGUGGCACUACUUUGCGCCUGCAUGUUGUCUACAUCGGACGCCCUGAGCCAAAGAUCAUGUGGCUCCAUGGAGCUUCUACUGUAGAGCCAUCUGAGAACAUAAGCAUUGAGAACACAGAGCACUACACUCACCUGGUGAUCAAGAAUGUUGAACGCAGGGUACAUGGAGGAAAAUACAGAGUCAGACUGCACAACCACUUUGGCAGAACUGACACUGCAAUCAAUGUUGAAAUCCAAGAUAAACCGUCAAUGCCUGAAGGUCCUAUUGUGCUUGAUGCUCUGCUGAAGAACUCAGUAAUCAUCAGCUGGAAGCCACCAAAGGAUGACGGUGGAUCAAUGAUCACCAACUACCUUGUUGAGAAGCGUGAGGACAAGGAAGAGGCACAGUGGGAACUGGUGUCAUCAUCUAUCACUGCCACCAACUGCCGUGUACCCAACCUGGUUGAUAGCGCUGGCUACUUCUUCCGCGUCUAUGCUCAGAAUCGUUAUGGAAAUAGUGAGCCAUUAGAACUAUCUGCUCCUAUCCUCAUCAAGAGCCAGCUGGCUAAACCUAGUCCACCACUCCUGCCGGUUGUCUCCGGAGUGACCAAAGUCUCAUGUGUUGUCGCUUGGAAACCUCCUCUCUCUGAUGGUGGCUCUAAAAUCAAGAGUUACUGCAUUGAGAAAAAGGAGAAGAAGGGUGAAUGGACACCUGUUACCACUGAUGAAAUCCACCAAACCGUCUUCUCCGUCAAACGCCUUGUGGAGGGCUCAGAGUACAUCUUCCGCAUUAAGUGUGAGAAUCUCGGCGGUGAGAGUGACUGGAGUGAAGAGUCUGCACCCAUCAUUCCAAAGACAGCUGUUGACGUCCGUGCUCCCGCCUUCAAAGAAGAGCUGAGAAGCAUGAGUGUCAAAUAUAAGAGCAAUGCUACCUUUGUUUGUAAGAUUAUAGGACAACCUAAGCCUGUGAUCAAAUGGUUCAAACGUGGUAAGGAGAUCCAGUCUGAUGGAAAGAAACUCAAAGUACAAGAAUUCAAGGGAGGCUAUCACCAGCUGGUGAUUGCUGAUGCUGAAGAGGAUGACUCCACUGUAUACCAGAUCAGAGCAACAAACCAGGGAGGAUCUAUCUCAUCCACUGUCUCUCUUGAUGUUGAAGUUCCUGCCAAGAUUAACCUGCCCAAAAACCUUAAGGAUAAGGAGGCCAUCCCUGCCCUGCGUGGAGAGUUGGUAAACAUCAAGAUUCCUUUCAGUGGCAAACCAGACCCUGUCAUCACAUGGCAGAAGGGACAAGACCUCAUUGACAACAAUGGAUACUAUCAAGUUAUUGUCACUAGAUCAUUCACAUCACUGGUGUUCCCUAACGGUGUGGAUAGGAAGGAUGCUGGGUUCUACAUUGUUUGUGCCAAGAACAGAUUUGGCAUUGACCAACAGACAGUUGAACUGGAUGUUGCAGAUGUUCCAGAUCCACCACGUGGUCUCAAAGCCAGUGAUGUCUCAAGAGACUCAGUGUCUCUGAGUUGGGUUGACCCAGCAAGUGAUGGUGGCAGUAGAGUAACUAGCUACAUCAUAGAGAAGUGCCCUACAACAGCUGACAGAUGGGAACGUGUUGCCCAGGCCCGCGAUACUCACUACACUGUUGUCAACCUGUUUGGAGGAACUAGUUAUCAGUUCAGAGUCAUUGCCGAGAAUAAGUUUGGCCAGAGUUCCCCAUCAGAGCCAAGCUGUCCGGUUAUGACAAAGGAAGACAAAUCAAGAGUCCUCAGCUAUGACAAGGAGGUUGAUGAUUCAGGAUAUGUUUCAAGAGGCAAAGCUCCUCAUUCCAAUGCUAAGGAUGUGCAUGAAAAAUACAUGAUUGCUGAGGAGCUGGGAAGAGGACAGUUUGGUAUUGUUCACCGCUGUGUUGAGACCAGCUCUCAGAAGACAUACAUGGCCAAAUAUGUUAAGGUGAAGGGAGCAGAUCAAGCAAUUAUCAAAAAAGAAAUUGCUACACUGAAUGUGGCAAAGCACAAUAGUUUCCUGUGCCUCCAUGAAUCAUUUGAUAGCCCUGAAGAAUUAGUCAUGAUCUAUGACUUCAUCUCAGGUGUUGACAUAUUCGAACGCCUUGGAACCGCCGACUUUGAGCUUACAGAGCGUGAAAUUGUCAACUACAUCAGACAAAUAUGUGAAGCUCUCGAGUUCUUGCACAGUGCAAGUUAUGGUCACUUUGACAUCAAACCUGAGAACAUAGUGUACACUACAAGGAAAAGCACUAACAUUAAGAUCAUUGAAUUGGGACAGGCCAGACACUUGACACCAGGAGAACAGAUCAAGGUGCAGUACACAACGGCCGAGUAUGCAGCUCCUGAAAUCCACCAGACCGAUAUGGUCAGCACCGUCACUGACAUGUGGUCAGUUGGUGUCCUUGCAUACAUCCUUCUUAGUGGACUCAACCCCUUCACUGCUGAAACUAACCAGCAAAUGAUUGACAGCAUUUCAAAUGCCGAGUACAAUUACGAAGAUGAAGCCUUUAAACAGGUCAGUGUUGAAUCAUUAGAUUUCACAGACCGCCUUCUCACAAAGGAACGUAAACAUCGUAUGACAGCUGCUGAAGCUUUAGGCCAUCCUUGGCUGACAAUGCAGCCGGAACAACUCAGCGGAAGAAUCAUUCCGACCACUAGGCACAAGAGAUAUUACCAGGCCUUGGUAAAGAAAGAAUGGAGCACUGUUGUCUCAGGUGCUCGCAUUGCCGGCGGUGGAGCUAUCAGACCCCAGAGAGGUGUCUCUGUUGCCAAAGUGAAGAUCGCACCAUUUGAACAUGGCCCAGUGGCUGGGCAGAUUGGUCAUGUUGUCGUGGAUGAGAAAGAAAAUAUCAAGUUUAUUUGCAACAUUGAGAACUAUGACAGCACCACAGAGGUCACAUGGUACUGUGGUGUUAGACAGCUGGAGGCAGGUACCAAGUAUGAAAUUGAAUAUGAAGAUGGGCUGGCAACUAUAACUAUAAAUGGGGUCACCAGAGCUGAUGAUGGCACCUACAGAUGCAAGAUUGUCAAUGAGUAUGGUGAGGACAGUGGCUACGCUGAACUCUUUGUCAAUGGAGUUAGGUCAUAUCGUGACCACUUCACAACGCGUGUGGUGAAGAAGGUGAAACGCAGAGUGGACACAGCUAGACUGCUCCAGAAACCACCUGAGUUCACCCUGCCUCUGUUUAACCGCACAGCUUACAUUGGAGAAGAUAUCCGCUUCGGUGUCACCAUCACUGUGCACCCUGAGCCACGUGUAAUGUGGCUGAAAUCUGGCCAGAAGCUCAUUCCUGGUGAUGAUGACAAAAAGUACACUUUCCUCACCGACAAGGGUCUUUAUCAGUUAGUGAUUCACAACCUGGAGUCUGAUGACGAGGCAGAGUACAGCGUCGUGGCUCGUAACAGGUAUGGCGAUGACAGCUGUAAGGCUCGUCUCACUUUGACUCCCCGUCCUGCACCAGCAGACAACACCUUGAGGCCCAUGUUCAAACGCCUGCUUGCUAAUGUCGAGUGCAGAGAAGGCCAGAAUGCGCGAUUUGAGAUCAGAGUGUCAGGACUCCCAACACUGAAGUGGGAGAAGGAUGGCAUGCCAUUGGCAUUUGGUCCAUCAAUUGAAAUUGUUCAUGAAGGCCUGGACUACUUUGUCCUUCAUGUGAAAGACACUCUACUUGAAGAUUCAGGCGUAUAUAGAGUUACAGCAACCAACUCUGCUGGAUCUGCCAGUUGCCAAGCCACCCUAAAGGUAGAGCGGUCCACCCAUGUUAAGAAAGAGUAUGUGAGUGAAAGGGACAAAAAGAAACAAGCUGAAAAAGAACAAAUGGACAAAAAAGUAAGGAUAUCACAGAUCCUUUCUGGUACCGAGGUCAUGGCUCUUCCCCCACUGGCACAGCAAGCUAUAAGAGAGGCAUCCACAAUGUUUAAACCUGCUGUGACAACAAAGAAGGGUGAGAAGACGGAGGCUGAAGUACAAAAAGAAAAAGAGGAAAGGAAGAAGAGGGCGGAUGAGAAGAGGCUGCGCAUGCCGUACGACGUUCCCCCGCCUCGUGUUGUGGGGCCCACAGCGCUCGAGGAGGAUAUGGAAAUCAAACACUUUGUUCCCUUCUCUGAUAUGAAAUGGUACAAGAAGCUCCGGGACCAGUAUGAGUUCCCUGAGCCUAUGGACAAGAUCAAACAGAAGAGGAUGAAACGUAUCCGUCUGUCAAGGUGGGAACAGUUCUAUGAGGUGCCUCUGCCAAGGAUUAAAACCCAGUACAAACAUAAAUGGCGCCUUCCAGCAGUGACACAGGAUGACCUGGAGACAGUGAGGCCUGCAAGGCACCGCACUCCUUCCCCUGACCUGGAGGCCUACCAAAGAAUAAGGAGGAGGUCUCUUGGGGAUCUCUCAGAUGAGGAGCUCCUCCUGCCUGUUGAUGAGUAUCUCUCCAUGAAGCAAACAGAGGAGCAGAGACUCCGUCUGGAGGAAGAACUGGAGCUUGGCUUCUCUGCCUCCCCACCCAGCCUUAGCCCUGUGCGCUUUGAGCUGUCUUCACUUCGCCAUACAUCUCCAAGGCGCGCGACAUACACUGAAGAAGAGGAAGGUGAAGAGGUUCAGAGGUACGACUCCUAUCGUAUUCCAUCCAAGUAUGAGGCAGGGCCAAGUUUCCUCAACCUUCGCCAGCGCCAUGACAAGGCCACACACAGACCUCCAAGACAGAAGCAAAAAGUGUAUGAAGAGAGAGAAGACGAAGAGAUGCUGAGACCUGUCAAAACAACACAGAGAAUCACCUCUUAUAAAAGUCAGUUGAAACAGAUGGAGUUUGAGGAAAAAACAAGAGUUACAAGAAAAGAGAAAACAACUGUUCACGUGUCAAGUGUGACUGAAGGUUCUUUAAUGGAGACAUCUGAGCAUCUUCCUGCCUCAUUUACUCCUUCAUAUGUUCCCAUGGCACGCCCUGCAGUCAAAAAGACAGCAUCUGCAGAGGCUAAACCUGAGAGAAAGAGAUCCCCAACCCCUGAAAAGCCCCGUCAUAAAUCCCCAAGUUCCACUGCCUCACAUGAUGUCACCUUAUCUAAAAUUGAUUUCAUGUCCAGAUAUGAGGCGAGAAAGGCAGUUCUGAGAUCCGAGAGAAAGUCAACAGAGAGUACAUUUGAGGUUGUCACUCAGCAGCCUUUCAGCCUUGAUCACGUGCCACGUGUAACCGUCAGAAUGCGUUCUCACCGUGUGCCAUUUGGCCAGAGCACCAAAUUCACUCUAAAUGUCCAAUCAAAGCCUGUGGCUGAUAUCAAGUGGUACCAUAAUGGAAUACAGAUCCACGAGAGCAAGAAGUACCAAAUUUCUAAUUUGAGCGGAGUCCUGUCUCUUCAGAUAAUGGACUGCCAGACAGAGGAUAGUGGUACUUACCGUGUUGUGUGCACCAACGCAAAGGGCGAAGCGUCUGACUAUGCAACUCUGGAUGUGGCUGGAGGAGGGUUCUCUACCUAUGCCUCACGUCGACAAGAUGAGGAGCCCCCAUCCGCAUAUGUCCCGGAGAUGACCAAGACAGAAGUCUACCACGUGUCCUCCAAAACAACUUCCUCCACUGAGAAACAUGAGAAAGUGGAAGCUUUACAAAUGAAAACUGAGGAGAAGAAAGUAACUAAGGAGAAGAAAGUAACCGAGGAGAAGAAAGUAACUGUGGAGAAGAAAAUUGAAAUUAAGAAAUUUUCACCUACAAUCAUUUUGAGACCCCAGUCCCUGACUGUGUCUGAAGGUGAGAUUGCUAGAUUCGUGGCUGAGGCUAAUGGAGAACCAAUGCCCAGCGUUACCUGGCUGCAUGAAGGACAGGUUGUUACCUCCACACAGCGCCACCAUGUAACCUCAGCACAAAAUGUUAAUCUUGAGUCUACUUUCGAGAUCAGUUCAGUGGAGCUUUCAGAUGAAGGCAACUACUUGGUAGUGUUUGAGAACUCAGACGGCAGAGAGGUGGCCCACUUCACCCUCACCAUUCGUCGCAGAGAGUCUAAAGAGAAGGUGGUGGCCUCUCCUCCCAGAGUGACCUCACCAGAACCCCGAGUUAAAUCUCCUCCAGGGGUCAAGUCCCCCAAAAGAAUCAAGUCUCCAAUCAGUUCGCCCCCAAGAGUCAAGUCGCCACCCACAGUGAAGUCACCCACCAAGAUGGAGGUGCAGAAAGCCAAGCCUUCCAUUUCAGUGGACCUGCAUGACAUCACAGCAGCUUCUGACUCUAUCAUCAAGCUGACAGUGAAAGUAGCAGGACAUCCAAAACCAGCAUUUUCUUGGAUGAAGGAUGGAAAGACUCUCUCAGAGGGUGGGAAAUAUGAAAUCUUUGAGGAGCAAGGCUCAGCAUAUCUUGAGAUAUAUGAAUCUGAGGUCUCUGACAGUGGUGUUUAUAAUUGCACGGUCACCAACAGUGCUGGAUCUGUAUCCACAUCCUGCACCGUCACUGUUCAAGCCUCUGCUAAAACCACAGCACUUGCAGAGAAAUCUCAAGAAAUAUCCAGCUCUACCUAUCACGCAAAAACAGAAAUCUGUGAGGAAAUAAUGGAAAAGGAAAUGGUUUAUGAGGAAAUCCAGUCUUACACCGAAGUAAAGGCUUCCCACACCCAGAUGUCAAUGACAGCGGGCCAAUCUCUCACACUAAGAGCUAAUAUCCCUGCAGCAUCAGACAUCAGAUGGAUCCUGAAUGGAGUUGAACUGGCCAACUCAGACCAGUACAGGUAUGGUGUGUCUGGAAAUGACCACACUUUGGCUAUCAAGGAGGUCAGUCAACAGGAAGAAGGGGUUAUUACAUGUGAGGCUAAGACAGAGCACGGCCUGGUCAAAUGCCAGUUUGACACCACCAUUAGUGCCAACAUCUCAGAUGCCCCCUCAUUCCUGGUGCAACCCAGAUCCCAGAACAUCAAUGAGGGGCAAAGUGUAAAAUUCACAUGUGAGAUUGCCGGAGAGCCUGCCCCUGAAGUGGAGUGGCUUAAGGACAACAUCAUAAUAUCUAUGGCAUCAAACAUGCAAAUAAGCCGCUCUAAAAAUGUGUAUGUACUGGAGAUAUCUGAGACCACAGUUGCAGACAGUGGCAAAUACACAAUAAAAGCCAAGAAUCAAUAUGGACAAUGUUCUGCAACAGCAUCUUUAAACAUCAUCGCUCUUGUAGAAGAACCAGCACAAAUGCUUGUUAUGGAACAAAGUGCUGCUGCUACCAGCUUGCAUACUGCUUUCUCAGCCUCUUCAGUUCACAUGGCAUCCAUGCAGACUGCCUUCUCCAGCAGCUCCAGUUCUGCUGAGGUUACACUUGAGAGCAUGUCCAUUGCUAGCAUGUCCACCAUGGCAGCUGAGUCAAUCGUAAAAAUGAGCUCCAGCAGUGUAAUGGAAAUGUCCAGUCACUCAAAUAUAGAGGCCUCCUCAGUGAGAGCCAUCUCCCAGGGGUUUAAAGGUGCACCACCAAAGAUCGAGGCCCUUCCAGAGGAUAUCAGUGUUGAAACAGGCAAGUUCCUGACUGUGGCCUGUGCCUUCUCUGGCGACCCAACGGCCAUUGAGUGGCUUCAUUCUGGCAAGACCCUUCCCUGUGAGGAGGAGAGCAAUAGGUUCCUCAUCGAGACUACUGGGGACCUCACCACACUCAUGAUCACUGGCGUGAAAGAGGAUGAUGCUGGGGCGUACACCCUCAAACUGUCCAAUGAGCUUGGAUCUGACACUGCAACUGUUAAUGUUCACAUUCGAUCCAUGUAAAAAAGAAAAAAGCAACAACUAAUAUAAAUUUAUAUCCCUAUUUCCCUCAUCCAGUACAUUUUUAUUUAUUGAAUUAGCAAAAAAUCAUCUUUACUUGAUAAAGACUUGGAUUUCUGUUCUUGUAAAUAUCAACUAUUUUUAUACCAAACUUGACAUUAAUUUAUGCCAAACUAGACUAAAGUCUAAAGUUGUUAUAAAAUGUGCCAUAUUGGAUAAUUAUGACUUAGGAUUUUUGAACCACUUUUCUGUGACAUGUACAUAAUGUAUAUAGCCGAAUUUAACGGUUAUGGAAAAUGUAUGAAUUGUUAUUUAUGACAAUAUUAACUGAAACAAAUGGAACUAAAUGUUUAACAGGAGAAAGAUUCACAUGAAACGAAUACCCUGAAAAACCUGAAACUAAACUCUGUGCCUCAACAAUAAGUUGAAGUCUUAAGAUUGCCUCAACAGGUAGAGAGGCUCCCUGUUGAAGUUCACAAAAUCAGAGAGACAAUGUUAUUAUGCACCGUACAUCUGUGCGUGCAAUAUUACAAUACUCCUAUGAAUUGUAACAUGACCAUAAGACCCUGAGUGCUGUUUGCAUAUUACCCUCAUGGAAGCAGCAUAAACUGGUCUUGUGUUCUGACUGACUAUGUCAUACCACCAUUUUAAUGACAUGCUCAAUGUGCGAGCGGCCUGCACUUUGAGCUCUAUAUAAUUUUAUGUGCACUGUUUCUGGCAACGGAUAGUUGAAUUGUUUUUUUCAAAUUUAACAUCUCCUGGCCAUUAAAAUAAAAGUCAAUUCAAGUUCUUCUUUGCAGAAGCAGUGCCAUCUCUUGGAGGAUUGCUAGGUAAUAUUUUGUGUGUUUGAGUGUGUUUUAGUUUUAGAAUUUCACCUUGUCAAUAGUCAGGGUAACCAUCAAGUGAAUGUACCACAGUGACUCCAUCUCCUGUGAAAAAGAAGCAAAUGCAUUAAUGUUAUACCCUGCACUUUGAUUUAAUUGAUCUAUUAUGUAGAAUUACCAGUGUAUUCAUCCUCCUUGAGUUUUAUGCAUUACUGAUUUAAUAAAGCAUGAUUUCAGCACAACAAAA